GAGCAGUCGUGCAUUCCCCGCCUCGCCUCGGGUGUAGGGAUUGCAAAAAAACAAAACUACACUGUCAAGACUGUGUAGUUUUGUUUUUAUGAUUAGAGGCUCUUCAAUUCUCAUGCUGGGAUUGUCUAAAAAAAUCUUACUCUGGAUAAGGACGUCGUUCAAGAAGAUUUCGUUGGGCUUAGCCCACUCUUGCAGGCACUUUGAGAGAUCAGAGUGCCUGUAAAGAUGACGACGAAAGCACCAACAUUUACACAGCCGUUACAAAGUGUUGUGGCACUGGAGGGUAGUGCCGCAACCUUUGAGGCUCAUAUUAGUGGUUUCCCAGUUCCUGAGGUGAACUGGUUUCGGGAUGGCCAGGUUCUCUCUGCUGCAACUCUGCCCGGUGUGCAGAUCUCGUUUAGUGAUGGCCGCGCUAGACUGGUGAUCCCCACCGUGACAGAAGCCAACAGCGGGAGAUACACUGUGCAAGCCACCAAUGGAUCUGGGCAAGCGACUAGUACUGCUGAGCUGCUUGUCACAGCUGCAACAGCACCACCAAACUUCUCACAACGACUACAGAGCAUGACUGCAAGACAGGGAAGUCAAGUUCGACUUGACGUGAGAGUGACUGGAAUCCCUACACCUGUGGUGAAGUUCUAUCGGGAUGGAGUAGAAAUUAAAAGUUCCCCCGAUUUUAAAAUUUUACAAGAAGGAGACCUUUACAGCUUAAUAAUUGCAGAAGCAUAUCCUGAAGACUCCGGCACCUAUUCCGUAAAUGCCACAAAUAGUGUGGGACGUGCUACUUCAACAGCUGAAUUGCUAAUUCAAGGCGAGGAAGAAGCCGUUCCUGCUAAAAAGACAAAGACAAUUGUUUCGACUGCUCAGAUUUCACAAACAAGACAAGCCAGAAUUGAAAAGAAGACUGAAGCCCACUUUGAUGCCAGAUCACUUACAAGUGUUGAAAUGAUUAUAGAAGGUGCAACCACCCAACAGCUCCCACACAAGGCACCUCCACGAAUGCCUCCUAGACCUACAUCCAAAUCACCAACCCCGACAACUGCUGCAAAAGCACAAAUGGCACGACAGCAAUCACCGUCGCCCGUUAGACAAUCACCAUCACCUGUAAGACAUGUCAGAGCACCAACACCUUCACCAGUAAGGUCAGUUUCUCCUGCUGGGAGAAUCUCCACGUCACCUAUCAGACCAGUGAAAUCUCCAUCUCCAAUCCGUAAACCACACGUAGUGACAACAGCUGGGGCUGAUGUCCUUCCUCCUUGGAAGCAGGAAGGAUAUGCUGGAACCAUGGAAGCCCAGAUGAAGGAAACAAGAGUAUCUACAAGCACUACCCAAGUCACUGAAGAAAGAUGGGAAGGGAGAUACGGGGCCCAAGAACAAGUUACUGUUACUGGCGCUGCUGCUGGUGAGGUGGCCACUGGUGCUAGAGAGGUGAGAAAGGACAGUGAAAAAACAGCAGCUAUUGCUACAGUUGUUGCUGCUGUGGAUCAAGCCAUGGUGAGAGAACCAGCUCCAGGUGUUGCAGAGCAAACUGCUAAAAGGACAGCAAUGACUGCGGUCCACGUUCAGCCUGUUCAUGAGCAGAUGAAAAAGGAGGCAAUGGUAGUAGUUACCAGUGAUAAAGCCACAAAACAAACAGUGAUAUCAAGAACUAGAGAAGGAAUUGUAACUUCACAAGAACAAAGACACAUCUCUCCUGAAAAGGUGAGAAAAGAACCAGAGAAAACUCCAGUACCGACAGUAAUAAUUGCCACAGACAAAGCCAAAGAACAAGAAAGAAUAGCAAGAGCUAGAGAAGAAAUAUCUACCAGACAUGAACAAGUGCACAUUGCUCAUGAACAGAUAAGAAGGGAAGAAAUGAAACCUUCAGUACCUAAAGUAGUAAUUACUACUGAUAAACCUAAAGCACCGGUCAUAAUAUCGAAAAGUAAAGAAAGAGUUGCCACCAAACAAGAACAAGUGAGCAUAACACGUGAAAAGACUCAAGCUGGAAAAAAGGCUGAAGCUGUAGCUACAGUCGUUGCAGCAGUUGAUCAGGCACGUGUUCGAUCACCCUGGCAACCAGAACAAGCAGAUGAAGCUUAUGUAAAGGAGAAAACUUUGGAAUAUGGUUAUAAAGAGCGCACUGUAACAGACCGUGGUCCUGAGGUCCCAGCAGAACGUCAUGUUGUCACCAAAGAAGUCAAAACAGUCUAUGUUCCUCCUGAGAAACAUAUCUCAACUCCUGAAAAGCAGGAAGUUCAUAUAUCAAAAGAGAUAAAAAGAACAACAGAGCUUGAGAAAACAAUUCACGUUGAACCGCCACGGCCUCGCACGGCAAGUCCUCACUUCACGGUCUCCCGAGUUGCUGUUCCUAAACCAGAUCAUACGUAUGAGGUUUCAAUAGCUGGAACUGCCAUGGCUACUCUGGAGAAAGAGCUGUCAGCUACUUCUGCCGUGCAAAAGAUCACCAAGCCUGUGAAACCACCUCAGCUAAAGCCUCAUGAAGUCAGGACAAAAGCAGAGCCAGUUGCCCCUCCACAGUUUCCCUUUGGAGAGGCUGCGGAGACAUACAAGAGUCACUAUGAUGUUGAGACUAAAAAGGAGACAAGCAUUAAAAGUGAAGCAGUGAGGACAGAACACUUGAUGCUGCAUAAAGAAGGUGAAGCAAAGGUGACAGAAACUGCCAGAGUUCCUGUACCUGCAGAAAUCCCUGCUACACCACCCACCUUAGUCUCAGGCCUCAAAAAUAAGACUGUGACUGAAGGUGAGUCUGUGACUCUGGAGUGCCAAAUAUCUGGUCAUCCUCAGCCUACAGUGACGUGGUACAGGGAAGACUACAAAAUUGAGAGCUCAAUGGACUUCCAGAUCACUUUCAAAGCAGGACUUGCUCGCCUUGUGAUUCGUGAAGCCUUUGCAGAGGACAGUGGAAGAUUUACCUGCACUGCCACCAAUAAGGCUGGGAGUGUCAGCACUUCCUGCCACUUACAUGUGAAAGUUACUGAAGAAACUGAGACUCGAGAAACCAUUUCUGAGAAGGCUGUUACAGAAGAGAAACGCUAUGUGGAGACAAAGGACAUUGUAAUGGAAGAUGUCUCUGCUGCAGCAGAGGAAGUAUCGGGAGAACCCAUACCUCCUUUCUUCAUAAGAAAACCCAUGGUACAUAAAUUAAUUGAAGGUGGGAGCAUUAUUUUUGAAUGCCAAGUAGGGGGCAACCCAAAGCCACAUGUCUACUGGAAAAAAGGUGGAGUUCCUCUCACGACUGGCUACAGAUACAAAGUGAGUUACAAAAAAGAAACCGGGGAAUGCAAACUUGAAAUUUCCAUGACUUUUGCCGAUGAUGCCGGAGAAUACACUAUUGUUGUUCGUAAUAAUCUUGGAGAAGCUUCUGCAACGGUCUCCUUACUAGAAGAAGCUGAUUACGAAGCCUACAUAAAAUCGCAACAAGAAAUGAUGUACCAAACUCAAAUGACUGCAUACGUACAGGAACCUAAAGUGGCUGAGGUAGCCCCACCCAUUUCCUAUGGCGACUUUGAAAAAGAGUAUGAGAAAGAACAAGCUCUAAUUAGGAAGAAAAUGGCAAAAGAUACAGUGAUGGUCAGAACUUUUGUGGAAGAUGAGGAAUUCCAUAUUUCUUCUUUUGAAGAAAGACUUAUCAAGGAAAUUGAACUCAGAAUUAUUAAGACUACCUUACAUGAACUUCUCGAAGAAGAUGGAGAGGAGAUGAUGGUUGAUAUUUCUGAAUCUGAAGCUGUAGAAGCAGGAUUCGAUUUAAGAUUAAAGAACUACAGAACCUUUGAAGGGACAGGAGUUACCUUCCAUUGCAAGACAUCUGGAUAUCCAUUGCCAAAGGUGGCAUGGUAUAAGGAUGGCAAACGUAUAAGACAUGGAGAGCGCUACCACAUGGAACUGCUGCAAGAUGGCAGCGCCACUCUGCGAUUACCUGUUGUUUUACCUGAAGAUGAAGGAAUUUAUACUGUCUUUGCUAGUAAUAUGAAAGGAAAUGCCAUUUGCUCAGCAAAACUCUAUGUUGAGCCAGUUGCACCUACAGCAACUCCAGGUUAUAUGCCAGGACCUGAAGUUAUGAGAAGAUAUAGGUCUAUCUCUCCACGGUCUCCAAGCCGGUCUCCUGCCCGCAGCUCUCCUUCUCGUUCUCCUGCCCGGAGAUUAGAAGAAACUGAUGAAGGGCAACUAGAGAGACUAUAUAAGCCAGUUUUUGUGCUGAAACCUACAUCAUUUAAAUGUUCACAGGGGCAGACAGCAAGAUUUGACUUAAAAGUUGUUGGCAGACCUAUGCCAGAGACAUACUGGUUCCAUAAUGGCCAACAAGUUAUUAAUGACUACACCCAUAAAAUAGUGAUUAAAGAAGAUGGUACCCAGUCAUUGAUCAUUGUUCCUGCAAUGCCUGAAGACUCUGGAGAAUGGGCUGUCAUUGCUCAGAACAGGGCAGGCAAAGCUUCAGUCUCAAUGACACUGACUGUAGAAGCUAAGGAAGACCUAGUCAGACCACACUUUGUGGAAAGAUUGAGAAAUGUCAGCGUGAAGGAGGGCUCUAGACUGGAGAUGGCAGUGAAAGCUACUGGUAACCCUAAUCCUGACAUUGUAUGGCUCAAGAACAGUGACAUCAUUGUGCCUCAUAAAUACCCCAAAAUAAAGAUUGAGGGAACCAAAGGGGCAGCUGCCCUUAAAAUUGAAUCUACUGCCAGGCAAGAUGCUGCAUGGUAUACUGCUACUGCUAUCAAUAAAGCUGGACGGGACACUACCCGCUGCAAAGUAAAUGUUGAAGUUGAACACACAGAACCUGAACCAGAAAGGAAAUUAAUAAUUCCAAAAGGAACUUAUAAAGCCAAGGAGAUUGCAGCACCAGAGUUAGAACCUCUCCAUCUGCGCUAUGGUCAAGAGCAAUGGGAGGAAGGAGAUCUCUAUGACAAAGAAAAGCAACAGAAACCAUUUUUUAAGAAGAAGCUCACAUCUUUAAGGCUCAAACAGUUUGGACCAGCACACUUUGAAUGCAGGCUUACACCAAUUGGUGACCCAACCAUGGUGGUGGAGUGGUUGCAUGAUGGCAAACCCUUGGAAGCAGCUAACAGACUCCGCAUGAUCAACGAGUUUGGGUACUGUAGCCUGGACUAUGGAGUAGCCUAUUCCAGAGACAGUGGAGUGAUUACCUGCAGAGCAACUAACAAAUAUGGUACAGACCACACAUCUGCUACUCUGAUUGUGAAGGAUGAGAAGAGUCUUGUGGAAGAAUCCCAGCUGCCAGAAGGCAAAAGGGGACUCCAGCGAAUUGAAGAGUUAGAAAGAAUGGCCCACGAGGGUGCUCUACCUGCUGUUGCACUGGACCAAAAGGAAAAGCAAAAACCAGAAAUCGUUUUGGUUCCUGAACCUGCAAGAGUCCUUGAAGGUGAAACAGCACGAUUCCGCUGCCGUGUGACUGGCUAUCCUAUGCCCAAGGUCAACUGGUACCUCAAUGGACAGCUCAUCCGUAAAAGCAAAAGGUUUAGACUCCGUUAUGAUGGAAUAUACUACCUGGAUAUUGUGGAUUGCAAAUCAUAUGACACAGGAGAGGUAAGAGUCACUGCAGAGAAUCCAGAAGGCUUUAUUGAACAUAAGGUGAAACUUGAAAUCCAGCAGAGGGAAGACUUCAGAUCUGUUCUUCGUCGUGCUCCUGAACCCAAACAUGAGCCUGUAGUUACAGAACCUGGGAAACUUCUGUUUGAGGUACAGAAGGUAGACAAACCUGCAGAGGCAACAACCAAAGAAGUGGUGAAGCUGAAAAGGGCUGAAAGAAUCACUCAUGAAAAGCUUUCAGAGGAAUCUGAAGAGCUGCGUAGUAAAUUCAAGCGCAGGACAGAAGAGGGCUACUAUGAAGCCAUUACAGCUGUGGAACUUAAAUCUCGCAAAAAAGAUGAAUCAUAUGAAGAAAUGCUAAAAAAGACAAAAGAAGAACUUCUUCACUGGACCAAAGAGAUCCCAGAGGAAGAGAAGAAAGCACUUCCUCCUGAAGGCAAAAUCACCAUUCCAACAUUCAAACCAGAGAAGGUGGAGCUUAGUCCAAGCAUGGAGGCUCCCAAGAUACUUGAACGAAUUCAAAGCCAGACUGUAGCCCAAGGAACAGAUGUACACUUCCGUGUAAGAGUGGUGGGAAAACCUGAUCCUGAAUGCCAGUGGUUCAAAAAUGGUGUUCAGAUUGAAAGGACUGAUCGUGUGUACUGGUACUGGCCUGAAGAUAACGUUUGCGAAUUAGUUAUCAGAGAUGUGACUUCUGAUGAUUCCGCCAGCAUCAUGGUGAAAGCAGUCAAUAUAGCUGGUGAAACUUCUAGCCAUGCUUUCCUGUUAGUACAAGCCAAGCAGUUAAUCAGCUUCACCCAGAAGUUGCAAGAUGUUGUUGCUAAGGCAAGAGACUCCAUGGCAACAUUUGAAUGUGAAACAUCAGAGCCCUUUGUCAAAGUGAAAUGGUUUAAGGAUGGAAUUGAGAUUCAUUCUGGAGACAAGUACAGGAUGCACUCAGACAGAAAGGCUCACUUUCUUUCCGUAUUAACAAUUGAGAUGUCUGAUGCAGAUGACUACAGCUGUGCACUGGUUGAAGAUGAAUCCAUAAAAACCACUGCAAAGCUUACUGUUGAAGGUGCUGCUGUUGAGUUUAUUAAAGAACUUGAGGAUGCUGAAGUGCCAGAAUCCUUCUCAGCUGAACUUGAAUGUGAGGUUUCCCCAGAAGAUGCAGAGGGGAAAUGGUAUCAUGGUGAUGUUGAACUCACUUCUAGUCUUAAAUAUGUGAUUGCAUCCCGCCGUGGUCGCCAAACCCUCACUAUUAAAGAUAUUAAUAAAGAUGAUCAAGGAGAAUAUAGUUAUGUUGUUGAUGGAAAAAGGACUCAAUGCAAACUGAAGAUGAAGCCUCGUCCGAUGGCAAUUCUUCAAGGACUUACUGAUCAAAGAGUCUGUGAGGGAGAUAUCGUGCAACUUGAAGUCAAAGUCUCCCUAGAAAAUGCAGAAGGUGUCUGGAUGAAAGAUGGCCAAGAAAUUCAGUCAAGUGACCGUAUUCAUAUUGUGCUGGAUAAACAAUCACAUAUGUUGCUCAUAGAAGAUGCCACAAAGGAAGAUAGCGGAACUUACUCUUUUAGUGUUCCUGAUCUUGAGCUGUCAACCACUGGACAGAUCACAGUGUACAGUGUGGAAAUAGUGGUUCCUCUAGAAGAUCUUCAUGUAAUUGAAGGAACAAAAGCCAUCCUCGAAUGCAAAGUUUCAGCACCUGAUGUGUCCUCCUCAAAAUGGUACCUAAAUGAUAAUCAAAUAAAGCCUGAUGAACGUGUGCAAGCUGUAUGUAAAGGUGCCAAGCAGAGGCUAGUGCUCACCAGAACCCAUGCAUCAGAUGCAGGACGCUAUAAGCUAAUGGUUGGCAAAGUGGAAACAAGCUGCAAUGUCACAGUUGAAGAAAUUGAGAUUAUUAGAGGUCUUCAUGACAUCACCUGCACUGAAACACAGAAUGUGUCCUUUGAGGUCGAGCUCUCCCAUUCAGGGAUUGAUGUAAUCUGGCAUUUCAAAGGCCAGCCCAUAAAGGCCGGUCCUAAAUAUAAAAUUGAAGCACGUGGCAAAAUAUAUAAAUUGACAGUGGUGAAGAUGAUGAAAGACGAUGAAGGAGAAUAUGUCUUUUAUGCUGGAGAGAAGAAAACAUCUGGGAAGCUUGUAGUAGCAGGCGGUGCCAUUUCAAAGCCUCUCAGUGACCUGACUGUGGCUGAGUCCCAGACAGCUGUUUUUGAAUGUGAGGUGGCAAAUCCUGAAUCAGAGGGCCAGUGGCUACAAAAUGGUAGACCAUUAGCUACGACAGAUCAGUACCGUGCUGAAUCUGACGGUGUAAAAAGAAGGCUUGUUAUCCCUGUGACGAAACUGGAGGAUAUGGGGGAAUACAGCUAUGAAAUAGCAAGCUCAAAGACAUCUGCCAAACUGAAGGUCGAAGCUGUUAAGAUAAAGAAAACACUAAAGAACUUGACUGUGACAGAAUCACAGGAGGCAGUUUUCAGUGUAGAACUGACCCACCCGGAUGUGAAAGGAGCUCUAUGGAUUAAAAAUGGUGUUGAACUUGAAUCAAGUGACAAAUAUGAAAUAACAGUGAAAGGAACUGUUCACACACUGAGAAUCAAACACUGUGUUGUCACUGAUGAGUCUGUUUACAGCUUUAAACUUGGAAAAAUAGGAGCAAAUGCCAGACUUCAUGUGGAAACUGUCAAGAUCAUCAAAAAGCCAAAGGAUGUGACUGCUUUGGAAAAUGCUGUUGUCUCAUUUGAACUGAGUGUUUCCCAUGAUACUGUACCAGUCCGGUGGUUCCAUAAAAAUAUAGAGCUUAAACAAAGUGAUAAAUACAAGAUGAUCUCUCAAAGGAAAGUUCACAAGCUCAUGCUGCAUAACAUAUCUCCCGAUGACGCUGGGGAAUACACAGCUCUUGUUGGGCAAAUCGAGUGCAAAGCAAAACUGUUUGUGGAAAGCAUACACAUCACAAAGACCAUGAAAAAUAUUGAGAUCCCUGAGACCAAAACUGCCUCUUUUGAAUGUGAAGUUUCUCAUUUCAAUGUGCCAGCUGUCUGGUUGAAGAAUGGCGUGGAGAUUGAAAUGAGUGAAAAGUUCAAAAUAGUUGUCCAAGGGAAACUCCAUCAGCUCAAUAUAAUGAACACAAGCAGUGAAGACUCUGCAGAAUACACUUUUGUCUGUGGAAAUGAUAGAGUCAGUGCAACCCUGACUGUAAAACCCAUCCUAAUUACCUCCAUGCUAAAAGACAUCAAUGCUGAAGAGAAAGAUACAAUAACCUUUGAAGUUACUGUUAAUUAUGAAGGCAUCUCAUAUAAAUGGUUAAAGAAUGGAGUAGAAAUAAAGUCGACUGAUAAAUGUCAGAUACGAACAAAGAAGCUUACACACUCCCUCUCCAUAAGGAAUGUGCAUUUUGGUGAUGCAGCAGAAUAUACUUUUGUUGCUGGAAAUGCAGCUUCAUCAGCCACUUUAUAUGUGGAAGCUCGUCACAUUGAGUUUAGGAAGCAUAUUAAAGACAUCAAAGUGGUAGAGAAGAAGAGGGCUAUUUUUGAAUGUGAAGUUUCAGAACCUGACAUUCAGGUCCAGUGGAUGAAGGAUGGGCAAGAACUCCAGAUUGGUGAUAGGAUGAAAAUUCAGAGAGAGAAGUAUGUCCAUCGUCUCAUCAUUGCUUCCACAAAGAUGUCUGAUGCUGGUCAGUACACUGUAGUAGCAGGUGGAAACACAUCCAGUGCCAAUUUGAUAGUGGAAGGUCGUGACAUUCGUAUCAGAAGUGCCCAGAAAGAUAUUCAGGUCAUUGAGAGACAAAGAGCUGAAAUUGAAUUUGAAGUCAAUGAAGAUGACAUUGAACCACAGUGGUACAAGGAUGGUAUUGAGAUCAACUUCCAAUAUGAGGAAAGAUACAAGUAUGUGGUGGAAAGGAGAGUCCAUCGAAUGAGCAUCUUUGAAACCACUUACUCUGACGCUGGGGAAUAUACCUUUGUUGCAGGACGGAACAGGAGUUCUGUUAUGCUUUAUGUGAAUGCUCCAGAGCCACCCCAGAUUAUUCGGGAGCUAGAGCCAACUACUGUGGAGUCUGGCAAACCUGCUCGCUUUUGUGCUAUUGUAUCAGGCAAACCCCAGCCCAAAAUUUCCUGGUACAAAGAUGAUCAACAGCUUUCUCCAGGUUUCAAGUGCAAAUUUCUUCAUGAUGCACAAGAAUAUACUCUAUUGCUGAUUGAAACUUUCCCUGAAGAUGAAGCAGUGUAUACCUGUGAAGCAAAAAAUGACUAUGGAGUAGCUACAACUUCAGCUUCACUUUCAGUUGAAAUCCCAGAAGUUGUCUCUCCCGAGCUAGAAAUGCCAGUGUAUCCACCUGCUGUGGUAAUACCACUACGUGAUACUGUUACAUCUGAGGGACACUCUGCUUGUUUUCAGUGCAGAGUUACUGGAACAGAUCUGAAAGUGUCUUGGUACAGCAAAGAGAAAGAGAUCAAGCCAUCACGGUUUUUUAGAAUGACUCAAUUUGAAGACACUUUCCAGCUGGAGAUUGCUGAGGCUUAUCCAGAGGAUGAAGGGAUCUAUACCUUCGUGGCGAGUAAUUCUGUAGGCCAAGUGACCAGCACUGCUACCUUGAAGUUAGAAGCUCCUGAAAAAAUUGUUCAUGAGAAGCUAGAGGAAGAGGUUGAAAUGGAAGUGAAAGUUGCACCGAUCCUGAGGAGGAGGCUUGAACCCUUGGAAGUGGCUGUAAAUCAUGUGGCCAAGUUUACCUGUGAGGUGGAGAUGGCUCCCAAUGUCAAGUUCCAGUGGUACAAAGCCGGACGAGAGAUAUAUGAUGGGGACAAAUACUCCAUUCGCACCUCCAACUACCUCUCCACACUGGAGAUCCCGAGGCCUCAAGUUGUUGACUGUGGGGAAUAUAGCUGUAAGGCUUCCAACCAGCAUGGCAGUGUAAGCUCCACAGCUGUUUUAACAGUAACUGAGGCAUUUCCGCCAACGUUUCUUACCAGACCUGAACCUAUUACUACUUUUGUUGGCAAAAGUGCCAAGUUCCUGUGUACUGUUUCGGGCACUCCAGUCAUUGACAUCACCUGGCAGAAAGAUGGAACAACUAUUUCACCUUCAGACCACCACAAGAUCUCCAAAGUGGAAAAUAAACAUGCUUUAGAAAUUUCCCUUCUUACCACUAGUGACAGAGGGGUUUACACUUGCAAAGCUUCCAACAAGUUUGGGGCUGAUAUUUGCCAGACUGAAAUGGUCAUUAUAGACAAGCCCCACUUCAUUAAAGAUUUGCAGUCAGUACAGUCAGCAGUUAAUAAAAAAAUACGCCUUGAAUGUCAGGUAGAUGAAGAUAGGAAAGUAACUGUAGGGUGGACAAAGGAUGGAAACAAAAUCCCUCCAGGCAAAGACUAUAAGAUUUACUUUGAAGACAAAAUAGCCUCACUUGAGAUUCCUCUGGCUAAGGUCAAGGACUCAGGCCACUAUGUGUGUACUGCUUCAAAUGAGGCAGGAAGCAGCUCCUCUUCUGCCAGCGUCACAGUCAGAGAACCGCCAUCCUUUGUGAAGAAGGUCGAUCCAUCUUAUUUACUGACCCCAGGAGACUCUGCACGCCUUCAAUGCAAAAUCAAAGGAUCUCCUGAAAUCCAGGUUACUUGGUUCAAGAACAAUAAGGAAAUCCAUGAAAGUAACACACACAGGAUGUCCUUUGUCAAUUCUGUGGCUGUGUUAGAUAUUUUGGAAAUGAAAGUUGAUGACACUGGGACCUACUCAUGUGAAGCUGUCAACGAGGUUGGAAGUGACAGUUGCACCACAGAAGUGGUUGUCAAAGAGCCUCCAUCUUUCAUCCGAACACUUGAACCUGCAGAGCUAGUGAAGGGAACAAACCCCAUUCUUCAGUGUGAGGUUGCUGGCACUGGACCCUUUGAAAUUAGCUGGUACAAAGACAAGAAGCAGAUUCGCAGUAGUAAAAAAUACAGGCUGACCUCUCAGAAGGCUGUUAUUUCUUUGGAGGUCUCCUCAUUUAAUAGUGCGGAUGUUGGUGAAUACGAGUGUGUGAUAGCUAAUGAAGUCGGGAAGUGCAUGUGCAGUGCCACAUACAUCUUGAAAGAACCACCAUCUUUUGUUAAGAAAAUCGAAAAUGUGACAGCUCUGGCUGGAGAUAGUGUUACAUUACAGGCUGUGGUGAAAGGGUCAGAGCCUAUUUCUGUGACAUGGAUGAAGGGCAAAGACAUUAUUAAAGAUGAUAACAAUGUGAGAGUGACAUUUGAUCAUGGUCUAGCAACACUGCAAAUCACCGGAGUCCAGCUGAGCUCUGGUGGCAAAUACACCUGCGUGGCUGAGAAUGAUGCAGGAAGUCAGUCCUGCUUUGGUGAACUAGCAGUGAAAGAACCUGCCAAAAUAAUUGAAAAAGCUGAAAUGAUCCAGGUUACAGCUGGGGAGCCAGCUGUUUUGGAGUACACUGUCACAGGCACUCCAGAGCUGAAAACCAAAUGGUUCAAAGAUGGAAGGCCACUACCUGCCAGCAAAAAAUACAGGAUCAGCUUCAAAAAUAACAUUGCCCAGCUCAAGUUUUAUGCCACUGAAAUGCAGGACAGUGGUGAAUACACCUUUGAGAUAUCCAAUGAUGUGGGCUUCAGCUCUUGUACUACCAGCUUCACUGUGCUAGAUCGCACUCUCCCUCCAUUCUUUACUAAACCACUGAAGAAUAUUGACAGCAUCAUUAGCGCCUCGUGCCGCCUAGACUGCAAAAUUUCAGGCUCUCUCCCAAUGACUGUCUCAUGGUUUAAGCAGGAUAUUGAGAUCACUUCAAGUGCCAAGUAUACAGUACACUUUGCAGAAGGCUCAGCAUCUCUGGAAAUAAAACACCUAGAUGCAAAUGAUGCUGGGGUCUACAUUUGCAGAGCCAGAAACUCUGCUGGUAGCAAAGAGAGCAGUAGCACUUUGUUUAUAAAAGAGCCGCCCAGCUUCACUGUAGAACCAGAGUCUCAAGAUGUAUUGCCUGCAUCAACUGUACAUUUCAAAGGAAUGUUUAAAGGCACAACACCACUGACAGUGAAAUGGUUUAAAGGUGAUACUGAGCUGGUGACAGGAGGAGCCUGCUACAUUAUGACAGAAGCAUUAGCAAGUUACUUGGAGCUUUAUGCAGUCAAACCGACUGACUCUGGAAAAUACACCUGCAAAGUCUCCAACGUAGCUGGUUCAGUAACAUGCAGUGCAAACUUAUUUGUGAAAGAACCUGCUGCCUUUAAGGAGAAGCUAGAGCCGACUCAUCUCAUAAAGAAAGGUGGAUACGCUGAACUGACCUGUGAAGUCACUGGUACUCCUGAGAUUAAAAUCACAUGGUUCAAGGAUGAUAGAGAACUAAAAGAGAGUGACAAAUACAGGAUAUCUUUUGCAAAAUCUUUGGCAAUACUCCGUGUUUCAGAGGUUGAUACUGAAGACAGUGGGGAAUACAUUUGCGAAGCCAAAAAUGACGCUGGAAAAGAUAUCUGCAGUAGUGUUGUUACAGUCAAAGAGUCACCUUAUUUUAGCAAGGAGUUUCAAUCCAUGGAAGUCUUGAAGGAUUCUGAUGUGGUUUUGGAGUGUGAGGUGCUUGGCACGCCUCCCUUUGAAGUGUUCUGGGUGAAAGAUGAUAAACCCGUGCGGAGCAGUAAGAAGCACAGAAUUAGCAUUGAGAAAUCUUUGAUUAGCCUCCACGUUUUCAGGUUUGAUGCUUCUGAUGUUGGGGAGUAUCAGUGUAGAGUAACAAAUGAUGUUGGGAGCUGCCUCUGCCGUUCAGAGGUCACACUGAAAGAGCCUCCGCAGUUUUUGAAGAAGAUAGAAAACAUUAGCUCCCUUCGAGGGGGAACGGUUGUGUUUCAGGCUGCUAUUAAAGGUUCCUUGCCCAUCACUGUGUCCUGGUUGAAAGACAAUGAUGAAGUGAUUGAAGACAACAAUAUCAAAAUGACCUUUGUGAACAAUGUUGCCACUCUUAUGGUGAGAUCUAUUGAGCUGAAACAUGAUGGGAAAUAUUUCUGUCAGGCUAAAAAUGAGGCAGGAAUUCAGAGGUGUUCUGCUCUGCUGACUGUCAAAGAACCUGCUACAAUUGUGGACAAGGCUGUGUCAAUAGAUGUGACUGAGGGAGACCCAGCAACCUUGCAGUGUAAAUUUUCAGGAACAAAACCUAUUACAGCCAAAUGGUUCAAAGAUGGCAAGGAACUGACAUUGGGCCCAAAAUACAAGAUCAGUGUUACAGAUACUGUCUCAGUCUUAAAGGUGCUUUAUGCAGAUAAGAAAGACAGUGGAGAAUACAUUUUUGAGGUUCAAAAUGACGUUGGGAGCAGUAGCUGUUCUGCCAGCAUAAAUGUCCUAGAUCUCAUUAUACCACCUAAAUUCACCAAAAAACUCAAGAAAAUGGACAGCAUUAAGGGGUCUUUUGUCCACCUGGAGUGCAUAGUGUCUGGUUCGCAUCCUAUAAGUAUUCAGUGGUAUAAGGAUGGCCAAGAAAUAACAGCAAGUGAAAAGCACAAAUACUCUUUCCAUGAUAAUACUGCAUUUCUGGAAAUAAAUAAACUGGAAGGCACAGACAGUGGCUCUUACACUUGUGAAGCAACAAAUAAAGCAGGAAGCAGCCAGUGCAGCGGGUUCUUAACAGUAAAAGAGCCGCCAUAUUUUGUGGAAAAACCCCAGUCUCAAGAGGUUGUGCCCAAUGCUAGGGUUCAGUUCAAAGCACUGGUGAAAGGGUCUACUCCUCUGCAGAUAAAGUGGUUUAAAGACAGCCAGGAGCUCCUCUCUGGAGCCAGUCGAUCUGUCUGGAAGGAUGACACUUCUAGUGUUCUGGAGCUCUUCUCAGCCAGGACAUCUGAUUCUGGGAGCUACACUUGUCAGAUAAGCAAUGACGUGGGGACUGCAACCUGCAAAGCAACUCUGUUUGUAAAAGAGCCCCCCAGAUUUAUUCAGAUGCCAACUUCUGUACUAGCUUUGCGUGAAGGACAGUCCACCACUUUUGAGUGCCAGGUAGUAGGCACGCCAGAGAUCCACAUUACAUGGUACCUGGAUGGAAUUGAAGUGACUGAUCAAGCUAAGUACGGAAUCUCCUUCAUAGAUGGUUUAGCCACUUUGAGAGUCACUCAAGCCAGAGUGGCAGAUAGUGGGAUUUAUGUUUGUGAAGCCCACAAUGAUGCAGGUAGUGAGAGCUGCAGCGUCGAGCUGAAAGUAAAAGAGCCUCCAACCUUUGUUCGGGAGUUGCGUCCCACCGAGGUAGUGAAGGGCUCAGAGGCCACACUAGAGUGUGAGGUGACUGGUACCCCUCCAUUUGAGGUCAAGUGGCUGAAGAACAACAAGGAGAUGUUCAGCAGCAAGAAAUAUGCCAUCUCCACCAAAGAAUCAGUGUUUACUCUUAAUGUGACUAACUGCGACGUCUCGGAUGUUGGUGAAUAUCAGUGUAUUAUAUCAAAUGAAGGUGGGAGCUGUUCUUGCAGCACAAGACUCAGCUUAAAAGAACCACCAUCCUUCGUCAAGAAGCUGGAGAACGUCACUAGCAUUUUGAAAGGUGAUGCAUUCUUUCAGUGUGUCGUAGCAGGCGCCCAACCCCUAUCUGUGUCAUGGAUAAAAGAUGAGAAAAUACUAGAAGAUGAUGAGCACCACCACAUUACCUUCGAGAACAGGGUAGCCACACUGAAGCUUACUAAUGUUGACCUCAGCCACAGAGGGAGAUACACCUGUCAGGCAAAGAACGAAUCUGGCAUGGAGAAGUGUUUUGCUUUGCUUUUUGUACAAGAGCCUGCACAGAUCAUAGAAAAGGCUAAGUCACUUAAAGUCACUGAAAAAGACCCUGUGACUUUGGAGUGUACUGUGGCUGGAACACCAGAGCUCCGAAUAAGAUGGUACAAAGAUGGCAAGCAGCUCCUGCCCAGCAGAUACUACACAAUGAGCUUUGAAAACAAUGUGGCCAGUUUCAGGAUUGAACCUGUAUCAAAGGAGGAUAGUGGCACAUACAGUUUUAAGGUUGAAAAUGACUUUGGAAGUAGCACCUGUGAAGCUGUUCUGACUGUGCUAGAUCAAUCAAUUCCUCCUGUAUUUAUCAAAAAGCUAGCCAAAAAGGAUACCAUUCUGGGAUCUUCUAUCCAAAUGGAGUGUAAAGUCUCUGGGUCACUCCCAAUUGUUGCAAAAUGGUUUAAGGAUGGAAAAGAGAUAACUGACAGUGCAAAAUAUAGAAGCCUGUGCCAUGAGAACACUAUGUCACUCGAGAUUGCUAACCUAGAGCUGGCAGACAGUGCAAAUUACACAUGCAGUGUCUCUAAUGUUGCUGGAAAUGAUUCUUGCAGUGCUGUCCUGACUGUGAAAGAGCCACCAAGCUUCUUAGUAAAACCUGAAAGCCAGCAAGCUAUACCAGAUUCCACAGUGGAGUUUAAGGCCACACUGAAAGGAACACCACCCUUUACAGUAAAGUGGUUCAAAGAAGACUUAGAACUCAUAUCUGGUCCAACUUGUUUCAUUGGGAUUGAAGGUUCAACUGGGUUCUUAACCCUCUAUUCAGUGGAUUCUUCUAGGAGUGGGCACUACACUUGCCAUGUUUCAAAUGACGUUGGCAGUGACUCUUGCACUACAACACUGUUGGUAACAGAACCCCCCAAGUUUGCUAAGAAGCUAGAGGCAACAAAAGUAGUCAAGCAGGGUGAUUCAGCCCGGCUUGAGUGCAAAGUAAGUGGAUCUCCAGAGAUGAAAGUAGUGUGGUUCAGAAAUGACCAUGAAAUUGUUGCCAGUGAAAAAUUCCGGACAUCAUUCAUUGACUCUGUGGCAGUGCUUGAAAUGAACCAUCUCAGCACUGAUGAGAGCGGUGACUACAUCUGUGAAGCUCACAACCCUGCCGGCAAGGCCAGUUGUAGCACCAAAGUCACAGUGAAAGAACCUCCUGUCUUUAGCAGGAAGCCUUCUCCAGUAGACAUUAUCAGAGGAUCUGAGGUUAGCCUGGAAUGUGAGAUUUCAGGAACACCUCCAUUUGACGUUGCCUGGUACAAAGACAGGAGACAAAUCCGCAGCAGUAAGAAGUACAAGGUUACAGCCAAAAACUACCACACAAGCGUUCACAUUCUUAAUGUCGAAGCUGCAGAUGUUGGUGAAUAUCAGUGCAAAGCACAGAACGAUGUAGGAAGUGACACUUGUAUUUGCACUGUGAAGCUGAAAGAACCACCAAAAUUCUUGACUAAAAUAAACAGCAUGACUGUUGUGGUUGGUGAACCAGUAGAGUUACAAGCAAGAGUGGAGGGCUCCCAGCCAAUUUCUGUGCAGUGGCUUAAAGACAAAGAGGAAAUUAUCAGAGAAAGUGAGACCACAAAGAUCACAUUUAUGGAAAAUAUUGCAACUUUGCAAUUUGUGCGCACAGAGACCAGCAGUGCUGGAAAAUAUACCUGUCAGAUCAGAAAUGAUGCUGGAAGUCGCGAGUGUAUGGCUACCUUAACUAUUCUAGAGCCUGCAGUCAUUGUAGAGAAAGCAGAGCCAAUGAAAGUUACAAUAGGAGAUGCCUGUACUUUGGAAUGCAAAGUAGCAGGCACACCACAGCUUUCCACUGGGUGGUUCAAGGAUGGCAAAGAACUGACCAGCAGCCAAAAAUACAGAAUCACUUUCCUCAAUAAUGUAUCUACACUUAAAAUUAUGGAUGCAGAAAAGGAAGAUGGUGGAUUGUACACUUUUGCUGUGCAAAACGACGUGGGGAAAAGCAGUUGUACGGCAUCGGUUGAUGUUUUAGACCGAAUCAUUCCUCCUUCUUUCACAAGAAAACUAAAGGACAUCCCUUGUGUUCUGGGUUCCUCAGCACUGCUGGAAUGUAAAGUGUCAGGUUCACCUCCUAUUUCUGUUGCCUGGUUCCAAAAUGGACUUAAGCUAGUCAGUGGAGAAAAACAUCAAAUGUCCUUUUCAGAUAACCUAUGUAUUUUAGAAGUUAAUUCACUGAGCCACUCAGAUACUGGCACUUACACCUGCAAAGCUACCAACACAGCUGGCUCAGAUGAAUGCAGUGCUGUAUUGACUGUACAAGAACCACCUUCUUUUGAGAGGACCCCAGAGCCUCUGGAUGUAUUGCCAGGCACAAGCAUCACUUUCACAUGUGUUGUCAGAGGAACCCCUCCUUUUAAGGUUAACUGGUUUAGAGGGGCCAAUGAACUUGUGCCAGGGGACAAAUGCAAUAUCUACUUGGAGGAGUCCGUUGUGGAGCUUGAGUUAUUUGAUGUAACUCCUCCCCAAAGCGGAGAGUACACUUGUCUAGUGACUAAUGAUGCUGGCAGGGUAAAUUGUACAACACACCUCACAGUAAAAGAGCCAGCUGUCUUUGUAAAGAAACUGAGUGAUCAGUAUGUGGAGCCUGGCAAGCCCAUCAUCCUAGAGGGCACUUACACAGGCAGCCUGCCCAUCUCUGUGACAUGGAAGAAGAAUGGCCACACCAUCACACAAUCUCAGAAGUGUAGCAUCACCACCACAGAGAAAUCCUGCAUCCUAGAAAUACUUGACAGCACCAAAGAAGAUGCAGGAGAAUACACUUGCCAUGUUGAAAAUGAGGCAGGAAGAGAUGUUUGUGAGGCUGUAGUCUCUACCCUAGAACCUCCCUACUUUGUUACACACUUGGAACCUCUUGAGGUGUCAGUUGGGUCUUACACAACAUUGCAAUGCCACAUUGCUGGAACACCAGAAAUUACUGUGUCUUGGUACAAAGGUGAUACAAAACUCAGGUCUACUCCUGAGUAUAAAGUGUUCUUUAAAGACAAUGUUGCUACACUUAUCUUCAACAAAGUGGCUAGCAGCGACAGUGGAGAAUAUAUCUGCAAGGCAGAAAACAGUGUAGGAACUGCAUCUACAAAGACUCUCUUAACAGUUCAAGAACGCAAACAACCACCUUCCUUUGCAAGAAAAUUAAAGGACAUCGAGCACCCUGCUGGUUUACCCCUUAAGCUUAUGUGUCGGCUCAAUGGCUCAGAACCCAUUACUGUCACUUGGCACAAAGAUGGAGUGCUGCUAAAGGAUGACCACAAUGUGCACACAUCCUUUGUAGAUAAUGUUGCAGUACUGCAACUGGUGCGAACCGAGAUGAAUCAUACUGGGCAGUACUCCUGCACAGCCACCAAUUCGGUGGGCACUGCCACCUCAAGUGCUAGGCUCACAGUGGCAGAACCCAAGCAAGCGCCUGUCUUCGACAUCAAACCACAAUCUAUUGACGUGCCUUUUGGAGAAAGUGCUGAUUUUGAAUGCCAUGUUACGGGAGCGCAGCCAAUACACAUAACGUGGUCCAAGGAUGGCCGGGAGAUCCGAACUGGAGGAAAUUUCAAUAUUACAUUCACAGCCAACACAGCUCACCUUCGAGUGCUCAGAGUGGGUAAAGGAGACUCUGGCCAAUAUACUUGCCAAGCUAGCAAUGAAGCUGGGAAAGACUUCUGCUCAGCCCAACUCAGUGUCAAAGAACCUCCCAAGUUCGUCAAGAAGCCUGAAGCUUUGCGAUUCGUGAAGCAGGGAGACACAAUUCAGCUUGAAUGUAAAAUCAGUGGCACACCAGAGAUCAGAAUCGUGUGGUACAAAAAUGAUCAGGCACUCCAGGCAGGCGACAGGCUGCACAUGUCCUUCGUAGACUCUGUGGCAAUGCUGACCAUCUUGGGUGCCACUGCUGAAGAUGCUGGGGACUACAUCUGUGAAGCCCACAACUCUGCAGGCACAGCCAGCUGCAGCACUUCAGUCACAGUGAAAGAACCACCUGUUUUUAGCAAGGUGCCAAGCCCCGUGGACACUCUUAAAGGCUCAGAUGUUAUCCUUCAGUGCGAGAUAGCAGGGACCCCACCCUUUGAGGUGGCUUGGUUCAAGGACCGGAGGCAGGUCAGGAGCAGCAAGAAGUUCAAGGUGACAGCAAAGCACUCCAUUGCCAGUCUUCAUAUUCUCAAUUUGGAAUCUCAAGAUACUGGAGAAUAUCAAUGCAAAGCUAUGAAUGAGGUGGGAAGCGACACUUGCACCUGCCCAGUGAAAUUCAAAGAACCUCCACGAUUUGCCAAGAAGCUGAGUGACACGGCAAUCUUCAUCGGGGAGCCAACUGCCCUGCAGGCAGUAGUGGAAGGAUCCCCACCAAUUUCUGUUGUCUGGCUCAAGGAUAAGGGUGAAGUUAUUAGGGAGAGUGAAAAUGUUCAAAUGUGGUUUAUGGACAACAUUGCAACUCUUGAGAUUGCCAGUGCAGAGGGAACUGACGUUGGAAAGUACAUCUGUCAGAUCAAAAAUGAUGCUGGCAUGCGGGAGUGCUCUGCCUUUUUACAGGUCCUAGAACCAGCAGUCAUCUUAGAGAAGACGGAGCCGAUCACAGUAAUGGCCGGCAAUCCUUUUACCUUGGAGUGCAAAGUAGGAGGAACACCUGAGCUUAUCACCAAGUGGUACAAAGACGGCAGAGAACUAAAGAGUGACCGCAAAUACCAAAUUUCCUUUUUCAACAAUAUAUCCACUUUGAAAGUCUUUUCUGCAGACAGGGGAGACAGGGGCUUGUAUACUUUUGAGGUGCACAAUGAAGUGGGGGACAGCAGCUGCACAUCUUCGGUUGAUGUUUCAGAUCGCCUCGUUCCUCCUUCAUUCUCAAGAAAAUUAAAGGAGACAAAUGGGGUGCUUGGAUCCUCUGUGCUGCUGGAGUGCAAAGUGUCUGGCACAGCUCCCAUAUCUGUGUCUUGGUUUCAAGAUGGGAAUGAGAUUGUUAGUGGAGAAAAACAUGAAAUCUCAUUCUUAGAUAAUGUUUGUGCUUUGAAGUUGAAUGCCCUGGAUGUCACAGAUACAGGGUCUUAUACAUGUGUGGCAGCCAACGUGGCUGGAUCUGAUGAAUGCAGUGCCUUCUUGACUGUACAAGAACCACCUUCUUUUGUGAAGACACCUGAUCCCCAGGAAGUUUUGCCUGGAUCAAAUGUGACAUUCACCAGCUACAUCAAGGGCAGUACUCCCUUCAAAGUGACCUGGUUCCGAGGCAUCAGGGAGCUGGUGCCAGACAGCAACUGCUCCAUCUCUCUCCAUGAGUCUGUGGCACAGCUGCAGCUGUACAACGUGGAGCCAGGCCACAGUGGGGACUAUGCCUGUGUGGUCACAAAUGAUGCUGGCAGUGCCUCAUGUACAACACAGCUCUUUGUGAAAGAGCCUGCAGUCUUUGUGAAGAAAUUAAGUGAUUUCAGUGUGGAGCAGGGGAAGUCCAUUGUGCUGGAAAGCAGCUACAUUGGCACUCCUCCCAUCUCUGUCACAUGGAAAAGAAAUGGGAUGCCCAUUGCUCAGUCUCAACGCUGCACUGUUACAACUACUGAAAAAUCUGGCAUCCUUGAAAUCUUCAACAGCACAAAGAAUGAUGAAGGCGAAUAUACCUGUGAGGUGGCAAAUGAGGCGGGUGGGGAUGUUUGCCACAGCCUUGUCUCUAUCUUAGAACCACCUUAUUUUGUCACGCACCUGGACCGUGUGGAGGUGAAGGUUGGCGAGCCUUUGACCUUAAAAUGCCAGAUUGGCGGUUCACCAGAAAUCAAGGUGUCCUGGUACAAAGAUGACACCAAACUCAGAUCAACACAGGCUUACAAAAUGCACUUCAAGAACAAUGUGGCAACACUGGCAUUCUCUGCUGUAGAGGAUAGCAACAUUGGAGAAUAUAUCUGCAAAGCAGAAAAUAGCAUUGGCUUUGCCACCUCCACAGCUUUGCUUGUUGUUAAAGAACGUCAACUUCCCCCUACAUUCACCAGAAAACUUAAAGAUAUUCAGGAGGUGGUUGGUGCCCCGGUGACAUUUGACUGCCGCAUAACUGGCUCAGAGCCUAUCCAGGUGUCUUGGUACAAGGAUGGGGCUCUCUUAAGUGACACUGAUAACAUGCAAUCAGCCUUCUUAAAUAAUGUUGCAACUUUACAGAUCUUAGAAACUAGUAUGGAUUACUGUGGCCAAUAUACUUGCUCAGCCCAAAAUGCUCUGGGGACUGCCUCUUCCAGUGCCAAACUUCUCCUUACAGAACACCUGCGACCUCCCUUCUUUGACAUCAAGCCGCUAUCUAUCGAUGUGGCACUAGGGGAAAGCGCAACCUUUAAGUGCCACGUGACUGGUUCUGCUCCCAUGAGGAUUACUUGGACCAGAGACAACAGAGAGAUUCGUCCAGGUGGCAACUACAAAAUGACAUUGGUGGAAAACACAGCCAGCUUGACAGUCCUAAAAGUUGGUAAAGGGGAUGCCGGACUCUACACAUGUACUGCCAGCAACAGUGUUGGAAAGGACGCAUGUGCAGCUCAGCUGGCUGUACAAGAACCACCAAGGUUUAUAAAGAAACUAGACUCCUCAAAACUUGUGAAAGAGCACGAUUCCACAACGUAUGAAUGCAAGAUAGGUGGAUCUCCAGAAAUCAAAGUCACCUGGUACAAAGGUGAAACUGAAAUCCAUCCCAGUGAAAAAUACAGAAUGUCCUUUGUGGAUUCAGUAGCAGUCAUUGAAAUGCACAAUCUCAGUGUUGAAGACAGUGGUGACUACACUUGUGAAGCUCGGAAUCCAGCGGGUAGUGCAAGCACCAGUACUGCACUGAGAGUAAAAGCACCCCCUAUUUUUACCAAGAAGCCCCAUCCAGUUGAGACCUUGAAAGGGUCUGAUAUUCAUCUGGAGUGUGAGCUUCAGGGCACUCCUCCAUUCCAGAUUUCAUGGUAUAAAGACAAACGAGAAAUUCGGAGCAGCAAGAAGUAUAAGGUCAUGUCUGAGAAUUACAUAGCUAGUCUUCACAUUCUCAGUGUGGAUACUGCAGAUGUUGGUGACUAUCACUGUAAGGCUGUAAAUGAUGUAGGAAGUGACUCCUGUAUUGGCUCUGUAACACUAAGAGCACCACCAACCUUUGUGAAGAAGCUGAGUGAUCUCACUGUCGUAGUUGGGGAGUCAAUUGAACUGCAGGCUGCAGUACAAGGAUCACAGCCCAUUUCUGUUCUGUGGUUAAAAGACAAAGGAGAAAUCAUCAGAGAAAGUGAUAAUCUUUGGAUCUCCUACUCAGAAAACAUUGCAAGUCUGCAGAUUGGAAAUGCAGAAGCAACAAAUGCUGGGAAAUACAUUUGUCAGAUAAAAAAUGAUGCUGGAGUUCAGGAAUGUUUUGCCAUGCUGAAAGUGCUAGAACCUGCAGUCAUUGUAGAGAAGCCAGGCCCAGUCAAAGUUACAGCUGGAGAUUCUUGUACUCUGGAAUGCACAGUAGAUGGCACACCAGAGCUUACUGCUAGGUGGUUUAAGGAUGGCAAUGAACUGUCCACUGACCAUAAAUAUAAAAUCAGUUUCUUCAACAAAGUAUCUGGACUUAAGAUCCUCAAUGCAACACUAGAAGACAGUGGAGAAUAUACCUUUGAGGUGAAAAACAGUGUUGGUAAAAGCAGCUGCACAGCUUCAGUGCAUGUUUCAGAUCGUAUUAUACCUCCUUCUUUCACAAGAAAACUGAAAGAAACUUACGGUCAGCUGGGUGCUUCUGCUGUACUGGAGUGCAAAGUUUAUGGGUCACCACCCAUUCUGGUUUCCUGGUUUCAUGAUGGACAAGAGAUUACCAGUGGAGAGAAGUAUCAGGCUACUCUUACAGACAAUACCUGUUCUCUGAAAGUGAAUGGACUUCAGGAGUCUGAUAUGGGAACUUAUUUGUGCACUGCUACUAAUGUAGCUGGGUCUGAUGAAUGCAGCGCAUUUUUGAGUGUUAUAGAACCACCAUCUUUUGUGAAGAAGCCUGAACCACUGGAUGUUUUAUCUGGGGCAAACAUAACCUUUACUAGUAUCAUAAAAGGUUCCCCUCCACUGGAAGUUAAAUGGUUCAGAGGCAGUGUUGAGCUAGUACCAGGAGCCAGAUGCAAUAUCACCUUGCAAGAUUCAGUUGCAGAACUGGAGCUGUUUGAUGUACAUCCACUUGAGAGUGGAGACUACACCUGCCAAGUCUCUAACGAGGCAGGGAAAAUUUCUUGCACAACACAUCUUUUUGUCAAAGAACCAGCCAAAUUUGUGAAGAAGGUUAAUGAUUUAAGUGUAGAGAAAGGGAAAAAUUUAAUCUUGGAAUGCACAUAUAUGGGUACACCACCAAUUUCAGUGACAUGGAAGAAAAAUGGAGUGAAAAUAAUGCACUCUGAAAAGUGUAGCAUCACCACUACAGACACAUCUGCCAUACUGGAAAUCCCUAACAGCAAACUAGAAGAUCAAGGGCAAUAUUCUUGUCAUAUUGAAAAUGAUUCUGGGAAAGAUACUUGUCAUGGUACAAUCACAAUACUAGAACCACCUUACUUCAUUACACCCUUGGAGCCAGUGCAGGUGACUGUUGGGGAUUCUGCAUCCUUACAGUGCCAGGUUGCUGGAACACCAGAAAUGAUUGUGUCCUGGUACAAAGGUGAUACAAAGCUGAGAGGAACUGCAACUGUGAAAAUGCACUUUAGGAACCAAAUUGCUACUCUGGUUUUCAGCCAGGUAGACAGUAGUGACAGUGGGGAAUACAUCUGCAAAGUAGAAAACUCUGUUGGGGAGGCUUCUUCAUCAUCUUUGCUCACAGUUCAAGAGCGUAAACUUCCUCCUUCUUUUACACGAAAAUUAAGAGACAUUCAUGAAACUGUUGGCUUACCAGUUGUAUUUGAUUGUGGCAUUGCUGGCUCAGAACCCAUCGAAGUAUCUUGGUUUAAAGACGGCGUGCGUGUAAAAGAGGACUACAAUGUUCACACGUCCUUUGUAGAUAACGUAGCAACUCUCCAGAUUUUGAAGACAGAUAGGAGCCUUAUUGGGCAAUACACCUGCACAGCUGUCAAUGCUAUUGGGACUGCUUCUUCUAGUGGCAGGCUUGUCCUUACAGAAGGGAAGACUCCUCCAUUCUUUGACAUCCCACUUACACCUGUGGAUGGCAUUAUUGGAGAAAGUGCUGAUUUUGAGUGUCAUGUUUCUGGAACACAGCCUAUUAGAGUCACUUGGGCAAAAGAUGACCAAGAAAUUAGAACAGGAAAGAACUAUCAGAUCAGUUAUGUAGACAACACAGCCCAUCUGACCAUCUUGAGAGUUGACAGGGGGGAUUCUGGAAGAUAUACAUGCUAUGCUAGCAAUGAAGUUGGAAAGGACUCUUGCACAGCUCAACUGGCUGUUAAAGAACGAAAAACUCCUCCAACUUUUACUAAGAAACUGUCUGAAGCAGUAGAAGAAACAGAAGGGAAUGAACUUAAACUUGAGGGUCGUGUUUCCGGCUCUCAGCCUUUGACUGUUGCUUGGUACAAAAAUAAUCAGGAAGUCCAUUCAAGUGCUCACUGUGAAUUAUCUUUCAAAAACAAUACCUUACUUUUGCAUAUAAAGGCUGUAGAGCAAUCAGAUGCUGGUUUAUACACCUGUAAAGUGUCCAAUGAAGCAGGAAGCGUGUUGAGUACAUCUUCUGUUGUUAUCAGAGAACCUAAAAAGCCUCCAGUUUUUGACCAGCCUCUUCAGCCAGCAGCAGCAGAGGAAGGUGAUACCCUGCAGCUUAGCUGUCAUGUCCAGGGAUCAGAGCCAAUCCGGAUCCAGUGGCUGAAGGCAGGAAGAGAAAUAAGAGCUUCAGACAGAUGCAACUUCAGCUUUGCUAAUGGAGUAGCUCUUCUAGAACUUGCUGCAGUUACCAAAUCAGAUUCAGGAGAAUAUGUAUGCAAAGCUUCAAAUGCAGCUGGCACUGAUACUUGCAAAUCUAAAGUGACAGUCAAAGAAAAACCGGCAGCUGCUCCAGCAGCUAAGAAAGCAGACAUGGAAGGCAAACUUUAUUUUGUGUCAGAGCCUCAGAGUAUCAAAGUCAUGGAAAAGACCGUUGCAACAUUUAUUGCAAAAGUUGGAGGAGAUCCAAUUCCAAAUGUUAAGUGGAUGAAGGGAAAAUGGAGGCAACUCAACCAGGGAGGCCGCAUUAUAAUCCAGCAGAGAGGAGAUGAAGCCAAACUAGAAAUAAAGGACACAAUAAAAACUGAUUCUGGCAUGUACAAGUGUGUUGCUUUUAACCAACAUGGUGAAAUUGAGAGGAGUGUAAACCUGCAAGUUGAAGAAAGAAAGAAAGAAGUUGUUGAAGGAGAUCUCAGGGCAAAACUAAAAAGCACUCCAACAAAAAGAAAAGAAGAGGAAGAGCAACCUAUUGAUAUCUUGGAACUUCUCAAAAAUGUAGAUCCCAAAGAAUAUGAGAAAUAUGCUCGCAUGUAUGGAAUUACAGAUUUCCGUGGCCUCCUACAAGCCUUUGAGUUACUAAAGCAAACCCAAGCAGAAGAAAGCCAUAGAUUGGAAAUUGAGCUCACAGAGAAAGCUCAAAGGGAAGAUCAGGAGUUUGAUGAACUUGUAGCUUUUAUUCAGCAACGACUCACACAAACAGAGCCUAUUACUCUGAUCAGAGACAUUGAAAAUCAGACGGUUUUAGCAGAUGAGGAUGCUAUCUUUGAAUGUGAGAUUAAGAUUAACUAUCCAGAAAUUAAACUGUCAUGGUACAAGGGAACACAGAAACUGGACUCCAGUGACAAAUAUGAAAUUAGAAUUGAAGGUGAUCGCCACAUACUGAGAAUUAGAAACUGCCAGCCUGAAGAUCAAGGAAAUUUCAGAAUAGUGUGUGGACCACAUAUUGCCAGUGCCAAGCUAACUGUGAUUGAACCUGCAGUUGAGCGGCAUCUUCAUGACACUACUUUCAAGGAAGGAAAAACAUGCACACUGACUUGUCAGUUCUCUAUCCCAAAUGCCAAGUCUCAGUGGUAUAGAAAUGGGAGGCCCAUUAAGAUAGGAGGGAGAUAUUCAACACAAGUCUCUGACAAAGUGCACAAACUCAUCAUCAAGGAUGUUAGAACGGAAGACGAGGGACAGUAUACCUGCAAGCUUGACAGUCUAGAGACAACGGCAGAUCUGGCCAUUGAAGCGGAACCAAUUCAGUUCACCAAGAGCAUACAGAACAUCGUUGUGAGUGAACACCAGUCUGCAACCUUCGAAUGUGAGGUGUCUUUUGAUGAUGCAGUUGUGACAUGGUAUAAAGGCCCCACUGAACUGAGAGAGAGUCCCAAGUACAGCUUCAGAAGUGAAGGUCGUUGUCAUUAUAUGACUAUUCACAAUGUCAAUGCAGAAGAUGAAGGUGUGUAUUCUGUAAUUGCUCGUCUUGAACCAAGAGGAGAAGCAAGAAGCACUGCAGAGCUCUAUCUUGUAACCAAAGAAAUCAAACUGGAGUUGAAGCCACCAGAUGUUCCUGAUGCCAAGGUUGCAGUUCCACCUCAAAAACCAGCUGAAGCUGCCCCUAUUCCCAUUCUUCUGCCUCUUGUUCCACCUCCAGAGGAGAAAAAGCCAGCAGAGAAAAAGGUUCCAUUAAAGAAAGUCCCCCAAAAGGUGGUUAAAAAAGCUCCUGAAGAAGUCCUGCUACCUAAAGUUCCUGAGGUGCCACCAGAGAAGCCCAAAGAAGUCAAAAUAACAUCCAUGGCAAGGAGAGAAGAGAUACAUGAAGAAAAGAAAAUACAUGAAACACCCAAAGAAAUUUAUGAAGAAUGGGAAGAAGAUUAUGGUGAGGACCAUGACUAUUAUGUCAAGGAAGAGGGCUAUGAUGAAGGGGAAGAGGAAUGGGAAGAAGCUUACGAGAAAAAAGAAGUGACUUACGAAGAAAAAAGAAUAAUUCAUGAAGAAGUGACCGAAGUUCCUAAGAAACCCGUGCCUGAGAGAAAGCCACCGGCCAUUAUAGCUGAAAAGAAGGAAAAGAAGGAAGUAACUGUUCAAAAAGUUGUCAAGAAACCUGUCGAUGAAAAAGUGGAGGUAACCACUCAGAGGGUUGCAGAAGAAAAAGUCAAAAGGGCUGAGGUUACCAAGAAAGUUCUGCCACCAAAACCUACACCAGUGGUCGUUGAAGAAAAAGUUAUGAAAAAAGAAGUACCAACAGUAGAAACAUGGACUGUUUCAGAAGAAAAGAUGUCAGUUUCUGUCCACAGAGAAGAAGAAUAUUCAUAUGAUGUUACAGAGCCAACAGAGCAUGAGAAAACAGUUGAAGAAAGAUUCUUUGAAGCUGUUUAUCCAAUUGAAGCACAUAGAGAGGUUGAGGAGGAGGAAGAAGUUGUUUCUACAGAACUGGAGAUCUCUCAUGUUGAAGUGCCUGAGAUACCAAAGAGGCGUGUUCCAGAAGAGAGAAAGCCUGUUCCUGUGCCUAAAAUGGAAGCUCCUUCAGCUAAAGUGCCUGAAGCCCCUAAGAAACCUGUUCCAGAAAAGAAAGUUGCUGUUGCUAAAAAGGAGGUGGCUCCCCCAGCAAAAGUGCCAGAGGUUCCUAAGAAAGCUCCCCCAGAGAAAAAGGUUGCUGUUCCAAAAAGAGAGGAAGCUCCAACACCUAAAGUGCCUGCAGUUCCUAAGAAACCUGUCCCUAAAGAAAAAGUAUCUCCUGCUGUUCCUAAAAAAAUUGAGGCUCCUCCAGCUAAAGUGCCUGAAGUGCAGAAGAAAGCCACUUUUGAAGAAAGAGUACUUAUUACAGAAGAAAGAAUAUCUGUAGCCAUUCCAGAGGAAAUUCCAUCACCUGAAGAACCAACAGUUGAAGAAUGGUCUGAAGAAGAAAGAGAGGAAGUAUCUAUUUCCAUCCACAGAGAAGAGAUUUCUGAAGUGACUGAAGAAGAGUCUUACUACAUAGAGGAGACAGUAACUGUUCCAAAAAGAGAGGAAGCCCCACCUAAAAAAGUGCCUGAGAAGCACAGGAGAGUUGUCCCUGAGCCAAAAGUCCCAGCUGCUCCUAAGGAAGCUCCAGGAGUUAAAGUUCCUGAAGUUCAUAAGAAAGCAGUUCCUAAAGAAAAAGUACCUGUUCCUGUGUCUAAAAAAAUAGUGGCUCCACCAGCAAAAGAACCUGAGGAAGCAUUGGUGCCCACUUUUGAGGCAGAAUUUGAAGAACCUCCAACAACCAAAGUGACUGAAGUGCACAGGAAAAUUAUCACAGAAGAAAAAGUUGCAGUUGCUAAAAAAGAAGUGGCUCCACCAAAGAAAGUGGUGCCCAAGAAGCCUGUGCCAGAAGACAAAGUACCUGUUCCAAUUUCACAGAAAGUGGCAGCUCCAGCAGCUAAAGUCUCAGAAGCACAGAGGAAAACUGCCAGAGAAGAAAGAGUAUCCAUUGCUGUUCAAAAGAGAAAAGUGUCUCCACCACCAGAAGUACCAACAGAAGAAGAACAUUGGGCUAUGUCAGAGGAAGUAUCCGUUUCUCUCCACACAGAAAAGGAGAUUUCAUACACAGUGCCUGAUGUACCAGAGAGGGCUAUCAUUGAAGAAAGAGUACCAAUUUAUCCUCCUAAAAAAAUGGCAAGACCACCAGCCAAAGUGCCUGAAGUACGCAAGACAGUUGUCCGAAAAGAAAAAGCGUACGUUGAAGUUCCUCAGUAUGAAGAGGAGGAGGAGGUUCCAAGGUACGAGGAGGAAGACACCACCAGAUAUGAGAGGGAGGUGAUCCGUUACAAGGAGGAAGUUCGGCAUUACGAAGAAGUUAGUCACUAUGAGGAGGAAGCUCCUCAGUAUGAAGAGGAGGAAGCUCCUCAGUAUGAGGAGGAAGAAGUUCCUCAGUAUGAAGAGGAAGUCAUCCACUAUGAAGAAGAAGCUGCUUAUUAUGGAGAGGAAGUUGCUGAAUAUGAGGAGGAAGAGCCACAGGUUCCUCAGUAUGAAGAGAAGGCUCCCCCACCAACUAGAGUGCCUGAGGUUCCCAAGAAGCCUGUUCCAGAGGAAAAAAUACCUAUUCUGAAGAAAAAAGAACCUCCUCCAGCUAAAGUGCCCGAGGUGCCAAAGAAACCUGUACCUGAAAAGAAAGUCCAAGUGCCGAAGAAGGAAGCUCCCCCAGCUAAAGUUCCAGAAGUGCCAAAGAAACCUGUGCCAGAAGAGAAGUUUCCUGUUCCUGUACCAAAAAAGAAGGAGGUUCCACCAGCCAAAGUGCCCGAAGUACCAAAGAAACUUGUGCCAGAAGAGAAGGUACAUGUCCCAGUGCCUAAAAAAGUGGAAGAACCUCCACCAGCCAAAGUCAUGGAGGUGCGUAAAAGAGCUGUGGCAGAAGAGAAAGUGCAAGCUGUUGUGCCCAAACCCAAAGAACCGACACCAACCAAAGUGCCCGAAGCACCCAAGAAACUUGUACGGAAAGAAAAAGUCCCUGCUCCUACACCUGUGGUGGAGAAGUAUGAGUAUGCCUAUGAAGAAUAUGAGAAGUAUGAGACAUAUGAAAGCAUUGAAGAGUUUGAGAAGAUCCAGGAAGCUGAAGAAAUUGAGGCGUACGAGGAACCUGAAGAACCUGAGGGAUAUAAGGAAAUUCUGGAACAGGAAUAUGAAGUGGAGGCUGAGGAGAAAGAUGUCUAUGAACAGUAUGAGUUUAAGGAGAAGGAAGAGAUCUAUGAGAAAUAUGAGGAGGUAUAUGAGGAGGCUUAUGAGACCAAACCAGCUAUAGUGCCUGAGUUGCCCAAAAGACCUCUGCCAGAAGAAAAAGUACCUGCUCUUAAAAGAGAAGCUCCACCAGCUAAAGUGCCAGCAGUGCCGAAGAAACCUGUUCCAAAAGAGAAAGUACCACCUGCUGUUCCUAAAAAGGAAGCACCUCCGCCAGCUAAAGGGCCAGAUGAUUUCAAAAGACCUGUCCCUGAAGAAAAGAAACCUACACGUACACCUGAAAUAGAAGUUCCACCAAAGAAAGUUCCUGAGUUUCGUAAGAGAGCUGUCCUUGAAGAGAAAGUACCCACCAUUAUCCCUAGAGAAGAGGAGCCUCCUUUUUAUGAAGAACCUGAAGGUUAUGAAGAAGUUCCAACAGAAGAAAAGAUGCCUUUUAUUACUCCUAGUGAACCAGAAGCUCCAGCAGCUAAAGUAUCUGCAGUGACAAAGAAAACUGUCGCACUUAAGAAAAUACCUGCUGCUGUACCUACAGAAGAAGCUCCUCCAGCUAAAGUUCCUGAAGUACGAAAGAAAGCUGUCCACAAAGAAAAAAUACCUCCUGCUCUACCUAAAGAAGAACCUUCACACCUUACAGUGCAUGAAGUUUAUGAGGAGAUUCACAUAGAAGAAGAAAUUUCUACUGUUCAUAGGAAAGAGGAGGCUCCACCAUCUAGAGUGCCUGCAGCCAUUAGGAAAGCUGUUCCAGAAGAAAAAGUACCUAUUGCUAUGCCUAAAAAACCAGAACCUACUCCUGUGCCUAAAAGACCAGAAUCUCCACUGUCUAAAGUGCCAGAGGUGCCCAAGAAAAUUCCAGAAGAGAAAGUGCCCACUGCUGUUCCUAAAAAACCAGAACCACCACCAGCCAAAGUGCCUGAGGUGCCCAAGAAAGUGAUUUCAGAAGAAAAAGUACACAUUGAAGUUCCUAAAAAGCCAGAACCUCCACCAGCCAAAGAACCCGAGGUGCCGAAGAAAGUUGUUCCAGAAAAGAAGAUACCUGUGCAAAAAGUACCAGAACCAGUGGUUGUCCCAGAACCAGAGGCUGCACCUGAAGAACCAGAACUCCCACCAAAGGAAGUGCCGCAGCCUGAAAAGAAGAUUCCUGAGAAGCGAAAACCACCACCACCACCUGCUCCAACAGAAGAUAUUAAACUGGCAAAAGAUCUACUUAAAGCUCCUGAGGCAAGGAAGAAAGCUGUGGCUGCAAAACCUGGUGAGCCUCCGAAACUGGAACCUCCACCUGCUAAAGUGCCUGGACUUGUAAAGAAACCUCGCAAAAUACUUCCUGAGCCUACUCCCCCACCAAAAGAAGAAGUUGUUUUGAAAAGAGUUCUUAAAAAGAAACCUGAAGAGGAAGAACCUAAACCAGAAAAAGAGCCUAAACCAGAAGUUAAACCAGUACCUACACCAAUAGAAAAAAUUAAGAAACCUGAAGUCCCAGAAGUUCCUAAGAAGAAAACUGAGAUACCUGCCAUAAAAAAAGAGGAGAAACCUGUGCCUGAACCACCAAAAGAAACUAAGCAAGCGUCUGUCCCAAUUCCUGGGCCUGAACCUAAACCUGUAGUAGCUGUAAAAUCUCCAAAACCAGCUGAAGAACCCACUGUUACUGCUCCAGUGACAGCUCCAGUUGUUGGAAAGAAAGCAGAGGCCAAGCCACCAAAAGAAGAAUCUCCGAAGGGUAUCAGUCCAGUCAAAGCCAAGAAGACACCUUCACCAGCAGACGCGGAAAGAAGGAAGCUCAGGCCAGGCAGCGGUGGUGAAAAACCUCCUGAAGAGCCUCCAUUUACUUACCAACUCAAGGCUGUACCACUGAAGUUUGUCAAGGAGAUGAAAGAUAUAGUGCUAAAAGAAGCUGAGUCUGUUGGGUCUUCUGCAAUCUUUGAAGUCCUUAUUUCACCAUCCACUGCAAUUACCAGCUGGAUGAAAGAUGGAAGUAACAUCCGAGAGAGCCCAAAACACAAGUUUAUUGCUGAUGGCAAAGAUAGGAAGCUGCAUAUUAUUGAUGUCCAGCUGUCUGAUGCUGGCGAAUAUACUUGUGUAUUAAAACUGGGGAACAAAGAGAAGACCUCUACAGCCAAACUUAUUGUUGAAGAACUCCCAGUGCGGUUUGUGAAAACUCUUGAAGAAGAAGUGACUGUCAUUAAAACCCAGCCACUGUACUUAACAUGUGAGCUUAACAAAGAAAGAAAUGUGGUCUGGAGAAAGGAUGGUAAAAUCAUCAAAGCCAAGCCUGGGAAAUUUGCUCUGGGUGUUAUUGGUUUGUCACAUUCCCUCACAAUCACAGAUUCAGAUGAUGCUGAUGCUGGCACUUACACUGUUACUGUGGAAGACUCUGAGCUAUCAUGCUCAUCUUGUGUUAAGGUAGUAGAAGUUAUAAGGGACUGGUUGGUGAAACCCAUAAGAGACCAGCAUGUUAAACCAAAAGGAACAGCUACUUUCAGCUGUGACAUUGUCAAGGAUACACCAAACAUUAAAUGGUUCAAAGGAGAUGAGGAAAUCCCUGCUGAACCCACUGACAAGACAGAAAUCUUGAAAGAAGGAAAUAAAAUUUUCCUGAAAAUCAAGAAUGCUGGUCCUGCUGAUAUUGGAGAAUAUGCAGUGGAAGUUGAAGGUCGCAGAUACCCAGCUAAACUGACCCUUGGUGAACGUGAAGUUGAGCUUCUGAAGCCAUUAGAGGAUGUUACAGUUUAUGAGAAGGAAACAGCAAAUUUUGACACAGAAAUAUCUGAAGAUGAUAUUCCUGGUGAAUGGAAGCUGAAAGGAGAAGUCCUGAGACCUUCACCUACAUGUGAAAUCAAAGCCGAGGGAGGAAAACGCUUCCUAACCUUACACAAAGUCAAGUUAGAGCAAGCUGGCGAAGUCCUUUACCAGGCCCUGAAUGCCGUCACUACAGCCAUCCUGACAGUAAAAGAAAUCGAGCUGGACUUUGCUGUGCCCCUGAAAGAUGUCACUGUUCCUGAGAAGCGCCAAGCAAGGUUUGAAUGUGUCCUUACCAGAGAGGCCAAUGUUAUAUGGUCUAAGGGCACUGAUAUAAUCAAGAUUGGAGAAAAAUUUGACAUCAUUGCAGAUGGAAAGAAGCACAUUCUUGUUAUCAAUGAUUCACAGUUUGAUGAUGAGGGAGAAUACACUGCUGAAGUUGAUGGCAAAAAGAGCACAGCAAGACUGUUUGUGGAAGGUGUGAGGCUGAAGUUCAUAUCACCUCUACAGGACCAAACAGUGAAAGAGGGGGAAACAGCUCACUUUCAGUUUGAGCUUUCUCAUGAAGACAUGCCUGUGAAAUGGUUCAAAAAUGACAAGAGACUUCACACAAGCAGAACAGUUUUAAUUACUUCAGAAGGCAAAGUUCAUAAACUAGAAAUGAGAGAAGUAACACUUGAUGAUAUCUCAGAAAUAAAGGCCGUAGUCAAGGACUUGAACACACAAGCCAACCUGAAAGUCUUAGAGGCCGAUCCAUAUUUCACUGUGAAAUUACAAGACUACAGUGCUGUAGAGAAAGAUGAUAUUACUCUGGAGUGUGAACUUAGCAAAGAUGUGCCAGUAAAAUGGUACAAAGAUGGUGAAGAACUAAUAGCUUCCAACAGAAUUUCCAUAAAAACCGAUGGCUUGCGCCGUAUCCUGAAGAUCAAGAAGGCUGCAGAGAGUGACAAAGGGGUUUAUGAGUGUGACUGUGGAACCGACAAGACAAGUGCCAAUAUCAGCGUGGAGUCUCGCUUAAUUAAAGUGGAGCGCCCACUGUAUGGAGUAGAAGUAUUUGUUGGUGAAACAGCACGCUUUGAAAUUGAAAUAUCUGAGCCUGAUGUCCAUCCUGUAUGGAAGCUAAAGGGAGAAACCUUAAUACCUUCACCUGACUGUGAAAUCAUUGAAGAUGGGAAGAAGCAUAUUCUUGUCCUUCAUAACUGCAAACUUGAUAUGACUGGAGAAGUGUCUUUCCAAGCUGCCAAUGCUAAAAGUGCUGCUAAUCUGAAAGUGAAAGAACUGCCUCUUAUCUUUAUCACUCCACUAAGUGAUGUGAAGGUCUUUGAGAAGGAUGAAGCUAAGUUUGAAUGUGAGGUAUCCAGAGAACCCAAGACUUUCCGCUGGUUGAAAGGAACAGAAGAGAUCACUCCUGAUGAAAGAUUCGAAAUCGUUUCAGAUGGAACAAAGCAUGCUCUGAUUAUUAAAUCUGUUGCCUUUGAGGAUGAAGUAAAAUACACAUUUGAAGCUGAGGAUAAAAGAACAAGUGCCAAGCUAAUUAUUGAAGGUAUCCGCCUGAAAUUCAUCACUCCUCUCAAGGAUGUGACAAAGAAGGAGCGAGAAACUGCAGAGUUCACUGUGGAACUCUCCCAUGAAAAUAUCACUGUGGUCUGGUUCAAGAAUGAUCAACGAUUACAUACCAGCAAAGUGGUUUCAAUGACAGAUGAUGGCAAAUUCCAUACACUCACAAUCAAAGAUCUAACUAUUGAUGAUACUUCUCAGAUAAAAGUGGAAGCUAUGGGCAAAUCCUCAGAAGCUAAACUCACUGUUCUUGAGGGAGACCCUUAUUUCACUGGGAAGCUGCAGGACUACACUGCUGUGGAGAAAGAUGAAGUAAUCUUGCAAUGUGAAAUCAGCAAAGCAGAUGCCCCAGUGAAAUGGAUGAAGGAUGGCAAGCCAAUUACUGCGUCAAAGAAUGUUGUUAUAAAGGCUGAUGGCAAAAAGAGAAUCCUUAUUCUCAAGAAAGCUUUAAAGAAAGACAUUGGACAGUACACUUGUGACUGUGGUACUGACCAGACCUCUGCUAAACUUGAUAUUGAAGACCGGGAUAUUGAGAUUGUGCGACCACUCUACAGCGUGGAGGUGAUUGAGACAGAGACUGCCCGUUUUGAUAUUGAAAUCUCUGAGGAAGGUGUCCAUGGCAAUUGGAAGCUAAAAGGAGAACCCCUGACUGAAUCAGCUGAAUGUGAAAUCAAGGAGGAAGGAAAAAAGCACUUCCUUACACUGUACAAUGUACGCUUAGAUCAAGCUGGUGGAGUAGAUUUUCAAGCAGCAAAUGCCAAGUCUGGUGCUCACCUUCGAGUGAAACCUCGAGUAAUUGGCCUGCUGAGACCCCUCAAGGAUGUAACAGUGACAGCUGGGGAAUCAGCAACCUUCGAUUGCGAACUCUCUUAUGAGGGAAUCCCAGUAGAAUGGUUCCUGAAAGGAAAGAAACUGGAGCCCAGUGAUCAGGUGGUGACCCGCACUGAGGGGAGAGUUCACACACUUAUUCUCAGAGACGUCAAGUUAACAGAUGCAGGAGAGGUAUCACUGACAGCGAAAGAUUUCAGAACUCAAGCAAAUCUUUUUGUGAAAGAACCCCCAGUUGAAUUUACUAAACCACUUGAGGACCAGACUGUUGAAGAGGAAGCCACUGCAGUACUGGAAUGUGAAGUUUCCAGGGAAAAUGCAAAAGUUAAAUGGUUCAAAAAUGGAGAAGAAAUUCACAAAUCGAAGAAGUACGAUAUCAUUUCUGAUGGCAGGGUCAGAAAACUCAUCAUCCGCGGCUGCACACUGGAUGAUGCAAAAACAUAUUCCUGUGAUGCUAAGGAUUUUAAGACAUCAUGUUUUCUCAAUGUGGAGCCUAUUCGUGUCGACUUCCUGAAACCCCUGACUGACCUUGAGGUUAAAGAAAAAGAAUCUGCUCGGUUUGAGUGUGAAAUUUCUCGUCCAAAUGUCAAGGUGAAGUGGUUUAAGGAUGGCAUGGAAAUUAGAAAAGGCAAAAAAUAUGACAUAAUUUCUAAAGGUGCAGAACACAUUCUUGUCAUCAGUAAAUGUGUCUUUGAUGAUGAAGCUGAAUAUUCCUGUGAAGCAAAAACAGCUCGAACUUCUGGCCUACUUACAGUGAUAGAGGAAGAGGCUGUUUUCACAAAAAAUCUUCCUGAUCUUGAAGUAAAUGAAAACGACACUGUAAAACUGAUCUGUGAAGUUUCAAAGCCUAAUGCUGAAGUUACUUGGCUUAAAGGAGAUGAAGAGGUGCCUGAUGGUGGUAGAUUUGAACACAUUUCUGAUGGUAGAAAGAGAAUUCUUGUUAUACAUAACGCUCAUCCUGAAGAUGCUGCGAAGUACACUUGCAAGCUCCCAAGCUCUAGUACAACAGGAAAACUUACUGUACAUGAACUUGCAGCAGAAUUUCUUACCAGACCGCAAAACCUUGAGGUGCUUGAAGGAGAAAAAGCUGAAUUUGUCUGUUCAGUAUCCAAAGAAGCCAUUACAGUACAGUGGCUGAGGGGUGACACAGUCCUGGAGCCUGGUGAUAAGUACGACAUCAUUUCAGAUGGCAAAAAGAGAAUGCUUGUGGUUAAAGAAUCUGUUCUAGGAGAUACAGGAAUGUAUACUGUCAUGGUUGGUGAAGCUAAAGCUACAGCACACUUAGCUGUGAUUGAAAAACUCAAGAUUAUAACUCCUCUUAAGGACCAAGAAGUUACUGAGUGCCAAGAAAUUAUCUUCAACUGUGAAGUCAAUAAAGAAGGUGCCAAAGAGAAGUGGUACAAAAAUGAUGAGGCAAUAUUUGAUAGUGCAAAGUACAUUAUUGUUCAGAAGGGUGUAGUCUACACUCUCAGAAUCAGAGAUGCAGAGUUGAAAGAUCAAGCUACCUACACCAUCUCCUUGACAAACCAGAGAGGUGAACACGUUAAAAGCUCUGCUGACUUAAAAGUAUUAGAGGAGGAUCUCAGAAUUGUUGAGCCCCUUGAAGACAUUGAGACGACGGAAAAGAAAACUGUCACAUUCUGGUGCAAAGUCAAUCGCCUUAAUGCAACUCUCAAAUGGACAAAGAAUGGAGAAGAGAUCACAUUUGACAGGCGCAUUUUGUACAAAAUUGAUAAAUUCAAGCACUCAUUGAUCAUUAAAGAUUGUGGGUUUGUAGAUGAAGGUGAAUACACUGUUACUGCUGGACAAGACAAAUCAGUUGCAGAGCUUCUCAUCACAGAAGCACCAGCAGACUUCACUGAACAUCUUCAGGACCAGACUGUCACUGAAUUUGAUGAUGCUGUCUUUACAUGCCAGCUUUCCAAAGAAAAAGUCAGUGUAAAAUGGUACAGAAAUGGAAGAGAAAUCAAAGAAGGCAAAAAAUACCAGUUUGAAAAAGAUGGAAAUCUGCACAGAUUAAUCAUAAAAGACUGUAGACUAGACGAUGAGUGUGAAUAUUCCUGUGGAGUAGAUGACAGGAGAUCUAGGGCAAGACUUUUUGUUGAAGAAAUCCCUGUUGAGAUUAUUCGACCACCACAAGAUAUUUAUGAAGCUCCUGGUGCAGAUGUCAUCUUCAUGGCUGAGUUGAACAAAGAUGGUGUGGAGGUAAAGUGGUUGAGGAACAACAUGAUUAUCAUCCAAGGUGACAAACAUCAGAUGAUGAGUGAAGGAAAGGUCCACAGGCUGCAGGUGUGUGACAUAAAGCCCCGUGACCAAGGGGAAUACAGAUUUAUCGCCAAAGACAAGGAAGCUAGAGCAAAGCUUGAAUUAGCUGCUGCACCUAAAAUCAAGACUGGUGAUCAAAACCUUGUGGUUGAUGUUGGGAAACCUUUAACUAUGACUGUCCCAUAUGAUGCCUACCCAAGAGCAGAAGCGGAAUGGUUUAAAGCAGGGGAAAGUCUGCCCACAACAACUGUUGAUACAACAACUGACUGCACUACCUUCAAAAUUUAUGAAGCAAAGAAAUCAGAUAAGGGAAGGUACAGGAUUGUGCUUCGAAACAAACAUGGCCAGGCAGAAGCAUUCAUCAAUGUAGAGGUCAUUGAUGUUCCAGGUCCAGUUAGAAACUUGGAAGUCACUGAAACUUAUGAUGGUGAAGUUGGUCUCGCAUGGCAAGAACCAGAAAGUGAUGGUGGAAGCAAAAUCAUAGGCUAUGUCGUUGAAAGACGUGAUAUCAAGCGUAAGACCUGGAUUGUGGCCACAGAUCGUGCUGAAAAUUGUGAAUACACUGUUACUGGACUUCAGAAAGGAGGAGUUGAGUACCUCUUCCGUGUCAGUGCACGCAACAGAGUGGGCACUGGUGAGCCAGUGGAAACAGACACGCCUGUGGAAGCUAAGAGCAAAUUUGAUGUUCCUGGUCCUCCUCAAAAUGUAGAAGUUACUGAUGUGAACAGGUUUGGAGCCACACUCAGCUGGGAGCCACCUGAGGAUGACGGAGGAUCCCCGAUUACUGGCUACGUUAUUGAACUGCGUAACAGAGCUACCAUCAGAUGGGAGCCAGCUAUGACCACGGGAGCUGAUGAACUGACAGCUGUCCUGACUGAUGUUGUGGAAAAUGAAGAAUAUUUCUUCAGAGUGAGAGCUCAAAACAUGGUUGGAGUUGGCAAACCAAGUCCUGCUACACGUGCAGUAAAAAUCAUGGACCCAAUUGAGAGACCAAGUCCUCCCAUUAACCUUGAGCACUCAGAUCAAACGAAGUCAUCAGUCCAGCUCACAUGGGAACCCCCUCUUGAAGAUGGAGGAAGUCCAAUCUUAGGCUAUAUUAUUGAAAGGCGAGAGGAAGGAACAGACAAAUGGAUUCGUUGUAACCCAAAACUAGUACCUGCUCUUACUUUUAAGGUAACUGGACUGAAACAAGGAUCCAGUUAUUACUACAGAGUCUCAGCAGAAAAUGCAGCUGGCGUGUCUGACCCAGCAGAGGCUAUUGGGCCAUUAACUGCAGAUGAUACUUUUGUUGAACCUACAAUGGACCUAAGUGCAUUUAAGGAUGGGCUGGAAGUUAUUGUACCAGAGCCAAUCAAGAUCCGUGUUCCCAUCACUGGAUACCCCGUGCCAACUGCUACGUGGUAUUUUGGUGACCAAGUCUUAGAAGAGGGUGAUCGUGUGAAAAUGAAGACCACGGCCUCCUUUGCAGAACUUGUAAUUACUCCAAGUGAACGCCCAGACAAGGGAGUUUAUUACUUGACAUUAGAAAACCCUAUGUCAUCUGUUACAGGAGAAAUUAAUGUUAAUGUCAUUGCUUGUCCAAGUGCACCGAGAGAGCUCAAUGUUUUAGAAGUACUCAAGAGUACAGUGCAGCUUGCAUGGGAACCUCCAGAAGAUGAUGGUGGAAGUCCAAUUACUGGCUAUAUAAUUGAAAAACGUGAAGUAAGCCGGAAAACGUGGAGCAAAGUUGCGGAUCAUAUUGUCGACCAAGAGUUCACUGUACCUGACCUCAUCCAAGGGAAAGAAUAUUUAUUUAGAGUAUUUGCGUGCAAUAAAUGUGGCCCUGGAGAACCUGCAUAUAUUGAUGAACCUGUAAAUAUGUCAAUACCAGCAACGGUGCCUGACCCACCAGAAAAUGUUAAAUGGAGAAAUCCAACAUCAAAAGGAAUCUUCCUAACAUGGGAGCCUCCCAAAUAUGAUGGUGGUGCACGCAUUAAGGGUUAUCUGGUAGAAAAAUCCCAACGUGGCACAGACAAGUGGGAGAUAUGUGGGGAGCCUGUUAUUGAAACAAAAAUGGAAGUAACAAAGCUCAAGGAAGGAGAGUGGUAUGCUUAUAGGGUUAAGGCUUUGAACAGAAUGGGAGCAAGUAGGCCAAGUAAGCCAACUGAUGAUAUUCAGGCCAUUGAUGCAAAAGAGGCUCCAGAAAUCUUCUUAGAUGUGAAGCUUCUUGCUGGACUUACUGUGAAAGCCGGAACUAAAAUUGAGCUGCCAGCUAAAGUAACUGGAAAGCCUGAGCCCCAAGUUACUUGGACCAAGGCUGACAAAAUUUUGAGACCUGACAACAGAAUCACCAUUGAAAGCCAGCCUAAUCAUUCUACAGUCACUAUUACAGACAGCAAGAGGAGUGACAGUGGAACCUAUAUCAUAGAAGCUGUAAAUACCAGUGGACGUGCUACUGCUGUUGUUGAAGUUAAUGUUCUUGAUAAACCUGGUCCACCAGCUGCAUUUGAUGUAACAGAAAUCACAAACGAAUCCUGCCUUCUAACCUGGAAUCCUCCACGAGAUGAUGGGGGUUCUAAAAUUACCAACUACGUCCUUGAGAAAAGAGCUACAGACAGUGAAAUAUGGGACAAGUUGUCAUCGACUAUUAAAGAUACAAAAUUCAGAGCUACCAAUUUAACUCCUCAUAAAGAAUAUGUGUUCCGAGUCAGUGCUGAAAACAUGUAUGGUGUUGGGGAACCAGCACAGUGUAGCCCCAUCAUUGCCAAAUAUUCAUUUGAUCCGCCAGGCCCUCCAACAGGUCUCAAGCCCACAGAGGUUACUAAAGAUUCAGUCACUUUAACAUGGAAUGAACCAGAUGAAGAUGGUGGCAGCCCCAUAACUGGCUACUGGGUUGAAAGAUACGAUCCUGAGCAGGAUAAAUGGAUAAAAUGCAACAAAAUGCCAGUGAAAGAUACAACAUUCAAAGUUAAAGGUCUUACAAAUAAGAAGAAGUAUAAGUUCCGUGUCUUGGCAGAGAAUCUUGCAGGACCUGGAAAACCAAGCAGGGAAACAGAGCCAAUCUUAGUGAAAGAUCCAAUUGAUCCACCAUGGCCUCCUGGAAAGCCAACUGUGAGAGAUAUUGGCAAGACAUUCCUUACCCUGAACUGGACAAAGCCAGAACAUGAUGGAGGGGCAAAAAUUGAAUCUUAUGUCAUUGAGCUGUUAAAGACUGGAACAGACGAAUGGGUGAGAGUGGCUGAAGGAGUUCCAACAACUGAACACUUCCUCAAAGAUCUUAUGGAGAAACAAGAAUAUUCCUUCCGUGUGAGAGCUGUGAACAAGGCUGGUGAGAGUGAGCCCAGUGAGCCCAGUGACCCUGUGCUGUGCAAGGAGAGGCUCUAUCCUCCUUCACCACCCCGAUGGCUUGAAGUUAUUAAUAUUACUAAAAACACAGCAGAUCUGAAAUGGACAGUACCAGAAAAAGAUGGGGGUUCCCCGAUUACCAACUACAUUGUUGAGAAAAGAGAUGUAAGGCGGAAAGGCUGGCAGACAGUUGACACGACAGUGAAAGAUACCAAGUACACAGUAAGCCCACUGACUGAAGGCUCACUCUAUGUGUUCCGUGUGGCUGCUGAAAAUGCGAUUGGACAGAGUGACUACUGUGAAAUUGAAGACUCAGUGCUUGCUAAAGAUACUUUCACAACCCCUGGGCCUCCGUAUGCCCUUACAAUAGUUGAAGUGAAAAAAGGCCAUGUUGAUUUGAAAUGGGAACCACCUAAGAAUGAUGGUGGCAGACCAAUUCAAAGGUACGUUAUUGAAAAGAAAGAAAAGCUAGCUACUCGCUGGGUAAAAGCUGGGAAGACAGCUGGUCCAGAUUGCAAUUACAGAGUGACAGAUGUCAUUGAAGGUACAGAUGUACAGUUCCAGGUCCGUGCAGAAAAUGAAGCUGGAUGUGGUCAUCCCAGUGAACCAACUGACCUUGUUCAUAUUGAAGACCCAACAAGCCCUCCUUCACCUCCUCAGGAUUUACAUGUCACAGAUGCAGGCCGAAAGCACAUUUGCAUUGCAUGGAAACCUCCUGAGAAGAAUGGUGGAAGUCCCAUUAUUGGAUACAAUGUUGAGAUGUGUGAAGCAGGAACAGAAAAAUGGAUGCGAAUCAAUUCUCGUCCAAUUAAAGAUCUAAAAUGUAAAGUAGAGGAGGGAGUUGUUCCAGACAAAGAAUAUGUGCUGAGAGUCAGAGCUGUCAAUGCUGUUGGAGCUAGUGAGCCAUCAGACAUCUCAGAAAAAGUUGUUGCCAAGGACCCAGACUGUAAUCCAACCAUUGAUCUGCAAACUCGUGACAUUGUUGUUGUUAAGGGACAGAAGCUAAGUAUCCCUAUACCCUUCAGAGCUGUUCCAUCGCCAACUAUAACAUGGCACAAAGAUGGCAAGGAGUUGAAAGCUGGUGACAGAACAACAAUGAAGAGUGACUACACCUCUGCAUUGCUUGAAGUGAUAGACAGCGUUCAUGCCGAUGCUGGUGUUUAUACUAUCACACUGGAGAACAAGCUGGCAUCAACAACUGGCUCAGUCAAUGUCAAAGUCAUAGGUCCACCUGGACAGUGUAAAGACAUUAAGGCAAGCGAAGUAACUAAGAAUUCUUGCAAAGUAUCCUGGGAGCCUCCAGACUUUGAUGGUGGUACUCCUAUUUUGCAUUACGUUCUGGAACGCAGGGAAGCUGGUCGUAAAACAUACAUCCCAGUCAUGUCUGGUGAAAAUAAGCUUUCGUGGCAAGUCAAAGAUCUUAUUCCAAACUGUGAAUAUUACUUCCGUGUUAAAGCUGUCAAUAAGAUUGGAGGGGGUGAUUAUCUUGAACUAAGAAACCCGAUCAUUGCAGAAGACCCAAAACAGCCCCCAGAUCCGCCUGUCGACCUUGAAGUCCAUAAUCCAACAUCAAAAUCAGUUACUCUUACAUGGAAACCACCCCUGUUUGAUGGGGGAAGCAAGAUUAUGGGCUAUAUAAUAGAGAAGCUUGCAAAGGGCAAAGAGAGGUGGGAGAGAUGCAAUGACUAUCUGGUACCCUUACUAACUUACACGGUGAAAGGCCUUGAGGAAGGAAAGGAGUAUCAGUUCCGUGCUCGUGCUGAGAAUGCUGCUGGCAUCAGUGAGCCUUCUCGGAUUACUCCUUUUGUGAAAGCUGUGGAUCCUAUUGAGGCUCCAAAAGUCUUCCUUGCUGCAAACCUACAGUCUGGCCUUGAGGUGAAGAGGGGUGAUGAGAUCAUACUUGAGGCACAUAUUUCAGGGUCACCCUAUCCAUCUAUUACUUGGCUGAGGAAUGAUGAAGUUGUCAGACCAGAGGAUAUAAAGAAGAGAGUAACAGCACCUAAAAAGAAGAAAGGUGAAGCUGAAGAAGAGAAACCUUUCCAGCUUUCACUGCCAGAACGUAUGAGUGUUGACAACCACAAGGAAGGAGAGUCUAUACUGUCAGUUCGUGACUCCAUUAGAGCUGACCAUGGCACAUUUACAAUUAAAGUAGAAAAUGAUCAUGGAGUUGCAAAGGCCUCAUGUGAAGUCAAUGUGUUGGAUACACCUGGGCCACCAGUCAACUUUGUAUUUGAAGAUUUGAGGAAAAAUUCUGUCCUUUGCAAAUGGGAGCCUCCCCUUGAUGAUGGUGGAAGUGAAAUCCUAAACUAUGUACUGGAAAAGAAAGACAAUACAAAAGCUGAAAUGGGCUGGGUCACUGUCAGUUCAACACUCAGGCAUUGCAAAUUCCAUGUAACAAAACUGAUUGAAGGAAAAGAGUAUCUAUUCCGUGUAUUUGCUGAAAAUAGAGUUGGAGCAGGACCACCAUGUGUUUCAAAACCAAUGACAGCUAAAGAUCCUUUCUCUCCACCAGAUGCACCUAACAAGCCUGAUGUGGAAGAUGUAACCAGCAACAGUAUGCUGGUUAAGUGGAAUGAACCAAAAGAUAAUGGGAGCCCUAUCAUAGGAUACUGGAUUGAAAAACGUGAAAUCAAUAGUACUCAUUGGGCUCGGGUCAACAGGAACCUUGUGAAUGCUCUGGAAGUAAAAGUUGAAGGACUGUUGGAAGGUUUAACUUACAUCUUUAGAGUGUGUGCUGAAAAUGCAGCCGGCCCUGGUAAAUUUAGUCCACCAUCAGAUCCAAAAACUGCACAAGACCCAAUAAUGCCACCUGGUCCCCCGAUUCCAAGGAUUGCUGAUACAAGUGCAACUUCCAUCGAGCUAGAAUGGCAACCUCCUGUGUAUAAUGGUGGUGGAGAUAUCACUGGUUACCAUGUGUACAAACAACUGAUGGGUGUAAAUGAGUGGUCACGCUGCACAGCAAAACCCAUUAAGGUCCUGCAGUUUACUGUUGGAGAAGUGAGGGAAGGUGCAGACUAUAAGCUCCGUGUUACUGCACUCAAUGCAGCUGGUGAAGGACCACCUGGGGAAACUGAACCCGCAACAGUUGCAGAACCUAAAGAGCCUCCCACUGUUGAGCUGGAUGUUUCUGUGAAAGCAGGCAUUCAGGUCAUGGCUGGACAGACUAUUAAAAUUCCUGCUACUGUGACAGGGCGUCCUGCUCCCACCAUUUCAUGGGCUAUAGACGAGGGGGAAUUAGACAAAGAUCGAGUUGUUAUUGAAAAUGUUGGCACAAAAUCUGAGUUAACCAUUAAGAAUGCAUUGAGAAAAGACCAUGGAAGAUAUGUAAUUACUGCUACCAACAGCAGUGGUUCAAAAUCGGCAGGAACCAGAGUAGAAGUAUUUGAUGUUCCUGGACCAGUCCUUGACCUAAAGCCAGUGGUCACCAACAGAAAGAUGUGUUUGCUUAACUGGUCUGAUCCUGAAGAUGAUGGUGGCAGUGAUAUCAUAGGCUUCAUUGUUGAAAGGAAGGAUGCCAAAAUGCAUACAUGGAGACUAGCUGUAGACACAGAUAGAUCUAAAUGUGAUAUUACAGGUCUAAUUGAAGGGCAGGAGUAUAAAUUCCGUGUUAGUGCCAAGAACAAAUUUGGUACUGGUCCAGCUGUGGAAAUAGGACCCAUUCUUGCAGUUGAUCCAUUAGGUCCUCCAACAGCACCUGAGAGGUUCAUGUACACAGAGAGGACGAAGUCAUCCAUUACACUUGACUGGAAGCCUCCACGCAGUGAUGGUGGUAGUCCCAUCUUAGGAUAUAUUGUUGAGAAGAGGAGACAUGAUUCAAAAGAUUAUGAAAGAGUUAAUGCAAGGCUCUGUCCAAAAACAUCUCUUCUUGUUGAAAAACUUGAUGAACUUCAUAUGUAUGAAUUCCGUGUGAAAGCUGUCAAUGAGAUUGGAGAAAGUGAGCCAUCACUGCCCCUCAAUGUAGUUAUACAAGAUGAUGAAGUGCCUCCAACUGUUACAUUGCGUUUGGCCGUGAGAGGAGAUACUAUCAAAGUCAAGGCAGGAGAGCCAGUUAACAUUCCUGCUGAUGUAACAGGCCUGCCAAUGCCGAAGAUUGAAUGGGACAAGAAUGAAGUUUUAAUUGACCAAACGUCCAAUGCACUUAAGAUAACCAAGGAAGAAGUAUCUAGAACUGAGGCAAAAACCGAACUCAUCCUUCCUGCAGCAGUGAGGGAUGAUAAAGGCACUUACACUGUGAGAGCUACCAAUCGUCUUGGCACUGCAUUCCGCAAUGUGCAUGUCGAAGUGUAUGAUCGCCCUUCUCCACCAAGAAAUCUUGCGGUUUCUGAUAUUAAAGCAGAAUCAUGCUAUCUAACAUGGGAUGCACCUCUUGACAAUGGUGGUAGUGAAAUUACCCAUUACAUUAUUGAAAAACGUGAUGCUAGUAAGAAGAAAUCUGAGUGGGAAGAAGUCUCCAAAGGCGCUGUUGAGAGAAGAUUUGGGGUAUGGAAUCUUGCAACAAAUGAAAAAUACCAAUUUAGGGUCCGGGCUGUAAACAAAUAUGGAAUAAGUGAUGAAUGCCUCUCAGAAAAAGUUGUCAUUAAGGAUCCCUAUGGUCUUCCUGGACCUCCUGGAAAGCCAAAAAUUUUGGAUCGCACCAGAUCAUCUAUGCUGGUGACUUGGGAGCCUCCUUUGGACAAUGGUGGCAGCCCAAUAACUGGCUAUUGGUUGGAAAAGAGAGAGGUGGGAGGUGUCUACUGGGCACGUGUCAACAGGGCUCCAGUAACAAAACCAUCAGUAAAAGGUCUAGAGCACAAUGUGCUUCGUUUGGCUGAAGGUGUUGAAUACCAGUUUAGAGUUAUGGCUGAAAAUCUUGCUGGAAUUGGCCCUCCUAGUGAACCAUCAGAUCCAGCUUUGGCAGCAGAUCCUAUAUUUGUGCCUGGUCCACCAUCAUGCCCAGAGGUCAAAGACAAAACCAAAUCAUCUGUAGCACUUGCAUGGAAGCCUCCUCAAAAGGAUGGUGGGAGUCCUAUAAAAGGAUAUAUUGUUGAAAUGCAAGAUGAAGGUAGUACUGAUUGGAAGAAAGUGAAUGAAGGAGACAAACUCUUUCCUACUUGCGAGUGUGUUAUUCCCAACUUGAAAGAGCUCAGAAAAUACCGAUUUAGGGUGAAAGCUGUAAAUGCUGCUGGAGAAUCAGAACCAAGUCCUGCAACAUCAGAGAUACCUGUCCAAGAUAUUCUAGAGGAACCAGAAAUCUUCCUUGAUCUUGGAGCACAGGAUUUGCUCUCUUGUCGUGCUGGCACAACAAUUAAAAUCCCAGCUGUUAUCAAGGGUCGUCCAGUUCCAAAAACAUUUUGGGAGUAUGAAGGAAAAGCAAAAACAGCAGCAAAGGAGGGAGGUCAUAAUGUACCCGAAGAAGCUCAGGUGGAAGCAACUGAUACACGUUCAGAGAUUAUCAUCCCUGACUGCAACAGAAGUCACUCUGGUCGAUACAGUAUUACAGCAAAGAAUAAAGCAGGACAAAAGACAGUGCAUGUCAGAGUUAAUGUGCUUGAUGUCCCUGGCCCACCAAAAGACCUUAAAGUAAGUGAUAUCACAAGAGGUAGCUGUAAACUCUCAUGGAAGAUGCCAGAUGAUGAUGGUGGAGAUAGAAUCAGAGGCUAUGUUAUAGAGAAGAGAAAUAUUGAUGGGAAGGCCUGGACUAAAGUCAAUCCAAAUUGUGGCAGUACUUCCUUUGUUGUACCUGAUCUCAUAACUGGCCAAGAAUAUUUCUUCCGGGUACGUGCAGAAAACCGUUUUGGAGUUGGCCCUCCUGCAGAAACCAUCCAGCGGACCACAGCCAGGGAUCCAAUCCAUCCUCCUGAUCCGCCUAUUAAACUGAAGAUUGGCCUUGUAACCAAGAACACAGUGAGCCUGACAUGGAAACCACCAAAGAAUGAUGGCGGAGCUCCUGUUACGCAUUAUAAUGUUGAGUGUCUCCGCUGGGAUCGUACUGGAGAAGUGAAAGAGUCUUGGAAGCAAUGCAACAGACGUGAUGUGGAAGAAACAAAGUUUACUGUUGAGGAUCUUGUAGAAGGUGGAGAAUACGAAUUCAGAGUCAAAGCUGUAAAUAUAGCAGGUCCUAGCAGACCUUCAGCCACUGUUGGCCCACUUGUUGUCAAAGACCAGACAUGUCCACCGUCUAUUGAGCUCAAAGAAUUUAUGGAAGUUGAAGAAGGAACAGAUGUCAAAAUUGUGGCCAAGAUAAAGGGUGUACCCUUCCCCACAUUAACAUGGCUAAAAGCUCCUCCAAAGAAACCAGAUGACAAAUCACCAGUGGUGUAUGAUCAACAUGUCAACAAGAUUGUUGAUGAAGAUACUUGCACUUUAUUGAUCCAACAGUCUCGCAGAAAUGAUACAGGCUUAUAUACUAUAACAGCUGUAAACAACCUGGGAACUGCUUCAAAGGAGAUGCGGCUGAAUGUUCUGGGUCGUCCCGGACCUCCAGUAGGACCUAUUAAAUUUGAAUCCAUUUUGGCUGAUAAAAUGACAAUAUCAUGGCUUCCUCCAUUAGAUGAUGGUGGUUCUAAGAUUACAAACUAUGUUAUAGAGAAAAGAGAAGCAAAUAGGAAGACAUGGGUGUCUGUUACUAAUGAGCCUAAGGAGUGCAUAUUCACUGUUCCCAAGCUGAUGGAAGGCCAUGAAUACGUGUUCCGCAUUAUGGCACAAAACAAAUACGGUAUUGGAGAACCUUUGGAUAGUGAGCCAGAAACAGCAAGAAACCUUUUCACUGUCCCUGGACCUCCUGACAAGCCAACAGUUAGCAGUAUAACACGUGACUCAAUGACAGUGAACUGGGAAGAGCCAGAGCAUGAUGGUGGCUCUCCUAUUACUGGUUACUGGUUGGAGCGCAAAGAGACCACUGGAAAGAGAUGGACCAGGGUUAACCGAGAUCCUAUCAAGCCUAUGACCCUGGGGGUUUCAUACAAAGUUACAGGCCUUAUUGAAGGCUCUGAAUAUCAGUUCCGUGUGUCAGCUAUCAAUGCGGCUGGUGUUGGCCCACCAAGCAUGCCAUCUGAUCCAGCACUUGCUAGAGAUCCUAUUGCCCCACCUGGCCCUCCUAUACCAAAAGUUACUGAUUGGACAAAGUCUUCUGUAGACUUGGAAUGGACUCCACCAGUAAAGGAUGGUGGCUCUAGAGUCACUGGCUACAUUGUUGAGUUUAAAGAGGAAGGAAAGGAAGAAUGGGAACGGGUAAAAGAUAGAGAAAUUAGAGGAACCAAGUUUGUUGUGGCAGGAUUAAAAGAAGGUUGUUUUUACAAAUUUAGAGUUAGAGCAGUAAAUGCUGCUGGCAUCGGAGAGCCUGGAGAAGUUACAGACGUUAUUGAAAUGAAGGACAGAAUUGUGGCUCCUGAUAUUAAUUUGGAUGCAAGUGUAAGGGACAGAAUUGUUGUUCAUGCUGGAGGAGUAAUUCGGAUUAUAGCAUAUGUCUCAGGAAAACCACCUCCAACAGUGAGUUGGAGCAGGGAUGAGCAAGCUUUGCCAGAAGAAGCCAAAAUUGAAGAAACAGCUAUUAGUUCUUCUUUAGUCAUCAGGAAUUGCAAAAGGAGUCACCAGGGUUUAUACACCCUUCUUGCUAAAAAUGAUGGUGGUGAGAGGAAGAAGACAAUUAUUGUUGAUGUGCUAGAUGUGCCAGGCCCAGUUGGAUUGCCACUCCUUACAGAGAAUCUAACUAAUGACUCUUGUAAAUUGUCAUGGUUUACUCCAGAAGAUGAUGGUGGUUCUCCUAUUACAAACUAUAUAAUUGAAAAACGUGAAUCUGACCACAGAGCUUGGACUCCCGUGACCUACACAGUUACAAGACAGAAUGCUACUGUUCAGGGACUCAUUCAAGGGAAAGCCUACUUUUUCCGAAUUGCAGCUGAGAACAUAAUUGGCAUGGGUCCUUUCACAGAAACAACGAAAGAGAUUCUCAUUAGAGAUCCAAUAACUGUUCCUGACCGUCCAGAAGACCUGGAAGUAAAAGCAGUUACCAAGAACUCUGUGACACUAACUUGGAACCCUCCAAAAUAUAAUGGAGGCUCAGAUAUCACCAUGUACGUUCUAGAGAGCCGUCUCAUUGGAAAAGACAAAUUCCACAAAGUUACAAAGGAGAAAAUGCUAGAUAGGAAAUUCACUGUAGAAGGCUUGAAAGAAGGUGACACUUAUGAGUUUCGCGUGAGUGCUUGCAAUAUUGUGGGGCAAGGCAAGCCGUCAUUUUGCACUAAACCAAUCACGUGCAAGGAUGAAAUUGCUCCUCCCACACUUGACCUUGACUUUAGAGACAAGCUUAUUGUUCGAGUUGGUGAAGCUUUCAGCUUGACUGGACGCUACUCAGGCAAACCUGCACCAAAGGUUACUUGGCUGAAGGAUGAUAUUGUUGUGAAAGAAGAUGACAGAAUAAAGAUUAAGACAACUCCUACAACUCUUUGUUUGGGGAUACUAAAAUCUGUCCGUGAAGACACAGGCAGAUACUGUGUUACUGUAGAGAACAGCACAGGAUCAAGAAAAGGAUUUUGUCAAGUUCAUGUCGUUGAUCGCCCAUCACCUCCAGUAGGCCCAGUUAUAUUUGAUGAAGUCUUUAAAGAUCAUAUGGUUGUUUCCUGGAAACCUCCAUUAGAUGAUGGAGGCAGUGAAAUUACAAAUUACAUAAUUGAGAAGAAGGAUACACACAAAGACUUAUGGAUGCCAGUUACAUCUGCCACAGUGAAGACAACAUGCAAAAUUCCCAAGCUGCUUGAAGGAAGAGAAUAUCAAAUUCGAAUUUAUGCUGAAAAUCUUUAUGGCAUAAGCGAUCCUCUCAUCUCUGAUGAGAUGAAAGCCAAGGACCGUUUCCGUGUUCCUGAUGCACCUGAGCAACCAAUCAUUAAGGAUGUAACCAAAGACUCUGCAGUAGUGGUUUGGAACAAACCAUAUGAUGGAGGCAAGCCAAUAACAAACUACAUUGUAGAAAAGAAGGAAACAAUGGCUACAAGAUGGGUCAAAGCUACCAAAGAUCCAAUUUUCCCUGGUACAAAGUUCAAAGUGCCUGAUCUCCUUGAAGGCUGUCAGUAUGAAUUCCGUGUGUCAGCAGAAAAUGAAAUUGGUGUUGGUGAUCCUAGUCCACCAUCAAAGCCAAUUUUCGCUAGAGAUCCAAUUGCAAAACCAAGUCCACCUGUUAAUCCAGAAGCAGUAGAUAAAACUAAAAAUUCAGUUGAUUUAUCUUGGCAACCACCACGCCAUGACGGAAAUGGCAAGAUAAUUGGCUACCUUAUAGAGUUUCAGAAAGUUGGAGAUGAGGAAUGGAAACAGGCUAAUCUUACAGCAGAUUCUUGUCCUGAAACAAACUACAAAGUCACUGGUCUUACUGAGGGAUUAACCUACAAAUUCAGGGUCAAGGCAGUCAAUGCAGCAGGCGAAUCUGAUCCAGCACAUGUUCCUGAUCCGGUAGAAGUAAAGGACAGGCUUGAACCUCCUGAGUUAAUACUUGAUGCUAAUAUGGCCCGAGAACAGCAUGUAAAAGCUGGAGAUACCCUGAGACUUAGUGCUCUUAUUAAAGGUGUUCCAUUCCCAAAAGUUACUUGGAAGAAAGAAGAUCAUGAGGUCUCACCCAAAGCUGAUAUUGAAGUUACAGGAGUUGGCAGUAAGCUUGAAAUCCGUAACACUGUCCAUGAAGAUGGUGGAAUGUAUUCCCUGACAGUUGAAAAUCCAGCUGGUUCAAAGACUGUUUCAGUAAAAGUUGUGGUCUUAGAUAAGCCUGGUCCACCCAGAAAUCUGAACAUCAGUGAUGUUAGAAGCGACUCUUGCUAUCUCACUUGGAUGGAACCAGAAGAUGAUGGUGGCUCUGUGAUUACCAACUAUGUGGUGGAGAGGAAAGAUGUAGCUUCUGCACAGUGGGUAGCCAUCUCAUCAUCCUCCAAGAAACGCAGCCAUAUGGCUAAAUAUCUGAUGGAAGGCACUCAGUAUCUCUUCCGAGUUGCAGCUGAGAAUCAGUAUGGUAGAGGUCCAUAUGUGGAAACACUUAAGCCUAUCAAAGCUAUAGAUCCGCUGCAUCCUCCAGGGCCACCAAAGAAUCUGCAUCAUGUAGAUGUUGACAAGACUGAAGUUUCCCUUGUUUGGAAUCGACCAGAUCGUGAUGGUGGUGCUGAGAUAACUGGGUAUUUGGUGGAAUAUCAAGAAGAUGGUGCAGAUGAAUGGACAAAGUUCCAGACAGUCCCUAUGCUAGACUGUGUUGUUACAGGCCUACAGAAAGGAAAAAUAUACAAAUUCCGUGUGAGAGCUCAAAACAUUGUUGGUCUUAGCCUUCCAGAUACAACUAUACCAAUAGAGUGUCAAGAAAAGCUAGUACCUCCAUCUGUGGAUCUAGAUGUGAAGUUAAUUGAAGGUCUUGUUGUUAAAGCUGGCACCACAGUGCGCCUUCCAGCGAUUAUGAGAGGUGUGCCAGUUCCCACAGCAAAAUGGGUUACUGAUGACACCGAAAUUAAACCAGAUGGCAAAUACAAGAUUGAGACUGACAAUUACUCAACUGUGCUUACUAUCAAAGACUGUGUAAGAAAAGAUACAGGAGAAUAUCUACUCACAGUAUCUAAUGCAGCUGGCAGCAAAACUGUGGCUCUACACCUUACAGUUUUGGAUGUUCCAGGCCCACCAACUGGUCCUAUUAAUAUUCUUGAAGUAACACCAGAAUAUAUGGUUAUUUCUUGGCGCCCUCCUAAAGAUGAUGGUGGGAGUCCUAUAAUAAAUUAUAUUGUUGAGAAGCGUCAAUCGAAGAAAGAAACAUGGGGAGUGGUUAGCUCUGGAACAAGUCACACAAAAAUUAAGGUUCCACGACUACAGAAAGGCUGUGAAUAUAUUUUCCGUGUUCGUGCAGAAAAUAAGAUAGGCAUCGGUGCACCCCUGGAUUCAGAACCAACAGUUGCUAAAUACAUGUUUGAUCCACCAUCCCCACCUGGUAAACCAACUGUUUAUGAUAUUACAGAAAAUGCAGCAACAGUGUCUUGGACCCUACCAAAAUCUGAUGGUGGAACUCCAAUAACUGGUUAUAUACUUGAACGUCGGGAAGCAUCUGGUAAAUGGGUGCGUGUCAAUAAGACGCCUAUACUUGAUAUGAAAUACAGAGUCACUGGUCUUUUUGAAGGCAACACAUAUGAAUUCAGAGUUUUUGCAGAAAACAUGGUGGGCUUAAGCAAACCAUCUCCAAGCUCUGAUCCAAUAAAAGCAUCACGUCCUAUCACUCCUCCCGGUCCACCUAUAAAUCCAAAAUUAAAAGACAAAACUAAAGAAUCAGCUGAUCUUGUGUGGACAAAGCCCCUCAAGGAUGGUGGCAGCCCAAUUCUGGGAUAUAUUGUGGAAUGUCAGAAAAGUGGAACUACGCAGUGGAAUAGGAUUAAUAAGGAUGAGCUCAUUAGACAGUGUGCUUUCAGAGUACCUGGAUUAAUAGAAGGAAAUGAAUAUAAAUUCCGAAUAAAAGCUGUCAACAUCGUGGGAGAGGGAGAACCAAGAGAACUACCAGAAACUGUGCUUGCAAAAGAUAUUCUUUCUCCUCCAGAAAUAAGCCUAGAUGUGACCUGUCGAGACUUAAUUACUGUCCGAGUAGGUCAAACAAUACGUAUUACUGGUAAGGUAAAAGGCAGACCAGAUCCUGAAAUAACAUGGUCUAAAGAUGGCAAAGUACUAGUCCAAGACAAGCAUGUUGAAAUACUUCAUGAUCUACCUAAUGUUGAACUGCAAGUGAAAGAAGCCAAAAGAUCUGAUCAUGGCAAAUAUAUAAUAGCAGCUAAAAACAGCUGUGGACAAGCUCAAGCUUUUGCUAUUGUUAAUGUACUUGACAGACCUGGACCAUGUCAGAACCUGAAAAUAAGCUAUGUCACAAAAGACUCUUGUAUGAUCUCUUGGGAGAGUCCAGUGGAUAAUGGUGGCUCUGAAAUUACAAAUUACAUAGUAGAAUACCGUCAACCAAAUCAGAGGGGAUGGUCAAUUGUCUCCUCUGAUGUUACUAAACGAUUAGUAAAGGCAAAUCUUGUAGAGAACCGUGAAUACUUCUUCAGAGUUUGUGCAGAGAACAAAAUAGGUCCAGGUCCUUGCAUUGAGACCAAGACUCCUAUCCUUGCUAUCAAUCCUAUUGACAAGCCUGGAGAGCCAGAAAAUCUUCACAUUGCAGAGAAAGGAAAGACAUUUGUAUACCUGAAAUGGAGGAGGCCAGAUUAUGAUGGUGGAAGUCCCAAUUUAAGUUACCAUGUUGAGAGAAAACUGAAAGAUUCAGAUGAAUGGGAAAGAGUUCACAAAGGCAGCAUUAAGGAAACACACUACAUGGUAGAUAAAUGUGUGGAAAAUAAAACUUACCAAUUCCGAGUUCAAACUAAGAAUGAGGCCGGUGAAAGUAACUGGGUAAAAACCGCUGAAGUUGUUGUGAAGGAAGAUCUUCAGAAACCAGUGUUAGAUUUGAAGUUAAGUGGGGUUCUAACUGUGAAAGCAGGCGACACAAUUAGAAUUGAAGCUGGAGUCAGAGGAAAACCACAGCCUGAAGUUGUAUGGGCAAAAGACAAAGAUGCCACAGAUCUCACCAGAUCUCCAAGAGUCAGUAUUGAAAACACUUCUGACACAUCUAAGUUUGUUCUCACAAAAUCAAGGCGUACUGAUGGUGGGAAAUACGUGAUUACAGCAACUAAUGCGGCUGGUAGCUUUGUGGCAUAUGCUACUGUUAUUGUCUUGGAUAAACCUGGUCCCGUACGAAACUUGAAGGUCACUGACAUUUCAAGUGAUAGAUGUACUGUUACUUGGGAUCCUCCAGAAGAUGAUGGUGGUUGUGAAAUACAGAACUACAUCCUGGAAAAAUGUGAAAGCAAGCGUAUGGUUUGGUCUACAUACUCUUCCUCUGUCCUAACAAACUAUGCCAAAGUGACACGCCUCAUUGAAGGUAAUGAAUAUAUAUUCAGAGUGCGUGCAGAGAAUAAAAUGGGCACUGGUCCUCCAACAGAAACACAUCCAAUUAUUGCAAAAACGAAAUAUGAUAGACCUGGACGCCCUGACCCUCCAGAUGUCACAAGAGUCAGCAAAGAAGAGAUGACUGUAGUUUGGAAUCCACCAGAAUAUGAUGGUGGCAAAUCAAUUACAGGAUACAUUUUAGAGAAGAAAGAGAAACGAUCACUGAGAUGGGUUCCUGUUACUAAAACUCCAAUCCCAGAGAGACGCAAGAAGGUUACUAAUCUCUUCCCUGGUCAUGAAUACCAGUUCCGUGUCAGUGCUGAAAAUGAAGUCGGACUUGGAGAACCAAGCUUGCCAUCAAGACCUGUAAUAGCCAAAGACCCAAUAGAACCACCUGGUCCUCCCACAAACUUGAGAGUGGUUGAUAGCACAAAGACUUCCUUAACCCUUGGCUGGGGAAAACCGGUGUACGAUGGUGGUGCUCCGAUUAUUGGAUAUGUUGUGGAAAUGAGACCAAAAGUUGAGGGUGCUGAUCCUGAAGCAGGAUGGAAACGAUGUAAUGUUGCUGCUCAAGUUAUUCAUACAGAAUUCACAGCUACCAGCCUGGAUGAGAAGCAAUUAUAUGAGUUCAGAGUUUCUGCCCAAAACCAGGUUGGCCUUGGCCGACCAGCAGAAUUGAAAGAAGCUGUGUCUCCCAAAGAAAUACUUGAACCUCCUGAGAUUGAGCUGGAUGCCAGCAUGAGAAAGUUAGUCACAGUCAGAGCAGGAUGCCCUAUUAGACUUUUUGCCAUUGUGAGGGGUCGCCCAGCACCAAAAGUCACCUGGAGGAGAAUGGGUAUUGAUAAUGUUAUCAGAAAAGGACAAGUUGAUCUGGUUGACACUAUGGCCUUCUGUGUCAUUCCUGAUUCAACACGUGAUGACUCAGGCAAAUAUUCAUUGACACUUGUUAAUGCAGCUGGAGAAAAGGCUGUAUUUGUGAACGUCAGAGUUCUGGAUACUCCUGGACCUGUGUCAGACUUCAAGGUUUCAGAUGUCACCAAGAUGUCCUGCCAUCUUUCAUGGGCACCUCCAGAGAAUGAUGGGGGUAGCCCAGUGACUCAUUACAUCCUGCAGAAACGGGAGGCUGACAGGAAGACAUGGGCAACAGUCACAGCAGAACUAAAGAAAACUAGUUUCCAAAUAGCGAACCUUGUGCCUGGAAAUGAAUAUUACUUCAGAGUAACAGCAGUGAAUGAAUAUGGGUCAGGUGUUCCAAGUGACAUACCAAAACCUGUUCUAGCAACAGAUCCUCUAAGUGAACCUGAUCCACCAAGAAAACUUGAAGUUACUGAAAUUACAAAGAACAGUGCUACUUUAGGCUGGCUGCCACCACUGCGCGAUGGAGGCUCUAAAAUUGACGGAUACAUUGUUAGCUACAAAGAACAUGAUCAACCAGCAGAUCGCUGGAUGGAAUAUUCAGUCGUUAAAGAUCUCUCCAUUGUUGUGGCUGGUCUGAAGGAGGGAAAGAAGUACAACUUUAGAGUGGCAGCUAGAAAUGCUGUAGGAGUAAGUUUGCCAAUAGAAGCUACAGGAGAAUACGAAAUUAAAGAACAACUCAUCCCACCUAAGAUUCUGAUGCCUGAUCAUGUUCACAUUAAAGCUGGAAAGAAACUGAGAAUUGAAGCUCAUGUAUAUGGGAAGCCUCAGCCAGUCUGUAAAUGGCUGAAGGGAGAUCAAGAUGUGGUUACAUCCAGUCGCCUUGCUGUGCAUAAAGCAGAAAAGUCUUCUGUUCUUAUCAUUAAGGAUGUGACUAGAAAAGAUACUGAUUUUUAUACUCUUACUGCAGAAAACAGCUCUGGUAUUGAUAGUCAGAAAAUCAAAGUGACAGUCAUGGAUAAACCAGGUCCACCACAGCCUCCAUUUGAUAUUUCUGAAAUAGAUGCUGAUGCUUGCACUCUUUCAUGGCACAUACCUCUUGAAGAUGGUGGCAGCAACAUUACAAACUAUGUAGUUGAGAAAUGUGAUGUAAGCCGAGGAGACUGGGUAACAGCUUUAUCUUCUGUCACAAAGACAAGCUGCAGAAUUGGAAAACUGAUUCCUGGAGAAGAGUAUAUGUUCCGUGUUCGUGCUGAAAAUCGUUUUGGGAUUUCUGAGCCACUUGCUUCUGACAAGAUGAUUGCAAGAUUCCCAUUUGAUGUUCCCAGUGAACCAAAGAAUGCACGUAUUACCAAGGUCAAUAAGGACUGCAUUUUUGUUGCUUGGGAUAAACCAGAUAGCGAUGGAGGCAGUCCGAUCACUGGUUAUCUCAUUGAGCGCAAAGAAAGGAACAGUUUACUGUGGGUGAAAGCUAAUGACACAGCUGUGCGCUCCACAGAAUACCCUUGUGUGGGCCUCAUCGAAGGUCUUGAGUAUACUUUCAGAAUUUAUGCGUUGAACAGAGCUGGAGCAAGUAAACCUAGUAAACCGACUGAGUUUGUCACAGCAAGAGCACCAGUUGAUCCCCCUGGAAAACCUGAAGUUAUUGAUGUCACUAAGAGUACUGCAUCACUGGUAUGGACAAGACCAAAGCAUGAUGGUGGUAGCAAACUUAUUGGCUACUUUGUGGAGGCUUGCAAAUUACCUGGUGAUAAGUGGGAUCGGUGCAAUACAACUCCAUAUCAAAUACCCCAGGAAGAGUACACUGUGACUGGUUUGGAAGAAAAUGCUCAGUACCAAUUUAGAGCAAUUGCCAAGACAGCAGUUAACAUUAGUCGACCUUCAGAACCUUCUGAUCCAGUGACCAUUCAUCCAGAAAAUGUUCCUCCCAGAAUAGAGUUAGAUCUGUCUAUGCAAUCACAGCUUACAGUAAAAGCUGGAACUAAUGUGCGCCUGGAGGCAAAUGUGUAUGGCAAGCCAAUGCCAGCAAUCACCUGGAAGAAAGAAGGAGAAGUUUUAAAGCCAUCUGAAGGUCUUAAGAUCACCACGAAGAGAAAUCUUGCUACAGUUGAGUUGUUCAGUGUUAACAGGAAGCAAACAGGAGACUACACUAUCACUGCUGAAAAUGCAAGUGGAUCAAAGUCAGCAACCAUUAGGCUUAAAGUACUUGAUAAGCCUGGCCCACCAGCUUCUGUCAAAAUCAAACAUAUGUAUGCAGAUCGUGCAAUGCUUUCUUGGGAGCCUCCUUUGGAAGAUGGAGGUUCAGAAAUUACUAACUACAUUGUAGACAAGCGUGAAACAAGCAGACCUAACUGGGCCCAAGUCAGUGCCAAUGUACCCAUUACAAGCUGCACUGUGGAGAGACUGAUAGAAGGACAUGAGUAUCAGUUCCGCAUUUGUGCUGAAAACAAGUACGGUGUUGGAGACCCCAUCUUGACUGAACCUGCAGUUGCUAAAAACCCAUAUGAUGUGCCUGGACCUUGUGAUCCACCAGUAAUUAGCAAUGUAACAAAAGACUUUAUGACUGUGAGCUGGAAGCCACCAGCUAGUGAUGGUGGAUCCCCAAUAACUGGUUAUAUACUUGAGAAGCGUGAAACAAAGGCUCUUAACUGGACAAAAGUAAACAGGAAGCCUGUCAUUGAAAGAACUGUUAAAGCUACUGGACUCCAAGAAGGAACAGAGUAUGAGUUCCGGGUGAUAGCAUUGAAUAAGGCUGGACCUGGCAAGCCUAGCGCACCAUCUAAAGCAGUGUAUGCUCGUGACCCUCAAUAUCCUCCUGGCCCACCUGCUUUCCCAAAAGUGGUUGAUACUACUCGUAAUUCAAUAAGCCUGUCAUGGAGCAAACCAGCAUAUGAUGGAGGAAGUCCUAUCAUUGGUUAUCUAGUGGAAUCAAAACGAGCUGACACAGACAACUGGGUCAGAUGCAAUCUACCUAAGAAUUUACAGGCUACACAAUUUGUGGUAACAGGGCUGAUGGAAGGUACAGAGUACCAGUUCCGUGUUUAUGCUGUCAAUAAGAUUGGAUACAGCGAUCCAAGUGAUGUUCCAGAUAAACACACUGCCAAAGACAUUUUAAUUCCACCUGAAGGAGAACUUGAUGCAGAACUAAGGAAAGUCCUUGUGUUGCGUGCUGGAGUCACAAUGAGACUUUACGUGCCAGUAAGAGGACGUCCACCUCCUAAGAUUUCAUGGUCUAAAGUGGGUGCCAACCUAAGAGAUAGACAAGGAUUAGACAUCAAAUCAACUGAUUUUGAUACCUUCCUGCGUUGUGAAAAUGUAAAUAAAUAUGACGCUGGAAAAUACGUCCUUAGUCUGGAGAACAGCUGUGGCAAAAAGUCAUAUACCAUUGUUGUAAAAGUACUUGAUACUCCAGGCCCACCCAUUAACCUGAUUGUAAAGGAAGCAUCUAAAGAUUCUGCCUUCAUUACAUGGGAACCUCCUCUAGUAGAUGGGGGCAGUCCAAUCAAAAAUUAUGUUGUUGAAAAACGUGAUGCAGAAAGAAAAUCAUGGUCCACAGUAACAACAGAAUGUCCAAAGACAAGCUACAGGAUAACUAACUUAGAAGAAGGCAAAUCUUAUUUCUUCAGAGUUUUUGCUGAAAAUGAAUAUGGUAUUGGUGAUCCUUGUGAAACUCGUGAUGCUGUCAAAGCUUCUGAAACACCUGGGCCAGUUGUGGAUCUAAAAGCUUCAGCUGUAACAAAAUCCUCAUGCAAUUUGAUAUGGAAGAAGCCUAUCAGUGAUGGUGGAAGCCGUAUUUCUGCAUAUGUUGUUGAGGUCCUGACUGGUGAAGAUAAAUGGCAAGAAGUCAUGCGGGGAAAGAACCUCCAUUUUUCAAUGAGAGACUUGAAAGAAGGACAAGAAUACACUUUCAGAGUGAGGGCCCAAAAUGAUGCUGGAUAUGGAACUCCAUCAGAGAUCACAAUUGUAGCAAGAGAUGAUGUUGCGGCACCUGAACUUGACUUAAGAGAUCUGCCUGAUUUGUGCUAUACUGCUAAAGAGGGUAGCAAUUUCCGUCUUAAAAUCCCUAUGAAAGGCAAGCCUGUCCCAACCGUAACUUGGAAGAAGGACGAAGACCAGGCAAUUACUGAGAGUGGAAGAGUUGCAUUUGAAUCUACAGCAGUUAACACCACCCUUGUAGUACAUGACUGCCAGAAAGCUGAUGCAGGAAAAUACACAAUAACUCUGAGGAAUGUUGCUGGCAGCAAGGAAGGCACUAUUUUUGUGAAAGUUGUUGGCAAACCUGGCAUACCAACAGGUCCAGUGAAAUUUGAAGAAGUCACAGCUGAUGCCAUAACCUUAAAAUGGGGCCCUCCAAAAGAUGAUGGUGGUUCAGAAAUCACUAACUAUGUUCUAGAGAAGAGAGAUAAUGUAAACAAUAAGUGGGUGACUUGUGCCUCUGCAGUCCAAAAAACCACAUUUAGAGUUACAAGACUUCAUGAAGGAAAUGAAUAUACAUUCAGGAUCAGGGCUGAAAAUAAAUAUGGAGUAGGGGAAGGUCUUAAAUCAGAGCCUGUCAUUGCAAAACAUCCAUUUGAUGUCCCAGAUGCUCCUCCACCUCCCAAUAUUGUUGCUGUUCGGCAUGAGUCUGUAGCUUUAACUUGGACUGAUCCCAGAAGAACUGGAGGUUCACCAAUCACAGGCUAUCACAUUGAAGUUAAAGAAAGAAAUAGUCUUCUGUGGAAGAGAGCAAAUACAACGCCCAUAAGAAUGAAAGAUUUCAGAGUGACAGGGUUAACUGAAGGUCUGGAAUAUGAAUUCAGAGUAAUGGCAAUCAAUAUGGCUGGAGUAGGUAAACCAAGUCUUCCAUCUGAACCAGUUGUGGCACUUGAUCCUAUUGAUCCUCCUGGGAAACCUGAAGUUAUCAAUGUAACCAGGAACUCAGUAACACUCAUUUGGACAGAACCAAAGUAUGAUGGCGGACAUAAAUUAACCGGCUAUAUUGUUGAAAAGCGUGAUUUACCCAAAAAGACUUGGAUGAAAGCUAAUCACGUGAAUGUUCCAGACUGUGCAUUUACUGUAACUGACCUUACUGAAGGCUGCAAAUAUGAAUUCAGAAUUAGAGCAAAGAACACUGCUGGGGCUAUCAGUCCUCCAUCUGAAUCCACAGGAACCAUAAUAUGCAAGGAUGAGUAUGAGGCACCAAGCAUUGUUCUGGAUCCUACUUUGAAGGAAGGUUUAACAGUAAAAGCAGGGGAAACCAUCACACUGUCUGCUAUUAGUAUCCGUGGCAAACCACCUCCAACUUCAGCAUGGUCCAAAGCUGGAAAAGAUUUUAGACCCUCAGAGCUUGUGCACAUUGAAACCAAGCCAACUUCUUCUACUCUAAGUGUCAAAUAUGCAGCCAGAAAAGAUUCUGGAGAAUACACCAUCACUGCAACCAAUCCUUUUGGCACUAAACAGGAGACUGUACAUGUGAAAGUUUUAGAUAUUCCAGGACCUCCAGGGCCUAUUGAGAUCAGCAAUGUUUCAGCAGAAAAAGCGACUCUUACAUGGACACCUCCUGCAGAAGAUGGUGGAUCACCAGUAAAAUCAUAUGUUCUUGAAAAGAGAGAGACUAGUCGACUGCUCUGGACAUUGGUUGCUGAAAACAUUGAGAGCUGUAGGCAUGUUGUUAGCAAGCUCAUUCAAGGAAAUGAAUAUGUUUUCCGUGUCUCAGCAGUAAAUCAGUAUGGCAAGGGUGAACCAGUACAAUCAGAACCAGUUAAAAUGGUGGAUAGAUUUGGUCCUCCAGGCCCUCCUGGAAAACCAGAAGUAACAAAUGUGACUAAAAAUACUGUCACAGUUACCUGGAAAAGGCCAGUCGAUGAUGGUGGAAGUGAAAUCACAGGUUACCAUGUGGAGCGAAGAGAAAAGAAAGGUUUAAGAUGGGUGAGAGCAACAAAGAAGCCGGUUUCAGAUCUUAGAUGCAAAGUAACUGGUCUUCUGGAAGGAAACGAAUAUGAAUUCCGUGUCAGUGCAGAAAACAGAGCUGGAGUUGGACCACCAAGUGAUACUUCAAACUCAGUCCUUUGCAAAGAUGUUGCAUACCCACCAGGUCCACCUGCAAAUCCAAGAGCAACUGAUACCACAAAGACAAGUGCAUCUUUAGCCUGGGGCAAGCCUCACUAUGAUGGUGGUCUUGAAAUCACUGGCUAUAUAGUGGAGCAUCAAAAAGAAGGAGAAGAUGAAUGGGUGAAAGACACAAUAGGGACUGCUUUAAGAAUCACUCAGUUUGUUGUAGCUCCUCUGCAGACCGGGGCCAAGUAUAAUUUCAGAAUCUCUGCCAUGAAUGCUGCAGGUGUCGGUGAAGCAGCAAUAAUUCCAAGUGUGGAAAUCACUGACCGAGAAGAGAUUCCUGACUUUGAACUGGAUGCUGAGCUGAGAAGAACACUUGUUGUUAGAGCUGGAUGCACUAUUCGGAUUUUUGUACCAAUUAAAGGACGUCCAACUCCAGAAGUUACAUGGACAAAAGAUGAUGCUUCACUCAAAGGACGUGCCAGUAUUGAAAAUACCGACUCUUUUACACUCUUGAUUGUCACAGAGUGCACCAGAUAUGAUGCAGGAAAAUAUGUAAUGACUCUUGAAAACGCUGCUGGUAAGAAGACUGGCUUUGUAAAUGUAAAAGUCUUGGAUACGCCAGGUCCACCAAUAAACCUUAAGCCUAGAGAAAUAACCAAAGACAGCAUCACCCUCCAAUGGGAUAUGCCUCUGGUAGAUGGAGGUUCACGUAUAACCAACUAUAUUGUUGAGAAACGCGAAUCAACUCGGAAGGCAUAUUCAACAGUCACAACCAACUGCCAGAAGUGUUCCUUCAAGGUUCCUAAUUUGGCUGAGGGGUGUGAAUACUAUUUCAGAGUACUGGCUGAAAAUGAGUAUGGUAUUGGUGAACCAGCUGAAACUACAGAACCAGUAAAAGCUUCUGAGGCCCCAUCCCCACCUGAGAGCCUUAACAUUAUGGAUGUGACACGGAAUUCAGUUAGCCUAGCUUGGCCAAAACCAGAACAUGACGGUGGCAGCAAGAUCACUGGGUAUGUAAUUGAAGCACAGAGAAAAGGAACCAACCAGUGGGCACACAUCACCACUGUAAAAACACUGGACUGUGUAGUAAAGAAUCUAACUGAAAAUGAAGAGUAUACUUUCCAGGUUAUGGCAGUUAACAGUGCUGGAAGAAGUGCUCCAAGGGAAAGCAGACCAGUUAUUAUCAAGGAACAAACAAUGCUACCAGAGUUUGACCUCCGUGCUAUUUACCAGAAAACAGUCAUUGCCAAAGCUGGUGACAAUAUCAAGAUUGAAAUCCCUGUACUUGGUCGUCCAAGGCCUACCGUGACUUGGAAGAAAGAAGACCAAAUACUUAAGCAAACACAAAGGGUAAAUUAUGAAAAUACAGCAACUGCAACCAUACUGACCAUCAAUGAAUGUAUUCGAAGUGAUAGUGGUCAAUAUCCACUGUCAGCUAAAAAUAUUGUUGGAGAAGUUAGUGAAGUAAUCACAGUUCAGGUUCAUGACAUACCUGGACCGCCUACUGGACCAAUCAAAUUUGAAGAAAUUUCAUGUGAUUUCCUAACAUUCUCGUGGGAGCCUCCUUUGAAUGAUGGUGGUGUACCAAUUAGUAACUAUGUUGUAGAAAUGCGUCAAACUGACAGUACCACGUGGACUGAAUUGGCAACUACAGUGAUACGCACUACAUUUAAAGCCAUUCGUCUUACUACUGGAGUUGAGUAUCAGUUCCGUGUUAAAGCUCAAAACAGAUAUGGAGUUGGUCCAGCCAUUACUUCAGAGUCUGUAGUUGCCAACUAUCCAUUUAAGGUACCUGGGCCUCCUGGCACUCCUCAGGUGAUUGCAGUCACCAAAGAAACCAUGACCAUUAGCUGGAAUGAGCCAGUUACUGAUGGUGGAAGCCCAAUACUGGGAUAUCACAUUGAAAGAAAAGAGCGAAACAGCAUUGUUUGGCAGACUGUAAGUAAAAUGUUGGUGUCAGGAAAUAUCUUUAAAUCAUCUGGACUUACUGAUGGCAUUGCAUAUGAAUUCCGUGUUAUAGCACAAAACCUGGCUGGGAAGAGUAAGCCAAGCAAGCCAUCUGAGCCUGUGUUUGCCCUGGACCCAAUAGAUCCACCUGGUAAGCCGAUACCUCUGAACAUUACAAGACAUGCAGUUACGCUGAAGUGGACUAAACCAGAAUAUAACGGAGGUUUUAAGAUAACUGGCUACACAGUUGAAAAAAGAGACCUUCCUAAUGGCCGUUGGCUGAAGGCUAAUUUCAGCAAUAUACUAGAGACUGAAUUCACUGUAAGUGGUUUGACAGAAGAUGCUGCCUAUGAAUUCCGUGUCAUUGCUAGGAAUGCUGGUGGAGCUGUUAGUCAGCCCUCAGAGCCAUCAGAUGCAAUCACUUGUAGAGAUGACAUUGAAGCACCGAGGAUAAAGGUGGAUGCUAAAUACAAGGACACCAUAGUGCUGAAAGCAGGUGAAGUUUUCAGACUUGAGGCUGAUGUUUCAGGACGCCCUCCACCAACUAUGACAUGGACAAAGGGAGAAAAAGAACUUGAAGACACAGCAAAAUUAGAAAUAAAAAUAGCAGAUUUCUCUACCAUUCUCACCAACAAAGAUUCCUCAAGAAGAGAUGGUGGUGCUUACACUCUUACUGCAACAAACCCUGGUGGCUUUGCCAAGCAUGUCUUCAAUGUUAAAGUUCUUGAUAGACCUGGCCCCCCAGAAGGACCUUUGGCUGUGUCUGAAGUCACUGCAGAAAAAUGUGUGCUGUCUUGGCUACCCCCACUGGAUGAUGGAGGAGCAAAGAUUGACCAUUAUGUGGUUGAAAAACGUGAAACAAGUAGAUUGGCAUGGACAUCUGUAGGCACAGAAGUUCCAGUGACUAAACUGAAGGUUACUAAACUGUUGAAGGGCAAUGAGUAUGUAUUCCGAGUUAUGGCUGUUAACAAAUACGGAGUUGGUGAGCCUCUGGAAUCAGAGCCCAUUCUUGCAGUAAAUCCAUAUGUUCCACCUGAUCCACCUAAAACUCCUGAAGUUACAGCAAUUACAAAGGAUUCUAUGGUUGUCUGCUGGGGACAUCCUGAUUCUGAUGGAGGGAGCCCAAUAACUAAUUAUAUUGUGGAACGUCGAGACAAGACUGGUCUACGGUGGGUGAAGUGUAACAAAAGGGUUGUUACUGACUUACGUUUUAAGGUGUCUGGACUGACAGAAGGCCAUGAAUAUGAAUACAGAGUCAUGGCGGAAAAUGCUGCUGGUGUCAGUGAGCCAAGCCCAACCAGUCCAUUCUAUAAAGCCUGUGAUACUGUAUUCAAGCCUGGUCCCCCAGGUAAUCCUCGUGUUUUGGAUAGCAGCAAGUCCUCUAUUACAAUAGCAUGGAACAAACCAAUAUAUGAUGGUGGUUCGGAGAUCACAGGUUACAUGGUUGAGAUUGCACUACCUGAAGAAGAUGAGUGGAAGAUUGUAACUCCACCAGUGGGUCUAAAGGCCACUUCUUUUACCAUCACUGACUUGAAAGAAAACCAAGAGUAUAAAAUACGGAUCUAUGCUAUGAACUCCGAAGGUCUUGGGGAACCUGCUCUUGUUCCUGGCACUCCAAAAGCUGAAGAAAGAAUGCUACCUCCAGAGAUUGAACUUGAUGCAGAGCUACGUAAAGUUGUAACUAUUAGAGCUUGCUGUACUCUGAGACUCUUUGUCCCAAUUAAAGGAAGACCAGCACCUGAAGUUAAAUGGACAAGAGAACAUGGGGAAUCUUUGGAUAGAGCGAGCAUUGAAUCCACAAGCUCUUACACUUUACUUAUUGUUGAAAAUGUAAAUAGAUUUGAUAGUGGCAAAUACAUACUGACAAUUGAAAACAGCUCAGGUAGUAAGACAGCAUUUGUGAACGUCAGAGUUCUUGAUACUCCAGGGGCACCUCAAGAUUUGAAAAUAAAGGAAGUUACAAAAUCUUCAGUUACACUCACAUGGGAGCCUCCUCUCAUAGAUGGUGGCUCUAAAAUAAAAAAUUACAUUGUUGAAAAGCGUGAAUCAACAAGAAAAGCUUAUUCAACUGUUAAUGCCAAUUGCCACAAGACCAGCUGGAAAGUUGAUUCACUGCAAGAAGGCUGCAACUACUACUUCAGAGUCCUCGCUGAAAAUGAGUAUGGAAUAGGCCUUCCAGUUGAAACUUCAGAAUCCAUAAAAGUAUCAGAAAGACCACUUCCACCAGGGAAAAUAACUUUGUUGGAUGUGACAAGAAAUAGUGUAACCUUAUCUUGGGAAAAACCCGAACAUGAUGGUGGUAGCAGAAUUCUGGGCUAUAUUGUAGAAAUGCAAAGCAAAGGCAGUGAAAAGUGGUCAACCUGUGCUACUGUAAAAGUUACUGAAGCCACCAUCACAGGAUUGAUCCAAGGUGAAGAAUACACCUUCCGUGUUUCAGCUCAGAAUGAGAAGGGUAUCAGUGAUCCUCGCCAGCUGGCUGUACCAGUUGUUGCAAAAGAUCUUGUGAUCCCACCAGCUUUCAAACUACUGUUUAACACUUUCAGUGUUCUAGCAGGAGAGGACUUAAAGGUUGAUGUUCCUUUUGUUGGUCGACCCAAACCAGCAGUGUCUUGGCAUAAAGACAAUGUGGCAUUGAAGCAGACUACAAGAGUAAAUGCAGAAAGCUCGGAAAACAACACAGUGUUAACAAUAAAAGAAGCAUGCAGAGAAGAUGUGGGAGCAUAUGUAGUUAAACUUACAAACUCUGCUGGUGAAGCAACUGAGACACUAAAUAUUGUUGUCCUUGACAAACCAGGACCUCCAACUGGACCAGUAAAAGUAGAUGAAGUAACAGCAGACAGUAUUACCAUUUCCUGGGAACCACCCAAGUAUGAUGGUGGUAGCUCUAUCAAUAAUUACAUUGUAGAAAGAAGAGACACUUCCACCACAACUUGGCACAUUGUGUCAGCUACUGUUGCAAGAACAACUAUAAAAGCAUGUCGUUUAAAAACUGGCUGUGAAUAUCAGUUCAGAAUUGCAGCUGAGAAUAGGUAUGGGAAGAGUACGUAUCUCACCUCAGAGUCAAUAAUAGCCCAAUACCCAUUUAAAGUUCCUGGUCCACCUGGAACUCCUUUUGUAACAAAUGUCACAAAAGACAGCAUGGUGGUACAAUGGCACGAACCAGUCAGUGAUGGCGGUAGCAGGAUCAUUGGUUAUCACUUGGAGCGCAAAGAAAGGAACAGCAUUCUGUGGGCUAAACUGAAUAAAACACCUCUUCCAGAUACCAAAUUUAAGACAACUGGCCUUGAGGAAGGUCUUGAAUAUGAAUUCAGAGUCUAUGCAGAAAAUAUAGUGGGAAUUGGAAAGGCAAGUAGAGCAUCUGAAUGCUAUACUGCACGUGACCCAUGUGACCCUCCAGGUCGUCCAGAACCUGUAAUUGUCACAAGAAGCUCAGUAACACUCCAGUGGAAGAAACCUAUGUACGAUGGUGGAAGUAAAAUCACAGGCUAUGUUGUUGAAAAGAAGGAAUUACCUGAUGGCCGUUGGAUGAAGGCAAGCUUUACAAAUGUCAUUGAUACUCAGUUUGAAGUAACUGGUCUAGUUGAAAACCAGAGAUAUGAGUUUCGUGUUAUAGCACGAAACGCUGCAGGUGUUUUCAGUGAACCAUCUGAAAGCUCAGGGGCAAUUACAGCAAGAGAUGAAGUAGAACCACCUCAAAUAAGUAUGGAUCCAAAAUACAGAGACACUAUUGUAGUGAAUGCUGGUGAGUCAUUCAAGCUUGACGCUGAUGUUCAUGGCAAACCAAUACCUUCCAUUCAGUGGUUAAAAGGUGAUCGUGAGCUGACAAGCACCGCUCAUAUGGAAAUAAAAACUACUGAUUUUGCAACAAGCCUCAGUGUGAAGGAAGCCACAAGAGUUGACAGUGGGCAGUAUGUACUACUGGCAAAGAAUGUUGCAGGUGAAAAGAAGGUUCCUGUUAACGUCAAAGUUCUUGAUAGACCUGGACCUCCAGAAGGACCUGUUGAAUUUACAGGUGUUACAGCUGAAAAAUGCACGCUGUCAUGGAAACCUCCACUACAAGAUGGUGGUAGCGAUAUUUCACACUACGUUGUAGAAAAAAGGGAAACCAGUCGCUUGGUGUGGACUGUCGUUGACUCAAAUGUGCAAACCCUGAACUGCAAAGUUACAAAACUUCUAGAAGGAAAUGAGUAUGUUUUCCGCAUCAUGGCAGUAAAUAAAUAUGGUGUUGGUGAACCUCUUGAGUCUGACCCAGUAGUUGCAAAGAACCCAUUUGUUGUGCCACUGCCUCCAAAGGCUCCAGAAGUCACAGCAGUUACCAAGGAUUCUAUGAUAGUUGUAUGGGAAAGACCAGCCUCAGAUGGCGGCAGUGAAAUCCUAGGCUAUGUCCUUGAAAAACGAGAUAAGGAAGGCAUUCGCUGGACAAGAUGUAACAAGCGCCUGAUAAGUGAACUGCGAUACAGGGUGACUGGUCUUAUAGAAAAUCAUGAUUAUGAGUACAGAGUUUCAGCUGAAAAUGCUGCUGGUCUUAGUGAACCAAGUCCACCUUCUACUUACUACAAAGCAUGUGAUCCUAUUUACAAGCCAGGUCCACCCAAUAAUCCCAAAGUUACAGAUGUUACAAGAUCUUCAGUUUUUCUUUCAUGGGGUAAACCUAUAUAUGAUGGUGGCUCUGAAAUUCAGGGAUACAUUGUGGAAAAAUGUGAUGUAAGUGAUGGUGAAUGGUCAAUUUGUACCCCUCCAACUGGAAUUAAGAAUACUCACAUGGAAGUAGAAAAAUUAGUGGAAAAACACGAAUACAAAUUCCGCAUAUGUGCAGUUAAUAAAGCAGGAGUUGGAGAGCAUGCAGAUGUUCCUGGUUCUGUCAUUGUAGAAGAGAAGAUGGAGGCACCAGACCUUGAUCUUGACAUGGAAUUAAGGAAGAUUGUAAAUGUGAGAGCCGGAGGUUCCUUAAGACUUUUCGUUCCCAUCAGAGGUCGUCCAACACCUGAAGUAAAAUGGGGUAAAGUGGAUGGUGACAUCAGAGAAGCAGCUAUUAUUGAUACCACUAGUAGCUUUACUUCCCUUGUUCUAGAUAAUGUUAACAGAUUUGAUAGCGGAAAAUAUACUCUGACCUUGGAAAACAGCAGUGGAACAAAGUCUGCAUUUGUCAGCGUAAGAGUACUGGAUACCCCAAGUGCACCUGUUAACUUAAAAAUCAGAGAGAUCACUAAGGACUCUGUUUCACUUUCAUGGGAGCCUCCUCUCUUGGAUGGUGGAGCAAAAAUAAAGAAUUUCAUUAUUGAAAAGCGUGAAGCCACAAGAAAGGCAUAUGCAGCUGUUGUAACAAACUGCCACAAGACUUCAUGGAAAGUAGAUCAACUUCAGGAGGGCUGCUAUUACUUCUUCAGGGUCUCUGCUGAGAAUGAAUAUGGAAUUGGCCUCCCUGCAGAAACCAGUGACCCAAUUAAAGUUGCUGAAGUUCCACAGCCUCCUGGGAAAAUAACAGUGGAUGAUGUCACAAGAAACAGUGUCUCACUAAGCUGGGCAAAACCUGAACAUGACGGUGGUAGCAAAAUCAUACAAUAUAUUGUUGAAAUGCAAGCAAAGGGUAGUGAAAAGUGGUCAGAGUGUGCUCGUGUUAAAACACUUGAAGCAGUUGUUACUAAUCUAACUCAAGGGGAAGAAUAUCUUUUUAGAGUAAUGGCUGUAAAUGAAAAGGGUAAGAGUGAUCCUAGAGCACUUGCAGUUCCAAUAGUUGCCAAAGACCUGGUGAUUGAACCUGAUGUAAGACCUGCUUUCCACAGUUACAGUGUUCAGGUGGGACAGGACCUAAAAGUAGAAAUACCAAUUGCAGGUCGACCUAAACCAACUGUUACCUGGGUUAAAGAUGGCCAGCCAUUAAGGCAGACAACAAGAGUCAAUAUUAGCGAUUCAGCCGAUCUCACUAUACUGAAUCUUAAGGAAACUAGCAAAGAAGACAGUGGCACUUACGAAAUCACUGUGGCUAAUGUUGUUGGGCAAAAGUCUGCCUCUGUUGAAAUUAUUACUCUUGACAAACCUGACCCUCCAGUUGGACCUGUGAAGUUUGAUGAAAUAAGUGCAGAAAGUAUUACCCUGUCAUGGAAUCCCCCAGCGUACACAGGCGGCUGCCAAAUCACCAACUAUAUUGUGCACAAGAGAGAUACAACAACCACUAUAUGGGAAACAGUUUCAGCUACUGUUGCAAGAACUACACUGAAGGUGACUAAACUGAAAACUGGUUCAGAAUACCAGUUCAGAAUCUUCGCUGAGAACAGGUAUGGGCAGAGUUUUGCAUUGGAAUCUGCACCAGUUGUAGCACAGUAUCCCUACAAGGAACCAGGACCUCCUGGCACACCAUUUGUGACAACAGUCACAAAAGACUCCAUGGUUGUACAGUGGCAUGAACCAGUAAAUGAUGGUGGCAGUAAAGUGUUGGGUUACCAUCUUGAGAGAAAGGAGAAAAACAGCAUUCUAUGGACUAAAGUAAAUAAGACUAUUAUACAGGACACAAGUUUUAAGACAAAUAACCUUGAAGAAGGAAUUGAGUAUGAGUUUCGAGUUUCUGCAGAAAAUAUUGUUGGUGUAGGCAGAACAAGUAAAGUUUCUGAGUGCUACGUAGCUCGUGAUCCAUGUGAUCCUCCAGGUCGCCCAGAACCUAUAAUAAUAAAAAGAAGCUCUAUUACUCUACAGUGGACCAAACCAGAAUAUGAUGGUGGAAGUAAGGUUACUGGUUAUAUUGUAGAGAAACGUGACUUACCAGAUGGUCGCUGGAUGAAAGCAAGCUUCACAAAUAUCAUUGAAACUCAGUUCACUGUAACAGGACUUACUGAAGACCAAAGAUAUGAAUUUAGAGUAAUUGCAAAGAAUGCUGCAGGUGCAAUAAGCAAACCUUCUGACAGUACAGGACCAAUAACAGCAAGGGAUGAAGUUGAACUUCCACGAAUUUCAAUGGAUCCGAAGUACAAAGACACUAUUGUUGUAAAUGCUGGUGAAACAUUCAGACUUGAGGCUGAUGUUCAUGGAAAGCCACUACCAACCAUUAAGUGGUACAAAGGAGAUAAAGAGCUUGAGGACACUGCUAGAUAUGAAAUAAAGAACACAGAUUUCAGUGCAUUAAUAAUUGUAAAAGAUGCUAUUAGAGUUGAUGGUGGACAGUACAUUCUGGAAGCCUCUAAUGUUGCAGGAACAAAGACAGUAACAGUAAACGUAAAAGUCUUGGACAGGCCAGGACCUCCAGAGGGCCCAGUCCAAGUGACAGGAGUUACAGCUGAAAAAUGUGCACUGGCAUGGGGUCCUCCUCUUCAUGAUGGUGGCAGUGAUAUUUCUCAUUACAUUGUAGAGAAGAGAGAAACUAGCCGCCUGGCAUGGACUGUGGUUGCUUCAGAAGUUUUACCUACAAUGCUGAAAGUAACAAAACUCUUGGAAGGAAAUGAAUACGUCUUCCGUAUCAUGGCAGUUAACAAAUAUGGGGUUGGUGAGCCAUUAGAAUCUGUGCCAGUAAUGAUGAGAAAUCCAUUUGUGGUUCCUGGACCACCAAAGGCCUUGGAAAUUACCAACAUCAUGAAGGAUUCUAUGACUGUCUGCUGGACCCGGCCAGACAGUGAUGGAGGUAGUGAAAUUGUAGGUUACAUUGUAGAAAAGAGAGACCGAGCAGGCAUCAGAUGGAUAAAAUGCAAUAAACGACGCAUUACAGAUUUGCGAUUAAGAGUUACAGGUUUAACAGAGGAUCAUGAAUAUGAAUUCAGAGUUUCUGCUGAAAAUGCUGCUGGAGUUGGUGAACCAAGCCAAGUUUCUCCCUACUUCAAAGCUUGUGACCCGAUGUUCAAGCCUGGCCCACCUACAAAUGCCCAUGUUGUGGAUACCACCAAAAGUUCAGUUACGCUCGGUUGGAGUAAACCUAUUUAUGAUGGUGGUUGUGAAAUCCAGGGAUACCUUGUAGAAAUCUGUAAAGCAGAUGAAGAUGAAUGGUCGCUUGUUACCCCACAGACAGGCAUACGUGCCACUCGAUUUGAGAUCAAAAAGCUUACUGAACAUCAAGAGUACAAACUACGAGUGUGUGCUCUCAACAAGAUCGGUGUGGGAGAGGCUGCAUCUGUUCCUGGUACUAUUAAACCAGAAGACAAACUUGAAGCUCCAGAACUUGAUAUUGAUUCAGAGCUAAGGAAAGGGAUAGUGGUUAGAGCUGGUGGGUCUGCUAGGAUUCACAUACCAUUUAGGGGACGACCAACACCUGACAUCACAUGGUCCCGAGAAGAAGGUGAAUUCUCAGAAAAAGUUCAGAUUGAUAAAGGCGUAAACUACACACAACUUUCAAUUGACAACUGUGAUAGAAACGAUGCUGGAAAGUAUAUUCUUAAGCUGGAGAACAGCAGUGGUUCUAAAUCUGCAUUUGUUACAGUGAAAGUCUUGGACACGCCAGGACCCCCGCAAAACUUAGUGGUAAAGGAUAUAAAGAAGGAUUCUGCUGUAUUAUCUUGGGAGCCACCAAUUAUUGAUGGUGGUGCAAAGGUAAAGAACUAUGUAAUAGACAAGCGUGAGUCAACCAGGAAGGCAUUUGCAAAUGUAAGUGCUAAGUGUGCCAAGACAAGUUUUAAAGUUGAAAAUCUUACAGAAGGAGCAAUUUAUUACUUCAGAGUUAUGGCUGAAAAUGAAUAUGGAAUAGGUGUCCCAGUUGAAACCAGGGAUGCUAUCAAAGCCUCAGAGCCACCUCUGCCUCCUGGGAAAGUAACACUCACUGAUGUCACUCAGAGAAGUGCAUCGCUUACGUGGGAGAAACCUGAACAUGAUGGAGGUAGCAGAAUUUUGGGAUAUCUUGUUGAAAUGUUGCCUAAAGGAACAGAAAAAUGGAGUGUUGUUAGUGAGACCAAAACAUGUAAUGCAGAGGUGUCUGGUUUGAGUCCAGGACAGGAAUAUCAAUUCCGUGUGAUUGCCUACAACGAAAAAGGCAAAAGUGAUCCCAGAGCACUUGGAAUUCCUGUGAUAGCUAAAGACCUGACUAUUGAGCCAAGUUUCAAACUGAUGUUUAAUACAUACAGUGUACAAGCUGGAGAAGAUCUGAAGGUAGAUGUACCAUUUAUAGGUAGACCCAAACCUACUAUUACUUGGACAAAAGAUGAGCAGCCACUGAAACAGACGACAAGAUUAAAUAUUGAGAAUACAACAACAUCAACUAUUUUACAUAUUAAAGAAAGCAACAGGGAAGACUUUGGUAAAUAUACAGUAACAGCAACAAAUACAGCUGGUACAGCAACAGAGCACCUGAGCAUAAUUGUACUAGAAAAGCCUGGCCCACCACGAGGACCUGUCCGCUUUGACGAAAUUAGUGCAGACUUUGUUGUUUUGUCAUGGGAUCCACCUGAUUAUACUGGUGGCUGCCAGAUAAGCAACUAUAUAGUAGAAAAGCGUGACACAAGCACUACCACGUGGAACAUUGUGUCAGCAACUGUUGCAAGAACAACCAUCAAAGCAACAAAGCUUAAAACAGGUUCUGAAUACCAGUUCAGGAUUUCUGCUGAAAAUAGAUAUGGAAAGAGCUCUCCUUUGGCUUCUAAAUCAGUUGUUGUGCAAUACCCCUACAAGGUGCCUGGACCACCUGGAACCCCAUUUGUUACAGCAGCUUCCAAGGACCAUAUGAUCGUACAAUGGCAUGAACCAGUUAAUGAUGGAGGAAGCAAAGUUCUUGGCUACCAUCUUGAGCGUAAAGAUAAGAACAGCAUUCUUUGGACAAAACAGAACAAGUCACUUAUUGUGGACACCAAAUAUAAAACAGAUGGCCUUGAAGAAGGUCUUGAAUAUGAGUUCAGAGUUUCUGCUGAAAACAUUGUUGGCAUUGGCAAAGUCAGCAAAGUAUCAGAACUGUAUGUUGCCCGAGAUCCUUGUGACCCACCUGGUCGCCCAGAGGCCAUUCUUGUUACAAGAAGUAAUAUCACACUGAAGUGGAAAAAGCCUGAAUAUGAUGGUGGAAGCAAAAUAACUGGUUAUAUUGUAGAAAAGAAAGAAUUACCAGAUGGUCGCUGGAUGAAAGCCAGCUUUACAAAUGUGUUGGAAACAGAAUUUACAGUAAGUGGUCUUGUUGAAAACCAACGAUAUGAAUUUAGAGUAAUUGCAAGAAAUGCAGCAGGUUGCUUGAGUGAACCAUCUGAAAGUACAGGGCCUAUUACUGCCAGAGAUGAAAUUGAAGCACCAGGUGCUUCACUGGAUCCUAAAUACAGAGAUGUCAUUGUUGUUCAUGCUGGAGAAACCUUUGUUCUUGAAGCUGAUAUCCAUGGCAAACCUAUUCCUGAUGUUACAUGGUCAAAAGAUGGUAAAGACCUUGAAGAAACAACUGCAAGAAUGGAAAUUAAAUCUACCAUUGAGAAAACAAUUCUCACUGUCAAAGACUGUAUAAGAGUAGAUGGAGGUCACUAUACUCUUAACCUCAAAAAUGUUGGUGGCACCAAAUCUAUACCAAUAACUGUGAAAGUGCUUGAUAGACCAGGACCUCCUGAAGGACCUUUGAAUGUUACAGGUGUCACUGCAGAAAAAUGCUACUUGUCAUGGUCUCCACCUUCACAUGAUGGUGGCUCUAGUAUCUCACAUUAUAUCAUUGAGAAGAGAGAGACAAGUAGGCUUUCAUGGACACAAGUAGCAACAGAUGUGCAGGCUCUAAAUCACAAGGUAACCAAACUCCUUCCUGGCAAUGAAUACAUUUUCCGUGUAAUGGCAGUGAAUAAAUAUGGAGUUGGAGAGCCCUUGGAAUCUGAACCAGUUGUGGCUCGUAAUCCAUACAAACCCCCUGGUCCUCCUUCAACACCUGAAGUUUCAGCAAUCACAAAAGAUUCUAUGGUGGUAACAUGGAGUCGCCCAGAAGACAAUGGAGGAGCUGAAAUUGAAGGUUACAUACUUGAAAAACGAGACAAGGAUGGUAUCCGGUGGACCAAAUGCAAUAAGAAAAGGCUGACAGACUUGCGAUUCAGAGUAACAGGUCUAACUGAUGGGCAUUUCUAUGAGUUUAGAGUGUCUGCUGAAAAUGCUGCAGGGGUAGGGGAACCCAGUGAGCCAUCCAUUUUCUAUCGUGCUUGUGAUAUAUUAUAUCCACCAGGUCCACCUAGCAAUCCAAAAGUUACAGAUACUUCCAGGUCAUCAGUUUCCCUUGCCUGGAGUAAGCCCAUUUAUGAUGGUGGCGCUCCUGUUAAAGGGUAUGUAGUGGAAGUAAAAGAAGCUGCUGCUGAUGAAUGGACUACCUGCACCCCACCAACAGGCCUACAAGCAAAACAGUUCACCGUGACAAAACUGAAGGAGAACCAGGAGUAUAACUUCCGCAUCUGUGCCAUCAACUCAGAAGGAGUAGGAGAACCCGCGACUAUACCUGGUGCAGUCUUAGCAGAGGACAAGAUGGAACCUCCUGAAAUUGAACUUGAUGCAGAUCUCAGAAAAGUAGUCACUGUACGUGCUAGUGGUACUUUACGGCUGUUUGUCACCAUCAAAGGAAGACCAGAACCUGAAGUUAAAUGGGAGAAAGCAGAAGGAACAAUUAGUGAGCGAGCUCAGAUUGAAGUCACCAGUUCCUAUACAAUGCUGGUCAUUGACAAUGUCAAUAGAUUUGACAGUGGUAGAUAUAACCUUACUUUAGAGAACAACAGUGGCAAAAAAUCUGCUUUUGUUAAUGUCAGAGUGCUUGAUACACCUAGUGCACCUCUAAACCUGACAAUCAGAGAAGUGAAAAAAGAUUUUGUAACUUUAGCCUGGGAAGCACCACUUAUUGACGGCGGAGCUAAAAUUACCAACUACGUAGUUGAAAAGCGAGAAUCCACAAGAAAGGCAUAUGCCACAGUUACAAGCAACUGUACUAAGAAUUCCUUCAAGAUUACUCAACUACAAGAAGGAUGUAGUUAUUAUUUCCGUGUUCUAGCUGUAAAUGAAUAUGGGGCUGGUUUACCAGCAGAAAUUGCUGAUCCAGUUAAGGUGUCUGAACCACCUUCUCCACCUUCAAAGGUCAUUCUUGUUGACGUGACUCGCAAUUCUGCAUCAAUUAAAUGGGAAAAGCCAGAGAGUGAUGGUGGUAGUAAAAUUACUGGUUAUAUAGUAGAAAUGCAGACUAAAGGAAGUGUAAAAUGGAGUGCAUGUACACAGGUGAAAACAUUGGAAGCAACAGUAACAGGCUUAAGUAUGGGAGAAGAGUACAGUUUCAGGGUGAUUGCCAUUAAUGAAAAAGGAAAAAGUGAUCCAAGAGAACUUGGUGUCCCAGUCAUUGCAAAAGAUAUUGAAAUCCAGCCAUCUGUUGAGCUUCUUUUUAACACAUUCACGGUGAAAGCUGGAGAUGAUCUUAAGAUUGAUAUUCCAUUCAGAGGGCGACCUCUUCCCACUGUUAGCUGGAAGAAGGAUGGGAAUCCCUUAAAACAGACAACCAGGGUAAAUGUUGAAACAUCAAAGACUUUAACUUCACUGUCCAUCAAGGAAGCUACAAAUGAAGAUCUGGGACAUUAUGAAUUGCAUCUUUCAAAUACUGCUGGAACAACAACAGCUUCUCUAACCGUAGUUGUUCUUGACAGACCAGGACCACCAACUGAUGUUAAAAUUGAUGAAGUUAGUGCUGAUAGUGUAACUCUGUCUUGGAAACCUCCAGCAUAUGAUGGUGGAUGUCACAUUAGCAAUUACAUUGUGGAGAAGAGAGAUACUACCACAACAACAUGGGAGGUCGUAUCUGCAGCAGUUGCAAGAACAUCACUUAAAGUAACUCGACUCAUCACUGGAUGUGAAUAUCAGUUCCGUGUUUGUGCAGAAAACCGCUAUGGGAAGAGCACUUAUAUUAAUUCUCCUUCUGUUGUGGCAGAAUAUCCGUUUAAGCCUCCAGGUCCACCAGGAACACCUCGUGUGGCACACGCAACUAAAUCUUUCAUGAUUGUAACUUGGCAGGUACCAGUUAAUGAUGGAGGUAGUGUAGUACUAGGAUACCAUUUGGAGCAUAAAGAAAGAAGCAGCAUUCUUUGGACAAAAGUCAACAAGACCCUUAUAACAGAUACACAAAUGAAAGUUACAGGUCUUGAUGAAGGACUGAUGUAUGAAUAUCGUGUGUAUGCAGAAAACAUUGCUGGAAUAGGCAAAUGCAGCAAAGCAUGUGAACCAGUUGCUGCAAGAGAUCCAUGUGAUCCUCCUGGUCAACCAGAAGUUACUAAUAUUACAAGAACAUCUGUCUCAUUGAAGUGGACUAAACCAGAAUAUGAUGGUGGAGCUAAAGUAACAGGAUAUAUUAUUGAACGCCGAGAACUGCCAGAUGGUCGUUGGCUAAAAUGUAAUUUUACUAAUGUGCAAGAAACGUACUUUGAUGUAGGUGGACUUACAGAAGACCAGCGUUAUGAAUUCCAUGUGAUUGCAAAGAAUGCUGCUGGACUCUUCAGUCAGCCAUCUGAAUCAACUGGACCUGUGACUGUGAAAGAUGAUGUAGAGGCUCCAAGAAUUAUGAUGGAUGCCAAAUUCAGGGAUGUUGUAGUUGUGAAAGCUGGAGAAGUGUUUAAAGUCAAUGCUGAUGUUGCAGGACGGCCGAUACCAGUGAUUUCAUGGACAAAGGAUGGCAAGGAGCUUGAAGGAAAAGCUAGAGUUGAGAUAGUGUCAACAGAUUACACUACUGCAAUAACCAUUAAGGACUGUAUCCGAGGGGAUUCAGGACAGUAUCUACUAACAUUACAGAAUGUUGCAGGAACAAAAUCUUUGGCAAUUAAUUGCAAAGUACUUGAUAGACCUGGCCCACCUGCAGGCCCAUUAGAAAUAAAUGGCCUUACUGCUGAAAAGUGCCAUUUAUCAUGGGGACCCCCUCAAGAAAACGGUGGUGCAGAGAUUGACCAUUAUAUUGUGGAAAAACGUGAGACCAGCAGAAUUGCAUGGACACUUUGUGAAGGAGAGCUUAAAACAACAUCUUGUAAAGUGACAAAAUUACUGAAGGGUAAUGAAUAUAUUUUCAGAGUAAUGGGAGUUAACAAAUAUGGCGUUGGUGAGCCUCUAGAAAGUGUUGCUGUCAAAGCCCUAGACCCAUUUACAGUGCCAAGCCCACCUACAUCUUUAGAGAUCACCAGUGUGAGCAAAGAUUCAAUAACUCUGUGCUGGGCAAGACCUGAGUCUGAUGGGGGCAAUGAGAUAUCGGGCUAUGUAAUUGAAAGGCGUGAGAAAACCAGCCUAAGAUGGAUUCGCGUAAACAAAAAGCCAGUUUAUGAUUUAAGAGUGAAAUCAUCGGGUCUCCGUGAGGGAUGUGAAUAUGAAUUCCGGGUUUAUGCAGAAAAUGCUGCUGGCCUCAGUCUCCCAAGUGAAACCACACCAUUGAUUAAGGCAGAAGAUCCAAUCUUCUUGCCAUCGCCGCCAUCUAAACCUAAGAUUAUGGAUUCUACAAGAUCAAAUAUCACAAUUGGUUGGACAAAGCCACUGUUUGAUGGAGGUGCUCCAGUGACAGGAUACACAGUCGAAUACAAGAAAACCGAUGAAACUGACUGGACAACAGCUAAUCAGAAUUUAAGAGGCACAGAAUAUACCAUAACUGGAUUAACAUCAGGCUCUGAAUAUGUUUUUAGAGUGAAAUCCAUUAACAAAAUGGGUGUCAGUGAACCAAGUGAUGUCUCAGAACCUCAGGUGGCAAAAGAAAGAGAGGAAGAGCCUGCCUUUGAAAUUGACAGUGAAAUGCGGAAGACUUUAAUUGUAAAGGCUGGUGGAUCAUUCACAAUGACUGUUCCUUUCAGAGGCAAACCAGUCCCAAAUGUAACAUGGAACAAACCAGACACUGAUCUCCGUACACGUGCAAGCAUUGACACUUCAAGUAAUUGUACAUCUCUUACUAUUGAAAAAGCAACAAGAAAUGAUUCUGGAAAAUAUACAUUAACGUUGCAAAACAUCCUGAACACUACCACCUUGACUUUAGUGGUCAAAGUUCUUGAUACGCCUGGCCCACCAUCUAAUAUUGCAACAAAAGACGUAACUAAAGAAUCUGCUGUGUUAUCUUGGGAUGUUCCUGAAAAUGAUGGUGGAGCACCUGUAAAGAACUAUGUAAUUGAAAAACGAGAAGCUAGCAAAAAGGCGUGGGUCACUGUGACAAACAACUGUCAUCGCCUGUCCUACAAAGUGACUGGUUUGCAAGAAGGUGCCAUCUACUACUUCCGUGUCUCUGGAGAAAAUGAAUAUGGUGUUGGAGUGCCUUCUGAGACCAAGGAGGGAACAAAAAUAACAGAAAAACCCAGCCCACCAGAAAAGCUAGGAGUAACAAAUGUCACAAAGGACAGUGUUUCUCUUUCAUGGCUAAAACCAGAACAUGAUGGUGGAAGCAGAAUUGUUAGCUACCUCCUUGAAGCUCUUGAGAAAGGACAGCAAAAAUGGGUUAAGUGUGCAGUUGUAAAGACAACUCAUCAUGUUGUCCAUGGUCUUAAGGAAAACGUUGACUAUUUCUUCAGAGUGUCUGCAGAAAACCAAGCUGGUUUAAGUGAUCCUAAGGAACUACUGCUCCCUGUUACAGUUAAAGAACAAUUAGAAUCUCCUGAGAUUGACAUGAAGGGCUUCCCUCAUAACACUGUAUAUGUUCGAGCAGGAUCAAAUCUAAAAGUUGAAAUUCCAGUUUCUGGAAAACCAAUGCCAAAGGUGACACUGUCUAGAGAUGGUGUCGCACUGAAACCUACCAUGAGAUUUCACACAGAAACCACUGCUGAAAGUCUCAUUAUCAACCUUAAAGAAAGUGUGGCUGCUGAUGCUGGCAGAUACGACAUUACUGCUGCAAACUCAAGUGGCACCACAAAAUCAUUUGUUAAUAUUGUUGUGCUGGAUAGACCUGGUCCUCCUGUUGGUCCUGUUGCCCUUAGCGAUGUCACUGAAGAGAGUGUAACACUCAGAUGGCAGCCACCAGCUUAUGAUGGUGGCAGUCAGGUUACCAACUAUAUUGUACUGAAGAGAGAAACAAGUACUGCUGCUUGGUCUGAAGUGUCUGCCACUGUUGCUAGAACCGUUAUCAAAGUUAUGAGGCUCACAACAGGAGAAGAGUACCAAUUCCGCAUCAAAGCUGAGAACCGCUUUGGCAUCAGUGAUCACAUAGACUCGCAGUGUGUGAUUGUCAAGCUUCCUUACACUACCCCGGGCCCUCCUUCUACACCAUGGGUCACUAAUGUUACCCGAGAGAGUAUUACUGUCGGAUGGCAUGAGCCAGUCACUAAUGGUGGCAAUGCUAUCAUUGGGUAUCACCUGGAAAUGAAAGACAGAAAUAGCAUAUUAUGGCAGAAGGCUAACAAGACCCUUAUUCGCACCACUCAUUUCAAAGUCACCACAAUCAGCGCUGGCCUUAUCUAUGAAUUUAGAGUUUAUGCAGAAAAUGCAGCUGGCAUUGGAAAAGCAAGUCGUCCUUCUGAUCCAGUCCUUGCAAUUGAUGCUUGUGAACCACCAAGAAACGUUCGUGCCUCAGAUAUUUCCAAGACCUCUAUCACUCUCUCCUGGCAGAAGCCAGCAUUUGAUGGUGGUAGCAAAAUCACUGGAUACAUCGUAGAAAAACGUGAUCUUCCAGAUGGCAGAUGGACAAAAGCUAGCUUCACCAAUGUUAUUGAGACUCAGUUCACAGUAUCUGGCCUGACACAGAAUUCCAAGUAUGAAUUCCGGGUCUUUGCAAAGAAUGCUGUCGGUUCCAUCAGUAAUCCCUCAGAUGUUGUGGGUCCUAUCACAUGUGUUGAUACAUACGGUGCACCUGAAAUCGAUGUGCCACCAGAAUAUACAGAAGUGGUAAAAUACAAAGCGGGAACUUCAGUUAAGCUAAAACUAGGCAUCUCAGGCAAGCCUAUACCCACAAUUGAAUGGUUCAAAAAUGGCAAUGAGGUACUAACCAGUGCACUAGUGUCUUUUGAAAGCACAACAGAAUUUGCUUCUAUACUCAUCAAGGAUGCAAAUAGACUCAACAGUGGCACCUAUGAAUUAAAACUGAAAAAUGCCAUGGGUUCAGCAUCAGCCCAUAUUAGAGUACAGAUACUUGACAAGCCAGGACCCCCAGGUGGACCUAUACAGUUUAAGACAGUCACUGCUGAAAAGAUAACAAUAAUGUGGGACCCACCAGCAGAUGAUGGUGGUGCACCUAUAACACACUAUGUUGUUGAAAAGCGGGAAACAAGUCGGGUUGUAUGGUCUUUAAUUUCUGAAAAACUGGAGGGAUGUAUCAUAACUACAACAAAACUCAUCAAAGGAAAUGAGUAUGUGUUCCGUGUCCGUGGUGUGAACAAGUUUGGAAUUGGUGAUCCACUGGAAUCUGAGCCUGUUAUAGCCAAAAAUUCAUUUGUUACACCUGGACCACCUAGUACACCAGAAGUCACAAAGAUAACCAAGAAUUCUAUGACUGUUGUCUGGAGUAGGCCCACUGUUGAUGGAGGCAGUGAAAUAUCAGGAUAUUUUCUGGAAAAACGUGACAAGAAGAGUCUGAGUUGGUUCAAGGUCUCUAAAGAAACCAUUCGGGACACCAGACAGAAGGUAACAGGUCUGACGGAAAACAGCGAAUAUCAUUUCCGAGUUUGUGCCGUCAAUGCAGCUGGACCCGGCCCGUUCUCUGAGGCUUCUGACUUCUACAAAGCUGCAGAUCCUGUUGAUAAGCCAGGCACACCAACAAAGCUGAAAGUUGUGGAUACAACCAAGACAUCUGUUACCCUUGGCUGGAUUAAACCUGCUUAUGAUGGAGGAAGUCCAAUUACCCACUACGUGGUGGAAAAGAGGGAAGGUGAAGAGCAAGAAUGGACUGUAGUCAGUACCAAGGGAGAAGUGAGAACAACUGAAUAUGUUGUAUCCCACCUUCAGCCAAGUGUUAAUUACUAUUUCCGUGUCUCUGCUAUGAAUUGUGCUGGACAAGGAGAGCCUAUUGAAAUGAUGGAACCCGUUCAAGCUAAAGAUAUUCUUGUGGCACCAGAGAUUGAUCUGGAUGUUGCUCUUCGGACAUCUAUUGUCGCUAAAGCAGGUGAAGAUGUGGAAAUAAUGAUUCCAUUCAAGGGAAGGCCUCCUCCAACAGUCACAUGGAGAAAGGGGGACAAGAAUCUUGGGACUGAUGAAAGAUAUAUCAUCCAAAACACAGAAUCAUCUACACUGCUUAUUAUUCCUCAAGUUACACGAAAUGAUACAGGAAAAUAUGUUCUUACAAUUGAAAAUGGAGUUGGAGAAGCAAAAUCAUCAUUUGUUAAUGUAAAAGUACUUGACACACCUUCUGCAUGCCAGAAGCUGCAGCUCAAGCAUGUCUCUCGUGGCACAGUUACACUGGUAUGGGAGCCACCUCUCAUCAAUGGUGGUUCUGAAAUAACAAAUUAUGUUGUUGAAAAAAGAGAUGCUACAAAGAGGGCCUGGUCAACUGUUACAACAAAGUGUUCUCAUACCACCUUUAAACUGACUAACCUGUCAGAAAAGACUGCAUUCUUUUUCCGUGUUCUCGCUGAAAAUGAAAUUGGACUAGGUGAACCUUGUGAGACAACUGAACCAGUGAAAGCUGCAGACGUACCUGGACCUGUAAAAGACCUAGCCAUGAAAGACUCUACAAAGAGUUCUGUUAAAUUGCAGUGGAGCAAACCUGACUAUGAUGGUGGUAGCAUUAUAUCAGACUAUGUUAUUGAAAAGAAACUUCAGGAAGAGAAAGAAUGGACCUAUGCAGGCACAAGCAAGAGCUGUGAAUUUGUAGCUGAAAAACUUAAAGAGCUUUCUGUCAUGGAAUUCAGAGUCUUUGCUAAAAAUGAAAAAGGCAUGAGCGACUCUGUUACUGUUGGACCCAUUACUGUGAAAGAGCUUAUAAUAACACCUGAGGCUGACCUUUCUGAUAUUCCUGGUGGUCAGAUUGCAGUAAGAAUUGGACAUAAUCUGCAUGCUGAAUUGCCCUAUAAAGGUAAACCUAAUCCAUCAAUGAGCUGGCUCAAGGAUAACCUCCCUCUUAAAGAAACAGAACAUCUUCGUUUCAAGAAAACUGAAAACAAGAUAAGUUUAAGUAUCAAGAAUGUGAAAAAGGAGCAUGGUGGCAAAUAUACUUUAAUUCUUGAUAACGUAGUCUGCAGAAAGUCAUUCACAAUCACUGUAAUCACUCUUGGUCCUCCAUCUAGGCCAAAAGCACCUUUAAGAAUAGAUGAAAUCAAAGCAGAUAGUGUAGUUUUGUCAUGGGAGGCUCCUGAUGAUGAUGGGGGAGGAGAAAUUACUGGCUACAGUAUCGAGAAGAGAGAAACAUCACAAAUGAACUGGAAGCUGGUCUGUUCAAGCGCUGCAAGAACAACCUUCAAAGUACCCAACCUUGUUAAAGAUACUGAGUAUCAGUUUAGAGUUCGUGCAGAAAACAGAUACGGAGUGAGCCCACCUCUUGUCUCAGCAGAUGUUGUGGCAAAGCACCAGUUUAAACCACCAGGUGCCCCAGGCAAGCCUGUUGUAUACAACGUAACUGCUGAUGGAAUGAGCAUUUCUUGGGAUGCUCCUGUUUAUGAUGGUGGUUCGGAGAUUAUGGGAUACCAUGUUGAAAAGAAGGAAAGAAACAGUAUUUUGUGGCAGAAGGUUAAUGUUGCAUUAAUAUCUAACCGAGAAUACAGGAUUACUGGACUGCUUGAGGGCCUGGAUUACCAGUUCCAAGUAUAUGCUGAAAACGCUGCAGGUUUAAGCCGAGCUAGUGAGCCAAGCAAAUUUACUUUGGCAGUCUCUCCAGUAGACCCACCUGGUACUCCUGAUUAUAUUGAUGUCACUAGGGAAACAAUCACCCUGAAAUGGAACCCCCCUCUGCGUGAUGGAGGCAGUAAGAUUGUGGCUUACAGCAUUGAGAAGCGGCAAGGAAGUGCAGACCGUUGGCUCAGGUGUAACUUUACUGAUGUCAGUGAGUGCCAGUAUACAGUUACAGGGCUCAGUCCAGGUGACCGAUAUGAAUUCAGAGUGCUUGCAAGAAAUGCUGUUGGUACCAUCAGCCCACCUUCACAGUCUUCAGGCUAUAUCAUGACCAGAGAUGAAAAUGUUGCUCCAACAAUUGAAUUUGGUGCUGAACACUUUGAAGGCCUUACUGUUAAAGCUGGAGAGAGCAUUAGACUUAAAGCUCUAAUCAGAGGACGUCCAGUACCUAAAGUGACAUGGUUUAAGGAUGGUAAAGAGAUUGAUAAAAUGAUGAAUAUAGAAAUAACUACAGCUAUUGGAUAUAGUACAAUCUUCAUUAGAGAUGCUGUCAGGGAACAUCGUGGAGUGUACACAGUAGAAGCCAAAAAUGCAUCAGGCACUAAACGAGAAGAUAUUACCAUCAGAGUACAAGACACACCAGGAAAAGUUGGUGGACCAAUACGAUUCACAAAUAUCACUGGAGAAAAAGUCACAUUAUGGUGGGAGCCUCCAGCUAAUGAUGGCUGUGCUUCUAUUUCUCACUACAUAAUUGAAAAACGUGAAACCAGCAGGAUUGCUUGGGCAUUAGUUGAAGAUAAAUGUGAAGCUUGCAGCUAUACGGCACUUAAAUUAAUUAAGGGCAAUGAGUAUCAGUUCCGUGUCUCUGCAGUGAACAAAUUUGGAGUUGGCAGACCAUUGGAGUCUGAUCCAGUUAUCGCACAAAUACCUUACACUCUCCCUGAUGCACCAGGAACUCCAGAGCCUACCAAUGUAACAGGAGACAGUAUCACACUCACAUGGGCAAGACCAGAGUCAGAUGGUGGAAGCGAGAUAAAUGAGUACAUUCUUGAAAGGAGAGAAAAGAAGAGCAUGCGCUGGGUUAAAGUAUCCAGUAAGAGGCCCAUUACUGAGAACAGAUACAGAGUAACUGGCCUUAUUGAAGGCAAUGAGUAUGAGUUCCAUGUCAUGGCUGAAAAUGCUGCAGGGGUUGGACCUCCAAGUGACGUUUCAAAGCUGAUUAAAUGCAGAGAGCCAGUCAGCCCACCAAGUGCUCCUAAUGUUGUCAAGGUGACAGACACAUCAAAGACUAGUGUAAGCUUAGAGUGGACAAAGCCAGUUUUUGAUGGAGGCAUGGAAAUAAUCGGAUACAUCAUUGAGAUGUGCAAAGCUGAUCUUGAAGCAUGGCAGAAAGUCAAUGCAGAGACUGUUAUUGCUACUAAAUAUACCGUUGUUGAUUUGGAGGCAGGAGAACACUAUAAAUUCAGAGUUAGUGCUGUCAAUGGUGCUGGCAGAGGAGAAAGUUGCGAAGUUCCUGCUUCAGUCCAAACCGUGGACAGGCUUUCUGCACCUGAAAUUGAUAUUGAUGCAAACUUCAAGCAGACUCAUAUUGUAAGAGCAGGUGCAAGCAUUCGUCUAUUCAUUGCCUUCUCUGGAAGGCCAGUUCCUACUGCAGUGUGGUCCAAAGCAGAUGCAAAUCUUAGUUUGCGUGCUGACAUUCAAACAACUGAUUCAUUCAGCACGUUGACUGUAGAAGAAUGCAAUAGGAAUGACGCUGGCAAGUAUGUCUUUACUGUGGAAAACAACAGUGGAAGCAAGUCUAUUACAUUUACUGUCAAGGUUUUGGACACACCUGGUCCACCAGGUCCUAUUACCUUUAAAGAUGUGACUCGAACAUCUAUUACUUUAAUGUGGGAUGCUCCUGUUCUAGAUGGAGGUUCUCGUAUCCACCACUAUGUUGUGGAAAAACGUGAAGCAAGUCGUCGUAGCUGGCAAGUGGUGAGUUCAAAAUGCACUCGACAAAUCUUUAAGGUCACAGAUCUAGCAGAAGGUAUGCCAUAUUACUACCGAGUAUCAGCAGAAAAUGAAUAUGGUGUAGGUGAACCCUGUGAAUUAACAGAACCAGUUGUGGCCACAGAAGAACCUGCUCCACCUAAGAGACUAGAUAUUGUUGAUACAACCAAAUCUUCUGUAGUUUUAGCUUGGCUUAAACCUGAUCAUGAUGGUGGUAGCCGUAUUACUGGUUACCUUCUUGAAAUGAAACAAAAAGGAUCUGACUCCUGGACUGGAGCUGGACAAACCAAGCAACUUACUUUCACCGUUGAAGGCCUUGUGGAGAACACAGAAUAUGAGUUCCGGGUCAAGGCGAAGAAUGAUGCUGGCUACAGUGAGCCAAGAGAAGCUUUCUCUUCUGUUAUUGUUAAGGAGCCACAGAUUGAACCAACAGCAGAUCUCAGUGACAUAAGCAGACAGCUUAUAACAUGCAAGGCUGGAAGCACCUUUACUAUUGAUAUACCAAUCAGUGGGCGCCCAGCUCCGAAAGUGACAUGGAAACUUGAGGAGAUGAGGCUGAAGGAAACUGAAAGAGUGACCAUCAAGACAACAAAAGACCGAACCACGCUGACUGUCAAAGACAGUAUGAGAGGUGACUCUGGUAAAUACUACCUUACACUUGAGAACACUGCUGGUGUGAAAACAUUUACUGUCACAGUGGUAGUCAUAGGAAGGCCAGGUCCUGUCACUGGCCCAAUUGAAAUAUCUUCUGUAUCUGCUGAGUCCUGUGUGUUGACCUGGAAAGAACCUGAAGAUGAUGGCGGUAGUGACAUUACAAACUACAUUGUAGAGAAACGUGAAUCUGGCACAACAGCAUGGCAGCUGGUGAAUUCCAGUGUGAAACGCACGCAGAUCAAAGUCAGUCAUCUCACAAAAUACCAAGAGUACAGUUUCCGAGUAAGCUCAGAAAAUCGAUUUGGUGUCAGCAAGCCAGUUGAAUCAAAAACUGUAGUUGCUGAGCAUCCAUUUGUCCCACCUAGCCCACCCUCAAGGCCAGAAGUCUAUUCUGUGUCUGCAAGUGCCAUGGCCAUUCGCUGGGAGGAACCCUAUCAUGAUGGUGGCAGCAAAAUCAUUGGAUAUUGGGUGGAAAAGAAGGAGCGCAACACCAUCCUUUGGGUGAAGGAGAACAAAGUACCAUGCUGUGACUGCAACUAUAAAGUCACGGGGUUGGUGGAAGGCCUGGAAUAUCAAUUCAGAACCUAUGCUCUAAAUGCUGCAGGUGUUAGCAAAGCUAGUGAAGCUUCCAGACCUGUAGUGGCUCAAAAUCCAGUUGAUCCACCGGGAAGACCAGAAGUAACAGAUGUCACCAGAUCGACAGUGUCACUGAGCUGGUCACCUCCACUUUAUGAUGGUGGAAGCAAAAUAAUUGGAUAUAUUAUUGAGCGCAAACCAUAUAACGAAUCUGGUGAUGGACGUUGGCUGAAAUGCAAUUAUACCAUUGUCUCAGAAAACUUUUUUACUGUGACAGCUCUUAGUGAAGAUGAAGCCUAUGAAUUCCGUGUACUAGCAAAGAAUGCUGCUGGUGUGAUUAGCAAAGGAUCUGAAUCAACUGGUGCUGUCAUUUGCAAAGAUGAAUACACACCACCAAAGGCUGAACUUGAUGCCAGACUGCAGGGAGAAGUUUUGAGCAUUAGGGCUGGAUCAGAUCUUGUUCUUGAUGCAGCCGUUGGUGGAAAACCAGAACCGAAAGUCUUCUGGUCCAAAGGUGACAGGGAACUGGAGCUAUGUGAAAAGAUAUCUCUGCAAUAUACCAGCAAACGAGCUAUUGCAAUUAUCAAGUUCUGUGACAGAAGUGAUAGUGGAAAAUAUACCCUAACAGUUAAAAAUGCCAGUGGGAUGAAACAAAUUUCUGUUCUUGUCAAAGUGCUUGAUUCACCAGGUCCAUGUGCAGGCAAAAUCACAAUUAGCAGAGUAACAGAAGAGAAAUGUACUCUGGCAUGGAACAUUCCUGAGGAAGAUGGAGGUGCAGAAAUCACUCACUACAUCAUAGAAAGGCGUGAAACCAGCAGACUUCACUGGGUUAUUGUUGAGGCUGAAUGCCAGACUUUAUCAACUGUAGUAACAAAACUUAUUAAAAAUAAUGAAUACAUUUUCCGUGUGAGAGCUGUCAACAAAUAUGGAGCAGGUGUUCCACUUGAAUCAGAAACUGUGAUUGCCAGGAAUGCUUUCACUAUUCCAACCCAGCCUGGUGCUCCUGAAGAAGUGAGUGUUGGCAAGGAGCAUAUCAUUAUUCAGUGGUCGAAACCAGAAUCGGAUGGUGGCAGUGAGAUUAAGGACUAUCUUGUGGACAAACGUGAAAGGAAGAGUCUGCGCUGGACACGAGUGAAUAGAGAUUAUACCAUUUAUGACACCAGACUGAAAGUCACUGGUCUCAUGGAAGGGGGCCAGUACCAAUUCCGUGUCACUGCAGUGAAUGCUGCUGGAAACAGUGAACCCAGUGAAGCUUCACAAUACAUGUUAUGUAAAGAACCAUCAUACACUCCUGCAUCACCUUCAGUUCCAAGAGUUGUGGAUACUACAAUGCACAGCAUCAGUUUAGCAUGGUCAAAGCCCACAUAUGAUGGUGGUGCUGACCUCUUAGGCUAUGUUCUUGAAAUGAAAGAAGAAGGCAGUGAGCAGUGGUAUCGAGCACAUACAGCCGCCACUCUGAGGAAUGCUGAGUUCACCGUGACGGGUCUUAAAACAAACCAGAAAUACCAAUUCCGAGUUGCUGCAACAAACGUGAAUGGUAUGAGUGAAUUUAGCGAAUCAUCAGCAGAAAUAGAACCUGUGGAAAGAAUAGAAACACCUGAACUGGAGCUUGCUGAUGAUCUGAAGAAGACAGUUACAGUCAGAGCUGGUGGCUCCCUGCGCCUAAUGGUCUCUGUAUCUGGCAGACCUGCUCCUGUAAUCACAUGGAGCAAGCAGGGUGUUGACCUUGUCAGUCGAGGUAUUAUUGAUACUACAGACAGCUACACUCUGCUUAUUGUGGAUAAAGUUAAUCGGUAUGAUGCUGGAAAAUACGUCAUUGAGGCUGAAAAUCAAUCAGGAAAAAAAUCUGCAACUAUUUCUGUGAAAGUGUAUGACACACCCGGUCCACCACCUGCAGUGAGAGUUAAGGAAGUAUCAAAAGAUUCUGUGACACUUACUUGGGACAUUCCAGUCAUUGAUGGUGGAGCCCCAGUCAACAAUUAUAUAAUUGAGAAACGUGAAGCUUCCAUGAGAGCUUACAAGACUGUCACUACCAAAUGCAGCAAGACAUUUUACAGAGUUACUGGACUUCUGGAAGGAGCUUUGUAUUAUUUCCGAGUACUACCAGAAAAUAUUUACGGCAUUGGUGAAGGCUGUGAAACAUCUGACGCAGUACUGGUAUCUGAUGUCCCCAUGGUACCACAAAAACUCGAAGUGAUUGACACCACUAAAUCAACUGUUACACUUGCUUGGGAGAAACCACUGCAUGAUGGUGGCAGCAGAUUGACUGGCUAUGUCAUUGAGGCCAGCAAAGCUGGAACAGAAAGAUGGUUGAAGGUAGUGACGUUGAAGCCUACGGUCUAUGAGCAUACCAUUAUCUCUCUCAAUGAAGGUGAACAGUACUUGUUCCGGGUCAGAGCACAGAAUCAGAAGGGCGUGUCAGAACCACGUGAGAUUGUCACAGCAGUGACAGUUCAGGACCGAAAAGUUCUACCAACAAUUGACUUCACUGGAAUACCUCAGAAGACCAUCCAUGUACCUGCUGGCAAGCCCAUUGAAUUAGCCAUUCCAAUUGAAGGACGACCACCUCCAACUGCAUCUUGGUUCUUUGCUGGUUCUAAACUAAAAGAAUCAGAGCGCAUCAAAAUGGAGACUUCUGCCAAAAUGGCCAAAUUAACUGUGCGUGAGACCACCAUACAUGACACAGGGGAGUAUACACUUGAACUGAAGAACACAACUGGAACAGUUACUGAUACAGUAAAGGUUAUAAUCCUUGACAAGCCUGGACCACCUGUUGGACCUAUCAGAAUUGAUGAAAUUGAUGCAAAUUAUGUAACCAUCUCCUGGGAGCCUCCUGAGCUGGAUGGUGGAGCUGCCCUUAGUGGGUAUGUGGUAGAACAGCGUGAUGCUCACCGUCCUGGAUGGCUGCCAGUUUCAGAGUCAGUAACCAGGACAACAUUUAAGUUCACCAGACUUGUUGAAGGUGCAGAAUAUGUGUUCCGUGUAGCUGCUACAAACCGCUUUGGAAUUGGAUCUUACCUGCAGUCUGAAAUUAUAGAAUGCAAGAGCAGAAUCCGUAUUCCUGGUCCUCCUGGCACUCCUGAAGUGUUUGAUAUCUCUCGAGAUGGCAUGACAUUGACUUGGUAUCCUCCAGAAGAUGAUGGUGACUCACAGAUUACUGGUUAUAUUGUGGAACGCAAAGAAGUUAGAGCAGAUAGAUGGAUCCGUGCAAAUAAAGUUCCAGUCACCAUGACUCGUUACCGUUCCACUGGGUUGGUUGAAGGAUUAGAAUAUGAACACCGGGUCACUGCAAUCAAUGCCAGAGGCACUGGGAAACCCAGCCGUCCUUCCAAAUCUGUUGUUGCCAGAGAUCCAAUUGCUCCUCCAGGUAAACCUCAGAAUCCAAGAGUCACUGAUACUACAAGAACAUCUGUCUCCCUGGCUUGGAGUCCACCAGAAGAUGAAGGUGGCUCUAAGGUUACUGGCUACUUAAUUGAGAUGCAGAAGGUUGAUCAAUUUGAAUGGACCAAGUGCAACACUACACCAACCAAGAUUCGGGAAUACACCUUGACACAUCUUCCCCAAGGUGCAGAGUACAGAUUCCGAGUGCUAGCCUGUAAUGCUGGUGGGCCAGGAGAACCUGCUGAAGUGCCAGGAACAGUCAAAAUUACAGAAAUGCUUGAAUAUCCUGACUAUGAACUUGAUGAAAAAUACCAAGAAGGUCUCAUGGUGAGACAAGGAGGAGUAAUCAGGCUUACAAUACCCAUUAAGGGUAAGCCCAUGCCAGUAUGCAAAUGGACAAAAGAAGGACAGGACAUCAGCAAGAGGGCCAUGAUUGCAACUUCAGAGACUCACACAGAACUUGUGAUCAAAGAUGCAGAAAGAGAAGAUUCGGGCACCUAUGAUUUGGUACUUGAAAACAAGUGCGGCAAGAAAGCCGUGUACAUUAAAGUCAGAGUGAUUGGCAUUCCAAAUCCACCAGAAGGACCACUUGAGUAUGAUGAUAUACAAGCUCGUUCUGUCAGAGUAAGCUGGAGACCUCCUACAGAUGAUGGUGGUGCAGAUAUCCUGGGUUAUAUUGUUGAGAGAAGAGAAGUACCGAAGACUGCCUGGUACACUGUUGACUCUAGAGUGAAAGGGACAUCACUAGUCGUGAAAGGACUCAAAGAAAAUGUGGAAUAUCACUUCCGUGUUUCUGCUGAAAACCAUUUUGGUAUUAGCAAAUCUCUCAAAUCUGAAGAACCAGCAGUACCAAAGACACCUCUAAAUCCACCAGAGCCUCCAAACAACCCACCUGAAGUCCUUGAUGUUACAAAGAGUUCUGUCAACUUGUCCUGGUCCAGACCUAAAGAUGAUGGUGGUUCUCGUGUAACUGGCUACUAUAUUGAACGUAAAGAGACAUCUACAGAAAAAUGGGUCCGGCAUAAUAAAACUCAGAUUACCACUACAAUGUACACAGUCACAGGACUUGUUCCAGAUGCUGAAUAUCAAUUCCGCGUCAUUGCUCAAAAUGACAUUGGUGAAAGUGAAGCAAGUCCUGCUUCUGAACCAGUUGUAUGCAAGGAUCCAUUUGACAAACCUAGCCAACCUGGAGAAAUUGAGAUCACUUCCAUCUUUAAGGACAGCAUUACAUUAGAAUGGGAACGACCUGAAAGUGAUGGUGGCAAAGAGAUCCUUGGCUAUUGGGUUGAAUAUCGCCAGUCUGGAGAAAGCACCUGGAAAAAAUGCAAUAAGGAACGCAUCAAGGACAGGCAGUUUACAGUAGGAGGUUUACUAGAGGCCACAGAAUAUGAGUUCCGUGUUUUUGCAGAAAAUCAGACUGGCCUCAGCAGACCUCGAAGGACUGCUAUGGCAGUGAAAACUAAAUUAACAUCUGGAGAAGCACCUGCCAUAAAGAAAGAAAUGCAGGAUGUUACAACUAAACUGGGUGAGGCAGCUCAACUGACAUGCCAGAUUGUUGGAAGACCUUUGCCUGAUAUUAAAUGGUACCGCUUUGGCAAAGAGCUGGUACAAAGCAGAAAAUACAAAAUGUCAUCUGAUGGACGCAAUCAUACACUGACAGUAAUGACAGAUGAACAGGAGGAUGAAGGUCUUUACACUUGUAUGGCUACCAAUGAUGUUGGAGAAAUCGAAACUAGUGGCAAGCUAUUAUUGCAGGCUCCUCCUCAGUUCCACCCUGGCUUCCCAUUGAAAGAGAAAUACUACGCAGGCGCAGGUGGCACCCUCCGCCUUCAUGUUGUGUAUAUUGGCCGGCCAGUACCAGCAAUAACUUGGUUCCAUGGCAACAAACCUUUGAGAGGAUCAGAAACAGUUACUAUUGAGAACACAGAACAGUAUACUCAUCUUGCUAUUAAGAAUGUCCAGCACAAGACUCAUGCUGGGAAGUACAAAGUACAACUCAGUAACACAUUUGGAACAGUUGACACUGUACUUAAUGUGGAAAUACAAGAUAAACCAGAUAAACCAGUAGGACCAAUUGUUAUAGAGUCUAUAUUGAAGAAUUCUGUGGUGAUAAGCUGGAAACCACCAGAGGAUGAUGGAGGUGUUAUGAUAACCAAUUACAUCAUAGAGAAACGUGAAGCCAAGGAAGGAGCAGAAUGGCAACUUGUAUCUUCAAGUAUUUCAGGCACAACCUGUAGAAUUGUUAACCUAACUGAAAAUGCAGGCUAUUAUUUCCGUGUUUCUGCUCAGAAUAUGUACGGCAUUAGUGAAGCACUGGAGGUUUCAUCAGUAGUUUUUAUAAAGCCUCCAUUUGAAAAACCAGGACAACCCGGCCAGCCAGUAGCAAGUGCUAUCACAAAGGAUUCUUGUGUUGUCUCAUGGAAACCACCUGCAAGUGAUGGCGGUGCAAAGAUUAGAACUUACUAUCUUGAGAAGCGUGAGAAAAAACAAAACAAGUGGAUUUCUGUAACAACAGAUGAAAUUCGUGAAACAGUCUACUCUGUGAAAGAUCUUAUUGAAGGUCUUGAAUAUGAGUUCCGUGUAAAAUGUGAAAAUCUUGGUGGUGAAAGUGAGUGGAGUGAGGUAUCCGAACCAGUCAUUCCAAAAUCUGAUGUACCAAUUAAAGCUCCACAUUUCAAGGAAGAACUAAGGAAUCUGAAUGUGAAAUUUCAAGCUAAUGCCACAUUUGUUUGCAAAGUCACUGGUCAUCCUAAGCCAAUUGUCAAGUGGUACAGACAGGGCAAAGAAAUCAUGCCAGAUGGGGAAAAGAUCAAGAUACAGGAAUUCAAGGGAGGCUAUUACCAGCUGGUCAUCACAAAUGUAACAGAUGAUGAUGCCACAGUAUAUCAAGUUAGAGCUACCAACCAAGGAGGAUCUGUGUCUGGCACUGCCUCUCUGGAUGUUGAAGUUCCUGCAAAGAUUCAUUUGCCCAAAAACUUGGAAGGCAUGGGAGCUGUUCAUGCCCUCCGAGGGGAAGUGGUGAGCAUCAAGAUUCCAUUCAGUGGCAAGCCGCCCCCUGUGAUCACGUGGCAGAAGGGACAAGAUCUUAUCGAUACUAAUGGACACUACCAAGUCAUUGUUACACGGUCAUUCACAUCUCUUGUUUUCCCAAAUGGUGUUGACAGAAAAGAUGCAGGGUUUUACAUUGUUUGUGCCAAAAACAGAUUUGGAAUUGAUCAAAAAACAGUUGAAUUAGAUGUGGCUGACGUGCCUGAUCCACCAAGAGGUUUGAAGGUAACUGACGUUUCAAGGGAUUCAGUCAACUUAACCUGGAAUGAACCAGCUACUGAUGGUGGAAGCAGGAUCACAAACUACAUUAUUGAGAAACGUGCUACGACAGCAGAGCGAUGGAUUCGUGUUGCACAAGCUCGUGAUACACGAUACACAGUGGUGAACCUAUUUGGCAAGACCACCUACCAGUUCCGUGUAAUUGCAGAGAACAAGUUUGGCCAAAGUCAGCCUUCUGAACCUACUGAUCCAAUUGUAACAAAGGAAGACAAGACCAGAGUAAUGAACUAUGAUGAAGAAGUUGAUGAAACCAGAGAAAUUACGGCAGCUAAAGCAGGUCACUAUUCUACAAAGGAACUCUAUGACAAAUACAUGAUUGCAGAAGAGCUUGGACGCGGGCAGUUUGGCAUUGCACACCGCUGUGUUGAGGCAGUUUCAAAAAAGACUUACUUGGCCAAAUUUGUCAAAGUAAAGGGUGCAGACCAAGUUUUGGUAAAGAAAGAAAUUUCCAUCCUAAACAUUGCUAGGCACCGAAAUAUCCUGUAUCUUCAUGAGUCAUUUGAGAGCCUAGAAGAGUUGGUCAUGAUCUUUGAAUUCAUUUCUGGUGUUGACAUCUUUGAAAGAAUCAGCACAGCUUCAUUUGAACUUAAUGAAAGAGAAAUAGUGAGUUAUGUACGCCAGGUCUGUGAUGCACUAGAAUUUUUACAUCGUCAUAGCAUUGGACAUUUUGAUAUUAAACCAGACAAUAUUAUUUACUUCACAAGAAGAAGCUCUGUAAUUAAAAUUGUUGAAUUUGGUCAAGCCAGACAGCUGAGGCCUGGAGACAGCUUUAGACUCCAGUUCACUUCUCCUGAAUAUUAUGCGCCUGAAGUACAUCACCAUGACUUGGUCAGCACAGCUACGGACAUGUGGUCAGUUGGUGCUCUAACAUACAUACUUCUCAGUGGCCUUAACCCUUUCAUUGCUGAAACAAACCAACAAGUUAUUGAAAAUAUUCUAAAUGCUGAAUACAGCUUUGAGGAUGAAGCAUUCAAGGACAUAAGCGUCGAAGCCAUGGACUUCAUUGAUCGCUUACUAGUAAAGGAAAGAAAAUCUCGGAUGACAGCUGCUGAAGCGCUUAAUCAUGUGUGGCUAAAACAGCAGACGGAAAAGACCAGCACCAAAACCAUUAAGACUUUAAGGCACAGGCGUUACUAUCAAACUCUAGUAAAGAAGGAGUGGAACACAGUUGUGUCAGUAGCCCGCAUUUCCUGUGGAGGCGCAAUUAGAUCCCAGAAAGGCAUAACAGUGGCUAAAGUUAAAGUUGCCCCAAUAGACAUUGGGCCUAUUGCUGGGCAGAUAAAGCAUAAUGUUGCAGAAGAAGGAGGCCAUGCCAAAUAUGUAUGUACAAUUGAAAACUAUGAUGAGUCCACACAAGUCACAUGGUACUUCGGUAUGAGGCAAUUAGAAAGCAAUGAGAAAUACGAAAUCAAAUAUGAAGAUGGUGUGGCAACCAUGUAUGUCAAAGAUGUUUCUAAAUCAGAUGAUGGUACCUACAGAUGCAAGGUGAUGAAUGAUUAUGGUGAGGACAGCUCUUAUGCAGAACUUUUUGUUAAAGGUGUGAGAGAAAUUUCUGAGCACUACAGAUGCAGAACUGUUAGAAAAGUGAAACGACGGGUUGAUACUAUGAGACUAUUAGAGCAUCCCCCAGAAUUUACUCUGCCUUUGUAUAACCGCACUGCAUAUGUUGGAGAAAAUGUCAGGUUUGGAGUAACUAUAACAGUUCACCCAGAACCUCGCUUAACAUGGUACAAAUCAGGCCAGAAAAUCAAACCUGGGGAUGAUGAUAAGAAGUAUACUUUUGAAUCAGACAAGGGUCUUUAUCAGCUUGUCAUCAAUAAUGUCACUGAAGAGGAUGAUGCUGAAUACAGUAUUGUGGCACGCAAUAAAUAUGGUGAAGACAGCUGCAAAGCUAAGCUGACUGUGAUUCCACAUCCCCCUCCAGCAGAUGCCACACUCAGGCCAAUGUUUAAAAGACUGCUGGCAAAUGCUGAAUGUCAAGAAGGCCAAAAUGUCAGUUUUGAGAUCAGGGUAUCUGGUGUGCCAAAACCAACGUUGACAUGGGAGAAAGAUGGUCAACCUCUAUCCUUUGGUCCUAACUUUGAUAUAAUUCAUGAAGGUUUAGAUUACUAUGCUUUGCACAUCAGAGAUACUUUACCAGAAGACAGUGGCUACUACAGAGUUACUGCUACAAACAGUGCUGGAUCUACCAGCUGUCAGGCUUAUCUAAAAGUUGAACGCUUGAAAUAUGUCAAGCGUGAGUACAAGACAGAAGAAGAGCGGGAGAGACAUGUACAGAGGCAAAUUGACAAGACCUUACGAAUGGCAGAAAUCCUUUCUGGGGUUGAAGCUGUUCCACUGACACAAACUGCACAAGAGGCUCUCAGAGAAGCUGCUAUCUUAUAUAAACCAGCUGUUAGCUCAAAGACCGUUAAAGGUGAAUAUGAAAUUCAGAAAGAAGAAAAGAAGGAGAAGGAGGAAAGGAGACUUCGUAUGCCAUAUGAGAUCCCAGAGCCUCGCAAACAUGUGCGUGCUGCUCUUGAGGAAGAUCAGCAUAUUAAACACUAUGUGCCUCUGUCAGACAUGAAGUGGUACAAGCGGCUGCGAGACCAGUAUGAAAUGCCAGGAAAACUUGAGAGGACUGUUCAGAAACGCCAGAAACGCAUACGUCUUUCCAGGUGGGAGCAAUUCUAUGUGAUGCCGCUGCCUCGCAUUUCUGAUCAGUACAAGCCUAAAUGGCGCAUACCAAAGCUGACACAAGACGAUCUUGAAAUUGUGAGACCAGCACGCCGGCGUAUCCCAUCUCCAGAGUAUGAAUAUCACUAUAGACCAAGAAGGCGGUCGCUUGGUGACUUAUCUGAUGAGGAAUUGCUCAUGCCGAUAGAUGAUUACUUAGCCAUGAAGAGAACUGAAGAGGAAAGACUGCGCCUUGAAGAGGAGCUGGAGUUAGGCUUUUCUGCUUCCCCACCAAGUAGAAGCCCCCCACGCUUUGAACUGUCUGCCCUUCGAUAUUCUACUGCAGGAGCACAGGUCAGUUCAGAGGAAGAAAGAAAAAGAGAGCUGAGGUAUUCAAGCUAUCACAUUCCAACUAAAGCUGAGACAAGUGCAAGCUAUGCAGAGCUUCGUCAACGUCAUGACAGGGCUGCCUACAGACCACCUAAACAAAAGCAAAGAAUAAUGGAUGAGCGGGAGGAUGAAGAAUUGCUCCGGCCUGUUGGCACUGAUCAGCGACUCUCUGAAUACAGGAGUGAGCUCAAAUAUAUGGCAGAGGAAGAAAAGAGUAGACUCAGGAGAAGGAGGGAAAGAGAAAUAACUGAGAUCACAUCAGAAGAAGAAGAAGAAAUAGAAAUGGUGCAAUAUGCUCACAGGGAAUUUUCACCUCCCUCUAGAUUAUUAAGGAGAAGAAGAUCUCUUUCUCCAACUUACAUUGAGCUGAUGCGUCCUGUAUCUGAAUUAAUUCGACCUCGCUCACGGCCUCCUGAAGAAAGUGAGAGAAGAUCCCCAACACCAGAGAGAACUCGACCACGAUCACCUAGCCCAGUUUCUAGUGAAAGAUCUCUCUCCCGGUUUGAGAGGAUGGCAAGAUUUGAUAUAUUUUCUAGAUACGAGUCCAUGAAAUCUGCUCUGAAAACUCAAAAAACUAUGGAAAGGAAAUAUGAAGUUCUGACUCAGCAGCCUUUCACCCUUGACCAUGCUCCUCGCAUUACCCUGAGAAUGCGCUCACACCGAGUACCGUGUGGCCAUAAUACUAGGUUCAUUCUAAAUGUCCAGUCAAAACCAACCGCCGAAGUGAAGUGGUACCACAACGGUAUUGAGCUCCAAGAGAGCAGUAAGAUUCACUUUACCAAUACGAGUGGUGUAUUAACUCUGGAGAUUCUUGACUGCCACAUUGAUGACAGUGGAACAUACCGAGCUGUAUGCACAAACUACAAAGGGGAAUGCUCUGAUUAUGCAACACUAGAUGUUACUGGAGGAGAUUACACUACAUACUCUUCCCAGAGGAGAGAUGAAGAAGUACCAAGGGCAAUUUUGCCUGACUUGACAAAAACAGAGGCAUAUGCAAUCUCCUCGUUUAAGAAAGCAUCUGAAACAGAAGCAAGUUCCUCAGUAAGAGAGGUCAAAUCAGAAGUGUCAUCAACAAGAGAGUCACUUUUAUCCUAUGAACACUAUGCUGCUUCUGAAGAAAAAGUCACUGCUGCUGAAAAAAAAUCACUGGAAGAAAGGACUUCACACAAAGCAUUUAAAAGCACUCUGCCAGCAACAAUCCUUACAAAGCCACGGUCAAUCACAGUUUCUGAAGGGGAGACUGCGAGAUUUUCCUGUGAUGUUGAUGGUGAACCAGCACCAACAAUAACAUGGCUCCAUGCAGGUCAACCUAUUGUUUCUUCAAGGCGCUUCCAAGUAACACGAACACAGUACAAGUCUACCUUUGAAAUUUCUUCCGUCCAGAUAUCAGAUGAAGGAAGUUACACUGUUGUGGUGGAAAACUCUGAAGGAAGACAGGAAGCCCAUUUUACUUUGACCAUUCAAAGAACAAAAAUUCCUGAAAAAACAAUUACAUCACCUCCAAGGAUCAAAUCUCCUGAGCCUCGUGUAAAGUCACCAGAGCCAGUUAAGUCCCCUAAACGAGUGAAAUCUCCUGAACCCAUCAGCAGUCCCCCAAAAGCUAAGUCACCACCUGGAGACAAAAUGGUAUCAACAGAGAAAGUACAAUUACCAACUGCUUCUCCACCAAAGAUAAAACAGCAUCUGAAAGCAGAAACUCUUGGAGAUAAGGUAAAGUUAUCCUGUGCAGUUGAAAGCAAUGUUUUAAGUGUCAGAGAAGUGGCUUGGUAUAAGGAUGGUAAAAAACUGAAAGAAGACCAUCAUUUCAAGUUUCAUUAUGCAGCAGAUGGCACUUAUGAGCUCAAAAUCCAUGAGCUCAUGGAAUCUGAUAAAGGAGAAUACACCUGUGAAAUUAUUGGUGAAGGAGGUGUUUCGAAAACUAACUUCCAGUUUACCGGCCAAGUAUUUAAAAAUAUCUAUUCCCAGGUAAGAGGUGUAACUGAAUCUCAUAAAACAGUUCAGAAAGAAGAUGAGUUACUUAUGGUUUCUAGCCAGAAGAAAUCAGUAGUGGCAACUGAAGAGAAAUCUGCAGUUCAAGAAGUCAUUAAAAAGUCAGUUGUUACAGAAGAUGUCAAACAAAUGAAAGCAGAAAUUACAGCUUCUUCAACUAAAAUGACAAUGUCUGAAGGGCAAAAAGUGACACUGAAGGCCAACAUUCCUGGUGCCUCUGAAGUAAAAUGGGUGCUGAAUGGAAUGGAGCUGAGAAAUUCAGAUGAUUACAGAUAUGGUGUUUCUGGAAGUGAUCACACGCUAACUAUCAAAAAGGCCAGUAAUAAGGAUGAAGGUAUACUCACCUGUGAGGGUAAAACUGACGAAGGCAUUAUUAAAUGCCAGUAUGUUGUGACCCUUUCUAAAGAGCGCUCCAGUGAACCAGCAUUCAUCAUGCAGCCUAAGUCUCAAAAUGUCAAUGAAGGACAAGACGUAUUGUUCACCUGUGAAGUUUCUGGGGAGCCUUCUCCUGAAGUUGAGUGGUUAAAGAAUAAUCAGCCUAUUGCAGUUUCAUCGCACCUCAGAGUAUCCCGCUCUAAAAAUAUAUAUUCUCUUGAGAUUCGAAAUGCUGCAGUGAGUGACACUGGAAAAUACACAGUCAAGGCAAAAAAUUACCAUGGGCAGUGUUCUGCUACAGCAUCUUUGACUGUACUCCCUCUAGUUGAAGAACCUCCGAAAGAGGUAGUAUUGAAGACCAGUGGCGACGCAAGCAUGCACGAAAGUUUUUCUUCUCAGUCCUUUCAAAUGGCUUCUUCUAAACAAGAGGCUUCAUUCAGCAGUUUCAGCAGUAGCAGCAUGACUGAAAUGAAAUUUGAAAGCAUGUCUGCCAAAAGCAUGUCCUCCAUGAAAGAAUCCUUUGUAGAGAUGAGCUCCAGCAGUAUUAUGGGGAAAUCUAGCAUGGCUCAACUGGAGAGUUCAACUAGUAAAAUGCUUAAAUCAGGUCUGAGAGGAGUACCACCCAAAAUCGAAGCUCUCCCAUCUGACAUCAGCAUUGAGGAAGGAAAAGUUCUCACACUAUCCUGUGCCUUUUCGGGUGAACCUGCUCCUGAAAUAACAUGGUACUGCAGAGGGAGAAAAAUUACGAGUCAGGACCAGCAAGGCAGAUUCCACAUUGAAACCAGUGAAGAUCUAACUACCCUGAUCAUCAUGGAUGUCCAGAAGAACGACGGUGGACUUUAUACUCUGAAUUUAGGGAAUGAAUUUGGUACCGAUUCUGCCACUGUGAAUAUAAAUAUCCGAUCACCUUAGAGAGCUUAAUCUGUAUUAUUUACACUUGUAUUUUUACAAGUGAUUCAUAUAUGGACUGAAAUAUCUGAUAUGUAAAUAUAAAAGAAAAAUAUUUUUUUACCUACCUGAACGAGACAAAGUCCAGAUCUAUACAUUAUGACUUAUAGUCAUUAUUGACCUAAGAAUUUAAAACACUUUUUUCACUGACAUGUACAUACUGUAUAUAGCCGAAGUUAACGGUUAUGAAGUUUUGUACCGUUUAUUUUAUGACAUUUUGAAACGUAACUUUUGGAACUAACAGUUGGUAGGGGAAAGUUUCCUAGCAAAUGACUACCCUGCUCAACAUUUAACUAAUUUUUGCGCCUCAACUCAUUGUUGAUGUCUAAGAAUGCCUCAACAGGUAGAGAAGCUCCCUGUUGAAGAUUACCUACGCCUAAGACAUGAUACUGUGCACAGUAUUUCAUACGUGCACAAAUAUUUAUGUUGAAUCAGAAAUGUAAGGCAUUGGUGAUGUUUGCAAUUACCCUCCUGUAAGCAUUGCUUUAAUGCUUUACAUUGGAUCUGAUUACGUCAUAAUUUUCAUACCUGACUGACAAUUUCUGAACAAAGUGCAAGCGGCCAGCACUUUGUUCACCCACUGUGUACUGUUUCUGACACAUUGACUGCCUGAAUAGCUUUUAAAAAAGUAACAUCACCUGGCCAUCCCCUUAAUCAACAGAGCUAUUUAGGUAUUCAAGUGCAGCAGCAGUACCCCAUCUCGGAGGUUCUUAGGGUGCAGUGAUUGAGUUUGUGUGGUAGUAUUAGACACCCAGUAGUCACUUCCGGGCAACUAAGCAAUGAACCACAGUUUGAAAACAAACUGUUGCUACAACAUCAAAUACCAGCCUGCACUUCAAUUUGCUUUAGUUCUCCUAAUGUAGUAAUAGAGCUUGGUAGCUGUUGAACCUCCUAGAGAUAGAAUUGUUCAUUUGAAAUAAAGCAUGCUUUCUGCACCAUAAAA
This is a messenger RNA of Pyrgilauda ruficollis (rufous-necked snowfinch), 99001 nucleotides long. It is a transcript of the gene TTN, whose product is annotated as titin. Bases 226 to 98022 code for a protein of 32598 amino acids. The transcript is spliced from 293 exons. Gene Ontology annotation, biological process: protein phosphorylation. The record is from RefSeq and is a predicted model, not a curated record. Lineage: Eukaryota; Metazoa; Chordata; Aves; Passeriformes; Passeridae. Gene Ontology annotation, molecular function: protein binding; protein kinase activity; ATP binding.